AUGGUGAAACGGUCGCGCGUGUACUGCAGAAGCGGCAGUAGCGGCAGCGGCAGCGGCAGCGGCGUUGGCGGCGGCGGUGGUUGGAACCGGUGUAGUAGUUUUGUGGUGACUAUCGGCGUGUUGGUGUUGUAUAUUUUCUUGUGCAGUGGUUCGGUUUUGGGCGCGUCGCUAGGGGACGACCGGUCCACGCAGUACGCCGCCGCGGUAGUGCAAGUGGCCGAACGGACGGCCGGCGUCUCGUUCGCCGCGACGAGGUACACCGACGACGCCGCCGCAGCGGUCGCCGGGACUCCGGCCCGGAGCGGCAGAUCGGCGGCAAAUCUGUCGCACAUCACCGGCACGGCGAGAAAAAUCAAAAUGUUCAUCAAGAACAGAUACCUGCAGGUGUUUCCGGACGGCACGGUGAACAGCACGGCCGAGGAUACGAGCGAUUAUGGUGAGUGAAUAAUAAUAAUAAUAAUAUAGGUGCCUGUCCAUUAUAAUACGAGCCUACCGACCCGUUUAAAUGAUACCUAAUUAAUAUAUAUAUACAUAUAUAAAUAUUACGAAGGAUACGCGAGUUAGUUGUGAUCGGAGCCGCGAGCGAAAAUCGGGUGUGUGGUCAUCGUUUUUUUUUUCUACCACGGAAACAUUAUAAUAUUAUAAAUUACACCGUAUAGGUAAUAAAAUGCGCGCGAUUUAAAUUUCAACCGGCGACGCGCUAUGUGUCGGAAACCCUAAUUUUCGUAAAGCCCACGCGUACCCGUUAAUACAUAUUAUAUAAAUGUAUACUUACACCAAAAUACGAGUAUUGGCUACGCGUAAGUAUAACAUAGUAUGCACUCGGGUUACACGCCGACCGAACCGGCGAUCGGGCGAGUUAUUAUAUUAUAUGGGUAAUAUAUUAUAAUGGUUGGGUAUCGGAAACAUCACCAGCAGAGGUGCAAACGUUGCGCCAUAAUAUAUCGGCGGCACGACGUUUUCGGAUAUUAAUUUAUUAAUAAUCGCGGACCGCCAUGACGGGCCUAUAAUAAUAAUAACACACUUCUCUUAGGCCUUAGUACCUCCGCGGACGAUACUCAGAGCGCAUAAUAAUAAUAAUAAUAAUAAUAAUAUUAUACGAGUAGACAGUGCAGCGAUGGAAUAAUAAUAUUCUUGUUUUCGGGUGUAAACCGACGCCCGGAGGUUCUGCGAUCGGUAUCGCUUUCGAUUUGACAAGCAAUGGCGUAUUUACGGGAGAGUGGGGCGCGGGGGGGGAGAGGGUAGAGAGAGAUUAGGGAGAUAAAUUUCCCCGUUCGAUCUUUAUAUCGGUCUAGUAUUGUAUCGUUUAUACGGCCGGUGCCAAAUUUUUAAAUUCAAAUUUUCAAAAUCGAAUAAAAACCCGAACGUAUACCUAUGUAACCUACAUAACCUAUCUGAACCACUAGCUAUUAAUACGAACGGGUUCCAAUUAUCGUACGUAAUUAGUAAAUAAACUAAUAAAAAUUAUUUCUAAUAGGAGUGGUGGAAUCGGGAGGAGAAAAAACAAUCGAACUCCUGUAUAGUAAUUUCGAAAUAGAGAAUAGGGCCUCUCCUCAAUUUCCCCUUACCCACGUCCCUGAAUUUACUGAUGUUCACGAGAUGUACGCGGUUUUAUAAUAUUAUAACUCCACUCGGCGAAUGUUUGUCUGUCUGUUUGUUAGGGUCGUCGUCAAAUAUGCUUGUUAUGCAGUAUUCGAAGUCUGUUUAGACUGAAAUUUAAAAAGAAAAAAAAAACGGUCCGUAUUAAUUGUUCAUUUCGUCAAAUAAUAAAAAUAAAUAAAAACAACAAAACAAAAUAGAAGUGCCUAAUCGUGAAAAAUCGAAAGUAAAUAUAAUUACGAUCCCGGGCAUAUUAUGUGAUCUCGUCGCAACGACGAGUAGAAUUUAAUUAAUUUCAAUUAUUACCAAUCAUUUAUUUUAACAUUUUUUUUUACGUACACGGACACAAUUACGUUUUAAUAUUUCUAAAUCGAACAAAAUCAAUAUCAUUUACGAUGCAGCAUAUGCAUUAAGAAUACAAAAUAAAUAAUUUCGUGAUAAUAUUUGUACGGAAUAUAUCGAUAGGUAAUCGAAAUGUAACGAAAUAUGUUGUGAUUUAUACAUUUAAUUACUAGAUAAUAUUUAUUGGAGUAAAGACACGAAAAUGGAUUUCUUGUUUCGGAAUUAAUUUUUUCGGUAUAGUAAACGUCUUUAAAACAAAAUUAGAUAAUUUUUGCUACACCUUUUCAAGUAAAAUCGAAAAGCUGAUUUAAAACACAAAGAAAUGUUUGUCGCUUAAAUUCAAUUUUUUGCUCAUUUGAUAGAACGUGACGAAUUUUUUUUAAACUUAUUCUAGGAAAAUUUAGACAAAUAAUUCUCAACAUUAAUUACGUAAUAUUAUAUUGAUUACACUAAUGUUGAAACACAACAUAGCUUGGUAAAUCGAAGUGUUUUAUUUAAAAAAAAUUCUUAAUAACCCUGGUGUGAGUGUAGAUAAUUUGUUCAGUGUAUCAAUCCAUACUAUUUUUGGAAUAUUAUCUUUUGAAAAUAACAUAAAUAUAUAAAAAUAAUCAUACAAACGUCAAUAUAUCGUAAAUAGGAGGUUAUGUACUAGUUUUAAAUUAAAGAAAACUUACUAUAAGGCAAUUUCAAUUCAAAUUCUCAUUGAAACGAAGUCGUAAGGAUUUUAUUUUGUAUUUCGGUAUUAGGUAUGUUAUUUUAGAAACCUCGAUUUUUUUUCAAAUAUUUUAUUCUUCAUAUAAAUUACCUACGCAAAUACGCGAUAUAAUAAUGUUGUAAACUUAAACUUGAAAACAUAUUAUGUAUAUUUUUUUAUGACAAUGUUAUCUAAUAAAACUUAAAAUUUGUACUUUUACUUUGUAUACGUUUUUAGUUUUUCAAAGCUUUUCGCGCAAAAAUAAUAAUAAUUGUAAUGAAAAAAGGCUGAUAUUGUCACUAUUUUAGUGGGAAGUUGUAAGGGAUGAUAGAUUGAGUAAUUUUAUUAGUAUCAGCAUGCAAUGAUAAACAAUGCCUAAAGAAAUACGAUUGUGAGCCGAUAAUAUUACUAGAUAACAUAUUUAUUCCCUUGUUGAAAUCAAUAAAAAUUCUACAAACAAAUUGAGAGUUUUUCUAAUUUAUUAUGAAAACUACAAAGAAAAUAAAAAAAAUGACCUAAUUAAUGCACAAACUAGAUCAAAAUUGUACAAAAAAGUUCCAGUAAAGUUUUUUAAUGGAGCAUGAUUUCUGGUAAACAUAGGUUAUUUACAAUCCUCCCCCACACACACUGAAAAAAAAAAAACAAAAAUAAAUUAUAGUAUAAAACUAAUCUAAAAUUAUUUUAAAAUUUUAGAAGGAAAACGUAUCUCAAUAUUUUAGGUAAAAACGUUUUUAUUUUUUUUGUUCAACUACAUUAAAACACCGAAAGCUUCUGGUCCGUGAUCCGUUAAAAUCAAAUUUUGCCAAAAUUUUGUCAUUUGUAAGUUUUGUGAUCAAAAGUUUGAAAUUUGUAUGUUCAGUCAUUUUAUCUAAUACAUUUAAAUUAUUUAAUGUAGCUAUUAAUGUUUAACCUACGUGGGGUAACUUUGAUAUCCACAUUUUUUCAUUAUAUUAUAAUAUGUUAUAUGGAGGUAAAACUAUCAAAGUUGUCAAAAAAAGACAUUUUUUUUUUUUUCUUAGUUUUUGAGAUAUUUCAAUUUUACAUGAGUUAUGGGCAUAUAGGUAUGUUAGUGGAAAACUUCAUUAACACAUUUCAUGACUGCAGUUAAAAAAAGCCAUUUCAUCUUUGUCACUAAAAACAGUAGGUCGGUUUGCAUAUUUUCCUUGUGUCGGUUAUGUAAUGUACCAUAAGAAAUUUUGUACAAUUUGCUAAUAACUAAAAUUGAUAUUUCGCCAUCAACUAUUUAUGUUAAAAUUUCAUCUAGUUUAUUAUUAGGAUUCAGGACUUUAUGCACUUAAAAUUCAUAAAAAAGUGAUAAAAAAAUGUCAAAAAAGGCUUGAAAAUUACAAAAAAACAAAAGAGCUGAUACUGGGAAAGGUAGGAUACAUAUGGUUGUUUAUAUCUGUAAGCAACGACAAACCAUUGCUUGACGAAAGACGAUUAUGAGUGCAGUUCAGAAUACAACAUUUUUGCGUCUUUCGUUUAAAUUUGAUUUCGAAACGCUUAUAAAAAAAAAAAAAAAGGUUUCCGAUAAUUUUAGAAAUUUUACUACGUCUGUGUAUUAUUACCAAGUUUCAAAUCUCUACGUAUACCCGAAUUACAGUAAGACUCCCAAAAAUUUAAAAAAUUUUAAAAGCUCAAAAGCUUUGGCGAUGAUACCGUAAGAAAGUAAAUCAAAAAAGGCAAUAAAAAAUGUAUCUUAUAAUUUUUCGACUAAAUCACUUUUUUCUGGUAGAAAACGUCGUCCGUGUUUAAUAUAAAAUAAUGAAAUCGUGAAAUUGUACGUUUUCCUAAAUUUUUUCGCACUUAAGUGCUUUUAUUUAAAAAAUGGCGUCAAAAAUCUUAAAAAGACUUGUUUAAAGUACCAUCUAGACAAUUUGAGCUAUCAGAAAAGUUUCUACAGGUAAAAAUCGGAGCACGUUUCCUUGGAAAAAGCGUGUCCACAGAUUAGAACAAAGUAAAAGAAGAAGAAGAAGAAGAGGAAAAUAAUAAUAAUAAAGAGCAUUGUAAAACCAAUAGCUUCCUCGCUACGCUCUGAAUCUAAAGUGGUAUUAUGUUUUUAAAAGCACACUACACAAAUUAUUAACACAAGUUUUUAAAUGAAAUUUUAAGUAUUAUGAAAAAAAGAAAAUUACAUGUGUUAUAUAAUUUGAUUUAAUAGUUAGUUUGUUGGUGGUGAAUAUUUUAAACCCACCUGGGCCCUGUGUUAUUUUUGAUUUUACUUUUUUUUUAGAUUUUAAAUGCAUAACGUCCUGGCCUUACUUUUUAUUAUUAUAAUAUUUUUAUGGCCUACUGUCAGGUUUCUUUCUUUUGGAGUGCGAACCACUAAUAAAAAGUAGAAAAAAUAUGUAUCAAAGUUACCUUAUGAUGGUUAUUGAAGUUACCAUACAUUAAAAAAAAGUAUGUUACUCAUAAGUUUAAAAAUAAAAUUUAAUUCAUAACAACGUAUUUCAAUGUCCGUAAUAACACUACACAAAUGUAAUAACACUACACAUGUACGUAAAGCCGUUGUACUUAAAAGUGUACCUACUUUACGUAGAGAUUAUUUUUUUAAAUAAAAAAAAUUAACUUUAUUAUGUGAGUUUAAUAACAGUUGAUUAUGAACAAAUAUUGAUAAGAACGGUUUAUCAAAAUUUAAUUUUGAUACUUGGCCUUUUGCACUACGCGACGAAAUAUGCAAAACGCCAAUUCGUAUACGAUAUUAAAUGUUUAUAACAAUGUUUUAAUAAAAUAAUAUCUAUUAUCAAAGUCACCUCAUUUCACGGUAUCCACUAAAAUUUAUUUCAUGGCUAACUUUCACGAAACUUGGCUGUUUUGCAAUUUCUUAACUUUUGACCAGGCCAAAAUGUUUUAUAUUAUUUGUAAUUAUGUUUGUAGACGCAAAUUCACAGUUUGUAAGUUAUUCCUUCUUGAGUUAUUCCUGAAAAUUAAGUUAGCCGUGGUUUGUAAAACUUUUCGAUAUUUGUCCAGGUCAAAAUUUUUUGCAUUUUUUAUAAGUAUUUGAAAGCGAAAAUCUAUAAUUUAUUAGUCAUCUCUUCUUGAGUUAUCUCUGAAAAGUAGUAGUGGUCAAUAUAGUGUUUGGUGUUCCACUAUAAUAUUCCAGUCAAAUUAGACAAAAAACGACUGAAUUCGAAACUAAUUCCCUGAAACUGAAUUUUGGUAUACAAGUAGUUUAUAAAUCACUAAUAAAUAUACUAAAAGUCUUGAUACCUAUCCCUUGUUCGUAGCCUCCCACCUCUCUUGGUGGGAGAAACGCGUUUCUUUCACAGGUGUCAACUGUUAAAGUAACAAUACAAAUACCUAUGACCAAAAGUAUAGAUCAUACGAUUUACCUAACUUUUAAUAUUUGUAUAUUGCGGUCAGGUUAGGUAUCAAUACAGGUAGAUUAUCACCAAACAAUUACAACUUAGUGCUUAAUAUAAAAAAAAAAAACAGAUGUUAUAUACGGAAGAGAAUCGUAUAAAUAUAGGAAUAAAAAAAAAAUAAAUAUAGAAUUGGCUAUUUUCAGUACCUGAAUGACAAAUUAUAUUUAUACUAUUGUACUCUAGAUAUUAGUAAUGAAUAAUUUAUUUUAGUAAUAUUUACUUUAUAUUUAUUCAUAGAUUAUUUGUCAUGUAUGUUUGUCAUAUUUUAUAACUAAAUUGUUCAUAUAAUGUUAUUUUAACUCUCUACCACCAAAACAAGUAUGUGCUUUAAGGUGGUAGAUAUUCUGUGUUUUAUUUUUAUUUAAACUUUAACUAUCAUGUAAAAACAAAUAUAAUUUCUCUAUAAAUAAAAAAAAAAAAAAUAGAAUAAAAAAAAAAAAUUGGGCUAAUAUUUAAAAAGUGAAAAUAAAGGAAAUUGGAGAAAAAUUGUAUUUUAGUUUUCAUUUGUCAAUGAAUAUUAAUAGUAUAAUAUCUAAAACAAUGAUAUAUUAAUGAAUUCAAAUUAAUUUAACAUCCAUUACAGUAACCUAUCAUCCGACACUAUUUAUUAUUUAUGUUUAUUAUUGAAGUAUAAAUUACUUGUGUACCAAAAUUCAGCUUUUGGGGAAUUAGUUUCGAACUUUGUCGUCUUUUUGUUUAAUUUGACGACUAUUAUAGUGGAACACCAAACAUUAUAUUGACAACUACUACUUUUCAGAGAUAACUCAAGAAAGGACAACUUACAAAUUGUAAAUUUGCGCUUAAAACUACGUACAAAUAAUACAAAGUAUUUUGGCCGGAUUAAAAGUUUAGAAAUGGUAAAACUGCCAAGUUUUGUGGAAGUUAGUUGCGAAAUAAAUUUUAGUGGAUAAUUAAAAACGGCUGGACUUACAAAUUUUUAAUUUUUGCUUACAAACACUUAUAAAUGACUUACACAAUUUAGUUCGAAGAAAUUAAAUUUGUGCGGCUACUUCAUGGAUCUGAAAACAUCUAAAACAUUAGUUUUUUUACUGCAAUUUCUACGUUUGACUUUUCUUUUUUAACGGUAUUCUUUUGAGUCUCAAGAUACUCUUACAAUUAUGGCAACGUACACGAAUUACUGUCUUCGAAGAUAAUGUCUUGCUUUUCAAUAACUGUUUUCUAAAAUAAUACAAUAAAUAAUAUUUUAGAGUUUUUUUUUUUUUCAAAUAAAUUAUUGGCUUAACGAUAGUUAUUAUUUGUACUAACUUUGAAGUUGCGUCUAUUUGUUUAAUCGCUCGUGGUUUUUUAAUUUCCGUAUCAGGAGAGUUCGGUUUAGCAGAGUUAUUGUUUAUUUUGGCAGUGCUAUUGAGCACAAUAAGUGUUUUUUUGUUUUCAGACGGAGCGUUCUUUUUAGUCAGAGUUGUGCUCACACUUUUCAAUUUUGUAGGAAUUUUAACCGCAGCAUCUCUUAAAUUUUGCAACGGUUUGGGUAAAUUUUUCGACUUUGUGCUCGUAAUUUUUUGCUGAUUCAUUUUGACCGACUUUACUUUGGAUAAAUCGUUUUUGUUAUUUUGAUUUUCGGUUUUCGAGUUUUUGUCGUUCUUGAGAUUAAAUGUUAAAUUUUUUUUUUUAUCGGAUGCGCCGGAUGUAGUCUUUGUCUGAUUCAUGUCGUCUUCUUUUUGUAAUUCAUUUAAUAGCCCCUGGACCUUUUGGAUCAUAUUUUUGCUUUUCUUUUUUUCGGUUUCUUUCCUGACCAAUUCGACUAUCUUAGAAAUUACUACCUCGAGAGUGUUAAUAUCGGUAGAUUUAUCUUUUGUCAUAUUUCUGAACGACGGAAUCUGACCACUUUUCAAAUUUUCAAUCCUAAUGUAGUCCGAUUAAAUUGAAUUAAACUGUAGUAGUGUAUAAAUAAUUUUAAUUGAAUUUUGACAAGGAGGUGAAAUGUUUUUUUUGUUUCUAAAUGGGUACUUGUUUACUAUAUUACUUAUUUAUGUCAUACACAAUUUUCACUACGCUACAUAAUUGGUGAAAAAAAAAACAAUAUAAAUUAUUUGGCUACAAUUGUUUUUUUUUUUAUGAUUUAAUAUACAACAGUAUAUUUUGAUAAGAAAUAAUUGAAUUAACACGAGUGAUAAAAUAUUUUUUAAAAGUAUGAUGAUGUCACAAAACAUAUAUAUAAUUAUUAUAAAAACACGAAACACAAUAUUAAAAUAUUAUUGUUCGUUUAUAAAGUGUUAACGAUAAAAUCUAUUAGCGAAUUUUAUGUACACCUACAUACCAUAUACCGAUAUACUCAAGGCUGGACAUUAACGAGUAAAUAAGUUAAUGUAAAAUUUAAGAUAAAUUAAACUUUUUUCUCAGAUAAUUUGUACUCAAUUGAUUUCUUAUUUUUUUAAUUUAAAUAACUAAUUAACAAGUUAAUUUUGAAUUAUUCUAUGUAAUGCUAAUCUUAAGUUUUUUAAUUUCGUCACAAUAUUAAAUUUACAAGUUAUUCUUACACUAAUUGAAUAGGUAAGGUCGUAUAAAAAUUAUUAUUUCUUUUACUUAAUAAUAUGUGUGAAUUUCCUAGUUUAAAAUAAGUACAAUUUGAUUUAACUUAUGACAAAUUCCCUGCCAAUAUAUCAAACAAUUGAUGAUUCUUAUUUUCAGAAAAGUGAAAACUCUUGGUAUAAUUAUUUAUACAAAAAACAUUAACUUAACUUUAGUUAAUAAGUUAUCUGAUACAAUUUUCAAAUUUAAUUUUAACUUAAAUCAGCUGUUAAUUAAUAUAAUAAUAUUAAUUUGUCACGUGUUGAUUCGUUAACUUUUUUCAAUCAAUUUAACUUACCUGAGUUAAUAUUAUCCGUUAUUUGCUCGGCCUUGCAUAUACCUGUAGAUUUUUUUUAAAACGAUUUAAAUUUUUUUACUUUUUAUACAACUAUAUAUUGUGCUGUAGUUUAAAAAUACAAUAAUACAAUAUUUGUAUACCAAGGUUAACCAAUACGAAUAUGCGGAUCAUUUUUCCCAACGUGUUCCUAAUGCGUGGAUAUUAUAUAGUUGAAUUUUGUGAAAAUGUAAAGUAAAACCGGCUUCUGUUCAUUGUCUUCCGAAAUUCUUUAGAUUCAGAUGACGACAAAAAGAUAAUUUGUUAAUAAACGAAUCUUGAAUGAACUGAUGCUAUACUAUCGGCAAUAAAUCAAUUGGACCCAAAUUGUAGGUAUACGUAUAUAGUAAUCCACCGUGGUAUAAAAUCGUAUGGAAACCUCGUUGGCUAGAUAAAUAUAUACAAAACAUUGAAUUUUUUUUGAAAUUUGUUAUCAGAAGAAUCUUUAAAAAAAAACUAUAUUGAUUUUUUUCUUCUGUUCAUUCUGUUAUGUAUAGAAAUUAAUUAAUUUAUUAUAUAGAUCAUUUAGAUCGUUAAAUAAUUAAUGCUAGCUUAUAAAUAUUUUCAAUGGUUUCUAUCUGUUUAUUAAGUAUACCGUGUUUGAAUUGAUUUUGUCGUAAUAACUUGACAUAACUAUUUACGAAUUAUCGACGAUUUCAUUAUUUUUAUAAUAAUUUAUUGUUUAGUUAUAAUCAAAAAAAAAGAAAAGAAAAAAAUACAUGUGUCACGGAAUUCAUUUUUCAAUAUUCAUAUAUAAGUGCGACAGCGCACUGUCUGUACCGCAAUAUCCAAUAUAUAGAUCAAACAAAGGUUUAUUAUUUUAGAUUUUGAGUUCCAUAAUUGAAAGGAUGGGUUAUUGUUUGCGGUCCUCAUUAGACAGUUUAGGGGGGAGUUUUGGAGGAAACUAGUAGAAAAAUGGGAAAUAUGUAUGAAAUGGAGCAUGGAAACGGAUGCGACGAGGUGGAACUUUAAAAUUGAUGAGGGAGAGGAGAACGGGAGAAUCUAUUUUGCCAAUGAGGAGAUUUGAUAGGAAUGCAAUUUAUGUAUCUAUCUAUGGUCUGCUAGGGUUGAGAGGCCCAGCUUGCAUAGGACAGUAGAGUAGUCGUGGGGUAUGAGACAGGGAAUAUUACCAAAGAAACGGCACAUAAAGCAACACUAUCAGAAUCGUUUUUCCGUUAGCAAUGGUUAAUCGUUGCGUACAUAUAUAUAUAUUCAAUUUCCCCUUUAAUAGCUUCCCAACUUCUCACCUACAACAGUUACCCACCCACGUGCGAAGUUUGUCAGUUUUUUUUUUUAACUGUAUUUAUGUCUUCAAAUAAUUUAAUAACAGCGUUUAUAUUAUUGAGUAAUGUCCAGGAGCAUAAUAUUCAAGACGUUUUAGACGUGUGGUCGUGUGGGCACGAUUAUUUAUGAGUCGAUGUUUAAACAUUUUUAUUUUUUAUUAAAAUAUGAGCUGGUCUAAACCUAGAGGCCGUUGCUAAAUUAGUUCGAUAGAGUAUCCACACUGCAUACGUGUAUGCUGCAAAAAUCCCAUCAACAGUGUAAACGAUAUAUUAAUCGCAUUAUGUUUACACGUCUAAAUUGAUACAUUUAACAUUUUAUAAUAAAAUAUUCUCCGUCACAUUUUAAUAUUUUUUUUUUUAUAAACAAAAAGUGAAAGUUUAUUGAGUUUUUUUUAUAUUCAAACAUUAUUCAAUACGACCGACCGGUGCAUUUAAUCAUAUUUUUUUGUAUAAAGAGUAUAAAUAUGACUUAUAUUAUUAUGUAUAUAAUAUAUGCGUUUAGAAAUAUAAUCAAUUAUAUGAGUUAUUAUUUAUAAUGUUAUUAUUGUCAUUUAAAAUACACAAUUCUAUAUAGAUUAACGGUUUGAUUAACCUAGGCUACAUACAAAAUAUGCAGUGUUACUAUAAUAUAUUAUUAUACCCGGUGAUACGAAUAAUGAUCACUUAUGUAUAUUAUAAACUCACAAAUCACGAUCGAUUUGUAUUAUAUCACAGUCUUUAAUAUUAAUUUAUGGGACGAUUAAUAACAGUUUAAAAUAAUUGAAAAAAAAAAAAAUCAUCCAAGAUUAAAUUAUUAUUAAGUAUUAAUACUUUUAUUAUUAUUUAACACUUAAGGCGGUUUCGAAAGUUAUUCUAUUAAAAACAAUUUUCCAUCACACUCGUAUAUUAUAUUCUUGUCUAUGUACAGUUAUAUAAAAGUCAUAAGUACCUUCAAAAUGACAUGAUAACCGCAUAAAAACAAAUAAGUAUCGUUGGUUUUAAUAUUAGAGUAUUAAUAUUGACCGGCAGCCUAACCUAACCUAAUCUAAUGUUCAGUGACGUGCCCUAGGGAGGGCUAAGAGGGCUUCAAUCCCCUUUAAUCAUUGUCCAUGUUAAAUACAAAAACAUUAAUAAUACAAACUAUUCAGUACUGGACAAUUAUUACUAAUAUAAUAAUAAUCAUUACGUAUUUGAACUAAUUAUUCAAUUAAGUACAAAUAAUUGUACCUACUACAUGUGUUUUCCGAAACGGUUUUUUCCCCGUUGGAAAACCCUGGGUACACCACUGAGAAAACUGAGCAAUUUCAUCGUUGGUUUUGUGUCAUUAUUUUAAUUUUCAAUCGAGAGAUAACUUUUUUUGAGUUCUAAUAUUUCGCUUAAAAAUUAUAAAUUACCGACAAAACACCCACGUAGUUGAACGGAUGCAAUGUUCUUAUUUAAAGUUAUUUAGUUGUUAAAUGAUAGAUGAAUUCACUCUAUCGUAAAACUAGAGGCACACAACGUUGUCCGCUAAGUGUUGAACGCAAAUUUAUGUCGUACGCAUGCUCGUAAAUAAGGGGGACUUAGCCUUAUAUAAACCAUCUCAAGCACUACCUAUAAUAUUUGAAGUAAUUUAGUCUUUAAUAUUUGGUUUAAAACCUAUUGGGUUCAAGUUCUAUGUAUUUUCAGUUUAUAUUUAUGCCAAUGGUCAUAUAUAUGUCGAUUUUAUAUACAACUAUAACUUAAAUUUUCUCAAAAAUAAAAAUAUUAAAAAAUAUUUACAUGGGUUAUUAUUUAUGUAGGUAAAAUGUUCUCUAAAUUGUAUAAAUUUGUGUUUAGAGAAAAUCUUCAAUGAGUAGCGUACAGAAUCGAGAUCGGAUUUUGUAUUACUAUAAUAUUAUUUAGGAAAAAUGGUUAUCAAGUAAUAAUAAUAUUUAAAAUCGUUUUAUUAAAGUGUUUUUUUUUUUUUUUUUUACCGAACCCAGACUUCUAAACUGCGAUAUGUUUUGAACGUUUAUGUCUCCGAACAUUUAUUUCGAAUAAGAAAUUUGUUCGUCCGAGUUGGUAGAUUAACGAUAAAUUCGGUUGGAAAAAUAUAAAAAAUAAACGCUUACUGGAUAACUUUACUAUGAAUAAUAAUAAUACUAUUUAUAUAAUAUGAACGAAUUAUAUAUAAAAUAGAAAAAAUAUCGGUAAUAGUGUAAUAACGUCGGCGCCUAAUGUCGAUUACAAUAAUUAUCAUAAUAGGCAUUCUUGUAUUUUAUAGAUAAGUGAAAUAUAGUAUAUGUUAUUCGACUGUUUUAUAGAUUAGUAAAAAUAUAACACACCACGUAUAUUCAGUAUGGUUUUUUUCUUAAAAUAAAUCUAUAUUUUUUUUUUUCCAUAUUUCGUUUUUAUUGAAUAAUUUGUAAAAAUUUGAAAAUGUGUUAAGUAAACGUGGUGUGUAAAUCAGAAUAUAUACACAACACCAUUAAGCUUUAUUAAACGUAUAAUAAUGAUAUUGUACCAGCUAAUAUUUUAAAAACGGACAAAGUAGUAGAGUCGUAUAAUAUAAGAAGCUGCUUAUUCCGUUUUAACUUAUGUAGACCAGUAAUUGUAGUAAUCAAAAUAACGCUAUAUAACCAGUUCAUACGAGAGUAUAAUACAGCAGACUCGGCAGAAAAACAUUUUCUCGCAUCAUUGACGGUAACACACAGCUCAACUACAUGUUUAUUUCCGAUAAUGAUUAGCAAUAACAACACCGAGUCGUGCUAGAAAAAAAAUAAAUAACAAACAUUAUUCUGUCCUAAGAUUAUGUUAGGUUAUAUUUCGAUAAUUUACAAAUAAAUAAUUAUACACGCCAAUUUCCUAAAAAAAAUAAUAAAUCGUCAUUGAUAGGUUUUAAUGCAGAUUUCCACUAUACUGUAGACGUGUCAAUGCAGUUUUUGGGUGUGUUGCAAAAGCUAGUAUUAUUAUUACUAUUCCAUACAGAAAGGUUCCGAAUUAGAAUUAAAGUUUGAACGGUUGCCUGAAAUCGUUAUUUCUGUUUUUUUAUACAACCGUGUGUCGAAAUUGUCUACAUAGAAAAAUGUGUAACCGAGAAAUAAAAAUAAAAAAUUACUGUAAAUUGUCAGUGUUCGAUUAGACUUAAGUUUCUGUAGAUGAAGGUUAUUUUUAUUUUAGUAUUUUUAAAAUUUGUCUCCAAUAAAACAAUUAUAUUAAUCAUGAAUACACAAAUUUGUAUAAUGCAAGUAAAAUAUAGGUAUAGUUGAAAUAUAUUAUGCAACCUAGGUAGGUAUCUGCUAUGUUUGAAGAAUGAAACUUUUUUAAGACGCCUAAUAACAGUCGAAUUCAUUAUAUUAUAAUCAUUAUAAUCUUUAUCUCGUACAUUAACAUAAACAGUUUUUUAAAUGUGAACAAUAUGAAAAAGAGUGAUUACUUAUCAUAUUUUUAGCGUUAAUCCUCUUUAGCUUUAUUUUCAUAUGGAUACAACUUUAUAAUGUGACCCUAACUGAACUGUCUCGUUAUUAUAUAUGCUAGUUUCUCGUUCAUAUUUCACGUUUAAAUUUUUCAUAAUAUAUUUAUAGUUCCAUUACGCUAAUAAUGUAUUCCACGUGUAUUAUGACCUCUUGUAAUCACGAGAUUUACUUACUUUAUAACUUAUAUAUACAAGAUAUUAUAACAUACAACGCGUGUUUAGUUUAUAUACUACUGUGUUGUAGUAAAAUUUAUUUAAGGAUAUCAUAUUAUAUAUUAUUAUCCUUACACCUAAUAUUUAUAUAGAUUACUCUUGGUAAUAUUUGGAAAACCAACACAGAAAAAAUAUAAACAAUUAGAUAGAUAGAAUUAUUGUUAUUUCAUAAUAAUUAUAAUUUAAUAAAAAUAAAUGUUAAAUCGUUGGUUUUAAUCAAAAUCUAUUAAAAAAAUCAUACAUAUUAUAAUAUUAUAUUCAAACGUAUUAAACAAGUAGGUACUUAAUUUAUUUAAUGAAUCAAUUGAAUAAGUAGAUAUAACGGUUUAAAAAUAUAUAUCUAAUAAAGAAGAUGCGUAUCAUAGUGUUUUACCAGGAAAAAAAAAUGUUAAUGCUAAACUUUGAAGUAUUUUAUAUAGGUUAACGACAUUAUGAAAUACUAAUAAUGUAAACAAUUAUUCAUACGGUAUUUUUUUGAACACAUACAAUUUUUAACAUUGAAAUUGAAAUUUUGGCGUAUCUGCUCAGUUUUAUACAAUAUACUUUUAUAUAUAAAAGUAAAUAAAUUAUUAAUUUUUAAUUUUAACAUUUAAUAAUUUCGUUAAUUUAUUUUAAUAACAACAAAUUAACUAAAAAGCACUCUUUAAAAUCAUGCUAAUUCACUUUUUUUUCUAUGUAAUAUAUUAUAUAAUAUAACCUAUGUAAAAUCAUAAAUUAUCAGUGUAAUAAAAUGAAAUACAAUCAACAAUAUUAUUUAACGGUAAUUGAAUUCAAUAAUAUCAUGUUAAAAUCGACAUUAAUAUAAAAUAAUAAUAAUAUAAUAAAUACUUGAAUCUAAAAAAAAAACUUGUGGUAAAAUAUAUGCUGACAACUUUUAUAUUAUACAAAUAUAAUUUCAGAUAUUACGUGAUAUAUUAUAAUAUUUAAAAAAAUCAAAACGAUAUUUUUGUUUACCAUCUUCUGUCUUUUUUUUUUCUCGGAAAACGCUCGGGUUAAUAAGAAGACUACAAAUUAUUUUCAUCGUACCUUAAAAGAUGCACAUUUUUUAUAUGAAAAUAUAGUUCAUAUUAAAUAUGUAUUUGAAAAAUAAAAUUUGUAAGUUUUCAACAGUUUUUCUAAACCUUUUCGAUAACUUACCACAAAUGUCGAUACAUCGGCUUUAUUCUCGUUGAAUUCCGGGUUACGAAUUUUUGGUUACGGGGACAAAAAACACGACUAAUAGGUACUUUACUCUCUCUUAGAUUAGGUUUUUCGUUUGCAAUGUUUGCAAUCGUUGCGUACAGCACAUAAACUAAAUUACUCUGUAUAUUAUUUUACUUUCUCAACUAUCCACCUACCACAGUGUAGGCCUACCCGUGAACAGUGUUAACUAAAAACAAUACAACUAUAAGCAUUGUCGCUACACACGGAGUCUAAAAUCAACACGAUAUUUUAGAUUACCGUCUUCGUUAAUGCACGAAAUUUAUGACUGGUAGAGACGAUACACGUUCUUAUACGUUUUUAUUAUGAGGUUUAUUUUAUAUUUGUCACCUUAUUCUUUUCUUAAUUUGUGAUUUUUUAACCGAAAACCAUUCAAAAAUACCUACAAAUUAUCAAGUAUUUAAUAAAGCCGUGGACGAUUUUUAAACAUAUACGUUAUAAGUUAAAUUGAAUAAUCAAUAUAUUAUUAUAUGUAUUAUAGGUACAUCAGGUUUUUUCAUGAUCCGUUAUUUCCUGUUUACGAUUUGAUAAUCCUUAUUUAAAUGAUCUUUUGUUAAAAAUUCAAUCUCUAAUAACAAUAUUAACAGUAACAUUGACGUUACAUUAAUCUUAUACUUAUAAUAAUAUACGGGUGCUUUCACAUUGACGUGACAUUGCUACAGGGGACGUCGAAUAUCCACCGACGUCAAAUCACACGUACGUUUUCACGAAGAGAUGAAAACGGCGAGAUAAGUUUACUUAGACCAUCUGCAGCUAGUGUAGAUGCAAACGAUAACCGUUAAAAUAAUAAUGCGUCUUAAUCGGUUACAGAACGACUAAAAUAGUCGAUUUUUAAAAUCUUAAAUUUCUCUAUAUAUUAUAUAUUUAUAACAUAGUUUAAUAACUUACACAUAAAAUUAUCGCUAAUCUGAUUUAUUGACUCCCCAACCAUACGUAUUUAUUAGAAAUGUUAAUAUUAUGAAUUACAAUAUCAAUAUUACUUGAAUAUAUACAGGAUGAUGUAUCACUGUGUGUAUCUCACAGAAAAUAAAACCAGGAAUAUCGUACAGAAAAGUUAGAUUUACCAGGACGUACACGUUUAGACACCUUGUAUAAUAUAAUCUACUAUAACAAACCAAAUAAAAUGUAAUAAAUAAUAUUGGAAUUUAAAUUAUUUCGUUUAUAUUAGGUAUUAAAUGAGUAUCAUAGGUACCAUAUUAACCGAUAUUUAACUCGGUCCAAUGAAAGUUAUAAAUUUAUAAUAAUUCAUAGUGUAGGGACUUAUAUUAUUACAUUGAAAACAUCUCUAGUUUUUUUAUUAAUGUAAUAAAACACAUAUGUUCAUAUUUACAUAACGUGAUCUAAGAAACGGAAUAUCACGAAAAUCGUUUUAGAUGUAAUUUAGUGUGUAUUAAGCAUCAUUGCCCCCAAGGGGCGUUUCAAGUGUGGGAUCACUUGUUUAAUAUAUGUAGUUAGGCAGAUAGGUUAGUCGUGGUUUUUUUUUUUUUAUUAUGCUAAAUAGCCUAGAAGAAGACGUGUUGUUAUAUAUUAUUAUUGUUGGGUUAUUAUCUCAUGACCCCUAGCCCGCCGCGAAAACGUAUUUUCAAAAUUGUUUAUUAAAAUUAUUAAAACGUGUAAAUUGAAUAAUAUUCUGAAUAUUCCAUUAACUGUAUACCAAAUCUUAAAUUUGUGAAUGAGUUAUUGAAAGUCGGAACAUUUUGUUUAGAUUUUCACAAAACCAGUUUCUUUUUUUUUAUAUAUAAUAUAUAUACUUAAGUAGUCUUCUCACUAAAAUCACUAUCGCGUAGGCAUUAUUUCCUUGUUCAUCUGGCACCUACAUUUAUAGAUUUUAAUACAUUUAAGUAAAUUGUUUAUAUAUACGUCUUUGCUAAAAUAAUAAAAAUGUUUUAAUCUAUGGGUACUUUACACAAGAUUAUUUUAGAUUCUGGGUAUAUAUUAGACAAACUAACUUAUAGCUUAACUAUAAGAUGUGUUUUUUUUGUUUUUAUCUUGGAAAGCUCUUUUUCGGUUAAUAAAAUUGCUUCAAUUUUUAAAUGUUAUACCUUAAAAAAUGCGGAAUUUCUCCCUACAUUACUUUACCAGAAAUAUUUUUCUAGACUAAUAAUAGUGUUUAAAAAUAAAAAAAAUGGAUUAUAUCGGCUAAAAGGGGAAACAACGUCUAAUAUUAUUUACCUUACAGGGGAUCGUUUAACCGAUCGGCAAAUCGGGAACUUAGAAUGAUAUUUUUUUUUUGUGUAAUGAUUCAUUUUUGCAUUUAGUAUCUAUAUAAACUAAAAUAUCUACUUAGAUUAACAGUGUCCUAAUACUGCCGAUGCAUGUGACGGUAUUUUUUUAUUUGUAUAAUAUUGCGAAUUUUACAAUCAAUAGUUAAAUUUUACGAUUGGUUGGGCAGUAUUGAAAAAAAAAACAACAAUAUUUUAAUCGCUAUAGAACGCAUAACUUAUCAUUAUAAUAUUACGGAUAAUAAGUAACUUUAAAUAAUUUCAAACUCACGAUACGUCCCGGAGAGAGUUGUUACAAUACAUUAAACAAAAAGACAUCAUGCCAAAAUAGUUGUUGUGUACCUGUAUACUUACUGCUACUGCAUUAGUGUUGCAGCUUAAAAUAUUACGCGUCCAAAUACGUAUUGGAAUACUUAUACAGUUAUUAUCUAGAUAUUAUUAUACAUGGUGGUAUUGCAUUUUUCGUUUUUAGAUUCCUAUUUUAAUAUAUAUACUAUACAAUGGAUAUCGCAUAUCGUUUUAUCGAUUUGGAUUUAGAAAUUGUCGAUUUGUUUCGUGAUACAUAUUAUACAUUUUAUGAUUGACAUGCAUGCACUCGUACUAUUUUUAUUUUUGGCAUAUGAUUAUGCGUAUUACUAAUAGAAACAAUAAGUCCAAUGUCCUUAUUAUAUAUAUAUAUAUAUUUGGUGCAGCUAACGAAAUACACUAUUUAAUAUGAAAAAGAUUAUGCUCUUUUUUCAUCUCUAUAAAACAUUAAGAUUAUAAUAUUUACUACCUAUUUUUUUUUUUUUAUGAUUUCUCGCGCUUUGAUAUAUUAUAAUCCUUCACAACGAUAUUAAAUCGGCAAUAUUAUUAUAAUUUACGCUUAAAUGAUUUAAAAUUCUAAAUUCUUAUAAUAAUACGUAAUGAUUUUAAAACCGACGGCGGCAUGAAAGUGAUAAAUAUAGUGUGUAUUGGCAUACUUUCAAAGAACUAGGUAUGUAAUUGGUAUCUAAAAUUAUCUCGAUAUACCUUUGUCAUGCAUAUAUAUAGAGGGAGAUUAUUUAAGUAGGUACGUAAAAUUGCAAAACAUAUUUUUUUUCCAGAGUAUUUCAAGUUUGAUUUAAUUUCUAUGACUUGUAUCAUAAGUACCUAUUUAUUUCGAACAUAAUAUUUUUGUUGAAUUUUAUUUUUUUACGAACAUAUAACAUUUUCGAUUUUAUUAAUUUCAGUGUUACUAAAUAUUAAAAAAAAAAAAAAAAAAAAAAACAACAAUAUUAUAAUCAAAAAUGGUCCAAGAAAAAAAUAGAUAAGUUUUCAAUACAAGCAAAUUACAUUUUGAGUAUAAAUAGGUUCACUGCCUGUAGGUCCAUAAACUAAUACACUAAUACACACAUACAUUUACUAUUGUUUUUAAAAAUACAUUCACUUAUGUAAUUUAGACAAUUUAGACAAAAUACAUAAAGGGGUAAAAUUUAAUAAGACCAAAUUCUAUAAAAAAUUGACUUAAACAUCUUGGGACCAUUGAUAUAGUUUUAUACUAUUGUUUUUGUAUAUAAAUUCUAGUCAUGAUAAUAUUAUUAUUGCACUUACUGUUAUUACAUAAUAACAGCAACAAAAAUAAAAUAAACCGUAUCUUCACAAGUGUAUAUAUACGAUAACAAUGUAAUUUUAAAUAAAUUCUCAUAUUUAGACUUUAAUAAUUAACGGACGAUAGGAAAUAUUUAAACACUUGUUUAUGUAUAUGUAGGUAAUAUUGUAACACAUUAAAUUGUAUUUUUAUCUCGAUAUACUUGCAGGGUAAAAUGAAAGACAUCUUAUCGACGAAUCUCGUCGUUUUACUGUAGCAUAAUUUGAUAAACAAUAAUAACUGUAUGCAUGACGCAUUAAAAAAUAUUCACACGCGUAUUGUAAUCAUGUUAAACGCCAAUUACGAUGUACGUGUAUUUCGAUACACGGAAUUCGAUUGUUGUUCGGUAGGUAGUUAUUUCCACGAUUAUAUUAUGUUUCGUAGAAUACAAUUCUCAAAUUGUCGUUUCGGUGCAUAAUAUUCGAAUUAUUUCGAAAAUCGGGGAGGACAGCGCCACCGGGAUGUUUAUCGUGCUGGUAGUUCGUUUUACCUAUACCGGUCCGACACACACACACACACACACACACACACACACACAAUAGAGACCAACCGUCGAAAAGCGUUUGUAAAUAACUUCGGAAGCGUAUUAACUCACAAAAGUAGUCCGGAACCACACACAUAAUAUUAUUAUACUUGCAGGUAUGUGGGUAUUUUUUUACAAAAAAAAAAAAAAUAAAUAAAAAAAAUAUUAUAGUCAUGUAUGUUCGGAAUUUCAUUUGCCUCCCUGCCGAUCUCUCACGCGGAUCGCGGUGAAGUGUUGUGUGUAUUUUUUCGUAUAAAACUCGAUCAACAGGUACUUACUUCGCCGCUUGUGCCGUGAGAACACGCAGUGCGCCUACUCCGGAUAAGUACUAAAUUUUAAAUGCUUCCAUCGCAACAGCUGCAUACAACUAUAUAGACGAAAAGUAGAAAUCUCGCCGUUACUUUAUAACGCUACCGACAAGAUAUAGGUUUAAUAUAUACUAUAUUAUAUGCCUUACGUUUGUCUAAUUUAUGUAUUAUAUAACAUGUCUGUUUACCGCAUACUUUUCUGUUACAGUAUAUUAUAAAGAAUCACAAUUUUUUAUAUCGCGCUGAAUAUUUAGAAAUACCAUAAAUACAUAAUAAUUAUAAUACCGUAACAUGAUAUUUUAAACGAAUUCUUAUAAACACACGCCUAUAGGCACCGAUUUACUAAAUUGUGAGCUUCUGCAAUUACCAGCUAUACUAUGUACAAUUCGAAACUCUUUCAUUUUGCCGUGCCGACUUUUUCUAUUACUUGGCUAUUUCUUAAUUCUUGAUCCGUUCUAAAUUUGUUCUCCGUGUUUGUUUUCGUGAUUUUCCUUGGUGACAUUUUCUCGUCUAGAUGGCUUUUUGAGUGUUGAAGGAAAUAUUUUCUUUAACGUAUUCAUCCAAAGGAAGUUGAUACAUAUGUAGCAAGGGCAGACGAAACACAGAGUUGGUAAUUUGUUUUUAUUAUUUGAAUUUGAAAUAUACAUGCGAAUACUUGGACAUUAUGCCGAUACUGUAGAUCACUACCUUAAAUUAUAUACAUUUUAUAUGCGUAAUUAUUACUUUGAUCAAUCUAUACAAUUCAAAUGAAAGUUAUAACGAUACGAUAGUGGUAUAGAUAUACGCAAUUGUUAGUAAUGCGUAUGACGCUCGUAUAACUGCAAUGUGUAACUUGCACUGGCUUUACGUGGGACUAUAGGCGAGAAAAUUCCUAAUGGCCGGUGGAGCGGGCACGCGUCUCCCAAAUUUGGUAAUAACCGGUCGAGUUUGGUAAACGAGUCGAAAUAAACGGUUGGAUCUCAAGGGAAUCGAUCAAACUACAAAUCUCAUAGUUUCUAGUCGUCAGUUUACCGAUUGGAUCAAAUUAUAUAUAUAUAUAUAUAAUAAAUAAAUAUAAAAAUGCAAUGAUAUAUAUUAUCGUUCGAUAUACUCGAUAAAAUGCAGUAGAAUCAAAUUUGUACUUGUUUUAAGUCAAGAAUUUGUAUUGUUACACUAUGACUAUGACAAUACUACCUAUAUGCGAUUUAUAUAAACCGUCGAACCGUCGGUUGUUGAUCUUGAAAUUUCGAUUUGUAAUUGAAAAUCGGGUACACAAAUUUAAUUUAUCAUGCACAAAAUGACGCGGGGAAUUUAAAAUGAAAUAUUAUUUCAUCACCUGUAUCACACAAACUGUAGUUUUCGAUUAUGAAAAUAGUCAGAUAAAAUCCAAUAGAUAAUUCGUCAAGUUCGUGCUCGUCGUAUACUGAUAAAUAUUUUUCAUAAAAUGUAAUAAUUCAUAAAUGAAACGAAACAAUUGAUCGGAAUUUAUAAUAUGUAGUAUAUGUAGUAUGUAGUAUUGAAAUAUCUCGAAUUCGAGACGAGAAUAAUCAAAUACUUAAAAAUCGAUUUAUCAAAAACUGUCCAUUUGAUCUGACCGAAAUUCUACUAGAAACACGACGAUCGACGUUUGGCCCCCCCUCGACGAACGUUCUGAUAAAUUAAUUGAUAUGUCCGUAUAAUAUAAGUUAACCUGCUACAGGUUAUCACGACAUAUUAUAUAAUAUUAUGUAAAUAUAACUGCCGGAUUGUCAAUUUAGUGUUACCAAAUCGGCCGAUAGGAUUUUAACAUUUGUAUUAUUCUAUGUGUGUAUAAUGUGUGUGUGUAUAGUGUGUGGUAUUGAUUCGUAAUCGACGACAUUUCCAGCACAAAUCUGACUUGACUGCUAUACAAAAUAUCAAAAAUUUAUAUGGGACGCAGCGUAGUUUAUAUAAUAUAAUUAAUAGUACGACCUCAAUAUUUACAAAGAUUUGGAAGAAGUGAAAACAUUUCCUAUUUAGAAUACGAUUAAAAUAAAACAUAUAUAACAUAAUGGUCGGGGAAUAUUAAUUUAUAAGUUCCGUUUUGGAUACACACCUACUGAUAAUAUUAUACACAAAUAGUUGUUUUUAAUUAAUUAUUAGUGAACACUUUCUGGAGUUUGACGAUUCAAUCGAUAGGCUAUUAUGUUAUAAUAUUUUAAUGAGACAUACCUUGUUUAAUCCGAAUACCUUGUUAGGUUAUGGUUACUGGUUAGAUUAUGAUAAUAUAUUUUAACCGUAAAGUGACCCUAAGUAUAUAUACACAGAACAGUUAUUUGAUUUGAUUGUUGUAUAUAAUAUAAUGUGAUAUAAUAGUUUAUAAUAUGAUAGUGUUGUUUGUUUUUUUUUUUUGAAAAUUCUGUAGCCGAUUUCGUCUGUUAUUUGUAUAUUGUGUAUAGCGUUGUUUCGGUGGCGGAUGACGUGAUUACUAGUGCGGUGGCGGUCGUUUUUUUCUUUAAAUUUAAAAUGUCACGACUUCCGACAUUGCCAAAACGUCGACGCCGCCGGUAGGCUGCUGCAGCAGCGCCAGAGCAACAGCAGCCACACCUGCGGAUUUCGUGUAACAUUCUUGUCGUAACAUGUAUGUAUAUAUGUAUAUUAUAUCCGUCAGCUAUUUAUCAAUAAUAAUAACACGAUGAUUUAUGCGAAACUAAGAAGUUCUCAAAAGAUAUCGAAGAAGAUGACCGGGUUAUUGUAUGCUACACACAUAUUAUUAUUAUAGGAGUUAAACAGGUUCGAGGUGCCAACGUUAAUAUUCAGAAAUCUACGGGCCGUAAUCUGUAAUAUACGUAUAGACGAAAUAAAAAAACAAAUUAUUGAACGAAACAUCGCCGUCGUCGUCGUUGUCGUAGAUAGUAGUCGAAUUUCAAAUUUUAACAGUAGCUCGACGAUACAACCAGUUUUGCACGGACUACAAAACAAUCUAAUUAAGACCGACCGUUUGGUUUUUUUUUUUAUACAUAUAUAAAGGGAACUAUAAAAUGGUCAAAUUGUUUAUUUGUUUGUUUUUUUUUUUUUGAAGUCUUAUUGUCUGAGUUUACCGACAGCAGGGCAAUACUGGAAUCGGGUAAAUAAUUCCGUGGAUUUUACGUCAAAACGUUGUCAAAACAAUGACAUAAAAAUAAUUUUUUUAAUAGACUCCGCAUUUAUGGGGCGUAAUAAUAUUAUAGCUUAUUCCGAAAGCAAUAAAUAAAAUCGUAAAAAACACAAUAAUUGUUUUCUUUAUUUAUUUUUUUAUAUUUUUCCUUUACAAGUUAACUUUUCAUCUCUAAAAAAAUGUCAAAUAUUAUGAUAUAACCAUAAAUAUGAAGAUACUAUAUUAUUUUAGGUACUUAUUGCACUUUAUUUAAUAUUACGAAAAAAACCUUGACAUACUGUUUAUUAUAUUUUAUAUUAAAAACAUUUUUUUGUUUUUGGAUGUUUUAAAAAUUAUAAAAUCCAACGUGAUGGUAAUAACAUUGGUGUAAAAUGUUAAUUCAUUGCAAAUACUAUUUUUAUAACUAAUUUAAGAUAUACUAUAUUUAGGUACCCUACCCAGCUUGCUGUUAAUGAUGUAUGUUUUUCUUCGAUUAUCGAACUUUAUCGACAUUUGAACAUAAUAUACGUGUUUCUUAUUGUACUUUCUUCUCUCGUAGGGACACAGAAAAUCAAAAAAAUCAAUUCGAAACAGGAAAUACGAGUACACGAAUCGAAUUUCACUCGGAAUAUUGUUUUUCGAACGUGAUAAUGUUACCACACAUUCGUAAUUAUUUUAAUUUUAUUCUACAUAUUAUAUUGGCUGGCGCCCUUGUAGCUCACUUAAAAUAAUCGUAACGGUUGAAACGUCAUAUUAGACCAAAAUAAAAUAAUAUUAUUCGAUGUUGACCAUUUCAUAUUAAUAUAAUUUAACUUAGAAAUUAAAUCAAUUACCCGAAGUUAUUUUUAUGUAUAUAUAUCUCUAUAUAGAGAGGAAGAGAUAUAUAUAGAGAGAGGAACGUGAUUGAUUACUUACUGAAUUUAGAUUUUGAGUGGAACGAAGAAUGUAUUGGUUUUACAAUGAUGAUUAUUUUUUUUUAAUGUAAACACUUUUUCUACCAGAAAGCUUACUCCGAUUAUCAAGUAUAGCACCUUUUCUGAAAAGAAAUUUUUCUGGGUUGUACUUUAUGGAGGUCAUUUUUUAAAAUUUUCAAGAUUAUGAGGAAAACCUCGGUCAUCAGGUUAAAAAAUAUUUAAAGAUUAAAAAUAAGAUUGUCAUUGGCAACGGUUUUUAUUUAUUUUUUGUUAUUAUUAAGUUUUUAUUAUUUUAAUAUUUUUUAAAUAAUCAUUGUUGUUAUGAAAACCACAUUGGUGUAAUCAUUUUACCAUAAUAUGAUAUAUACCAUUUAUUGUAUUGCUGACAAAGCAACACUAUCUACUGAACUCCGCUCAGAACCGUUUUUUAGUUAGCAAUGGUUUAUCAUUGCUUAUAGAUAUACAUUAAUGAAUCCUACCUUCCCAACUUUUUACCUACAACAGUGGCUGCACCCAUGUGCGAAGUUUGUCCGUCCUUUUUUUCAGAUUCUAUUUACUACGAUAAUAAUAUUGUUCAAUAAAAAUUGUAAAAAAAAAAAAAUCUUUCGAUGACAAUCAGUAAGUCAUCUGAAUUAACGUUAAAACAUUUUUGAACAUUAUAUUAUUGUAAUUGUUUUAAAUCAAUAAUUAAUUUUUUUUCGGUUAUUGGAUAUAGGCACCUACAAUAUCAUUAAAUAAUUUAAUUGAGAUUAGUGCUUUGAUUUUAUUAAUAGCAAUAUUCAAUUAUAGAAACAAAAACUAAAUAAAAAUAGAAUUGUAUACGGAUGAAUUUUCUAGCAAAAUUGCACAUACUGAAAACGAAUGUGACUUGUAAUAUGCUGCCUUCGUCUUACAAACGAAUAACAUAUCAAAUCUGAGUUCAGCAGUAACACAUUUUUGCAAUCAGUUUUAAUAUAAGAGUGAAUUGAUUUAUUAUAAAAAUUUAAUAUAACAUUAUCUGUGUAACGUUGGUGCAAUUUGUUUGAUAUUUUAAUUUUUAAAGAAAUAUGAACGUAUGAAGUAUCACAAUUUAAUAAUGCUUAUAACUUACUUGAAAAUUAAAAUAUCGAAAAAAAAGAACCUACGUUGCACAGAUAAUAUUUUUAUAUUUAAUUUUGAUAAUAGGUCAAUUCACUCUAAUAUCAAAACUAACAGUACAAUGUUGUGCCGCUACAAAGUUCAACAGAAUUCAGCUGAAUUUGUUAUAGCAAAUUUGGUAUAUCGUACGUUUGUAAAACGGAGACAACAUAAUAUACGAGUAUUACACCCUUCUAAUAAAUAUAAUAGAUAUAUUAUCUAUUUAUUGUUACUGGAAUAUUAUACAUAUAGGCUUAUUUGAAAAUGUUAUAUUUAUAAUAUUACAUAAAAAAAACACCAAUACUUAGGGCACGAGCCAUAUUAUAAUAAUCAUAAUCUUCCUCCUCUCUCGUGUACCAUAUAUAAACGAUUUUUUAUAACAUUAUCAACAUACCGUCUGCAUACCUAAUACCUGCUAUAGUAAUAAUUAUUAUGCGAUUAUAUGCAGAUUUUAGAUGUAUUUCAUAACGACAAAGUAGCAUAAUUAUUAUUAUUAUGCAUCGCGUGUAUUUUAUAAAUUAUUAUAUGAUUUAUUGACAAAUCUCAUUUUUGCACAAACGAUCAAUAUAAUAAUACAGUUUUCGACGUAGAUCAAUAAUUUAUAUUAUAGUACAGUAGUAGUUACAGGUGUGUUUUCGACAAAACCGUGUUAUUGUCUCGCUGUUGUAAAAACGGUUUUUUGUGUGCUUAAUACAUACAUAAUAAUAAAUACUCAUACUCAUAAUAACGUGUAGUGUUCAUUUUAUCCCCCGAAUCGGGUUAAAAGAAACCGCGAGUCUUGGUGAUGGUGAUUAUCAUUGGAUAACAAUAAAAAUAUUAGGUACCUCCACUCGUUAUUCGUUUGUCGGGCGGUGCCUUUGUGUCUGCAAAACGUCAUAUAUCACAUUUCGUCAGGUCUCGUCAGCUGUCUGUAAAACUGCGUAAAAACUUUUCGGUCGUUUACAAACCUGUUGCUGGUAAUAAAUCUAUAUGUUGUUCACGAAAUACGACACUAUACAUUGUGAUAUACAUCUAGUCGAUCGAACGCCGCCUCAUUGAUAGAUUUGGCAGUCAUCUAAAAAUGACAAUAACCUCAUGAUACUACUGCACCAUCGUUGUAGUGCGACGUGCGGAGAUGCCAAUAAAAAUCCCAUUAAUAUAAUAGACGCCACGAUUUCGGCGAUAUCGUUGUAAUGGUUUUUGCUAAUUAUCGAACAGAGUAAAAUGUCGCGUAUGCGCAUAAUAUUCAUAACAUAAUGUGCUCGCGUAUAAAUAGUUAAAACUUUAUAAAUCGAUAACACUAUAAUAUUAUGAUAUUCUUUGUUGUAUUACGCAAGCGUUGUACUAUCUGAAUUUAUAGAGAUUGCAAAAUAUUUGUUUUUAUCUGAACAUAGCUAUAAGCUAUAGAGUACGUGUAGCGCAGGUAUAAUAUUUUGAAGGUAUAUCUGAACAAUAAUUUCAAAAGUGAAUCUUUUACUUUUCUGUUUUUUUUUUUUUUAUUUUUAGUAUUUCAUAGUUAAAAGGGCAUUUUUAGAAUAUUUCUUGAUUAUGAUUUUUUUAUUUUCACAAUUUUCCAAUUACAAGUGGCUUUAGUGAUUUUACAGGCUAAAAUUCAAUGUAAUUUGUAUUGUUUUCCAAAGUCUGUUAUGCGAUGUUCGUUUUGUUACAAAUCCGUUUUUCAUGUAUGUUUGAAUGAUAACCAGACAUUUUGUUUUGUAUUUUUUUUAAAGUUUUUGAGACAAUUUUUUAAUUCAUUUUUUAUUAGAGCAUUUUAGGAUUUGUGAGGUUUUUGGAUCUAAAACUGAUAGAGCUUUAUUUUGAGACUUUUAUACACUAGCAAUACUUUUAUUAUUAUAUAACAAUCAUUAUUAGUAAGUGCAUUAAGAUAAUGAUCUUAUCAUCGAGCAACAGUAAUUUCAAAAUCUAGAUAAUGAAUUUCACAUUUUUUUUUUAUUUAUUUAUUUAUUUUUAUUUUAUUGAAGUUUAAAAGCGUAAAAGCAUUAUUUUUACUAAAAUUAUUUGGUUUUUAUGUGACAAUACAUUCUCAGUUUGGUAUAGCUUUACUGAUAAUAUAUUAUUGUUGUGAGAAAUGGACGGAUGAAAUCAUGUCGUUGGACGAACUUAGGCGUCAAUAAAACCCGCGGUAUACCUAAGGUUAAAACAAUAUUAUCAUUCUAUAUCUAUAUAUAUAUUAUACAGAUGUGCCGUAUUCCUUAUUGUUGUUGUCUGGCCCGUGUUAUAAUAUUUUUUCGUAUAUAGCUGACGUUUCACACCGCGUCUGGUGGUUAACUGUAUAAAAUUGAUAAUGUUAUCUGUUUGCCAAAAAAUUUCAAAGAGUUCAAUGUUCUUUUAAAAACGUGCUCUUUGGGUUUUAUAAUACAAGAGCACACUAUACGUAUAUUGCCUAAUUAAAAUAGAUUGUUUUAUAAUAGUUAAGUUUUUUAAUAUGCGUUUUAAUAUUGCGUAGGUACUUAUAACAUCAAACAUUGUAUUUAAUAUCAUUAUAAUAUGAACAUUAUUAUUAUUAUUAUAUACGAUUACGAUAAUAUUAUAUAUAUAUACAUAUAAUUAUUUUCACGGUCUUCCUAGAAAAUAUGUUUUAUGGACUUUUAUUUAAAAUAAUUUUUUUUUAAACUGUAAUAAUAUUCGUUAUUUAGAUAAAAUUUAGUUAAUUUUGUAUAUACGAAAAAUUUCGGUUCGUCGUUUUAACAAACUAUACGUGUGUAUAUAAACGUACCUAUCUAUACGUUACGUUUGCGCGAAUACAUCAUUUUAUAAUUUAUGACGUCUAAUUGUAAAAUGUUGUAUUUGUUUUUGUUAUCUGUUCUAAUCAAUUUUAUUAUAUUUUUUUCCUGAAAACGUAUACAAUUGAAUUAAAUAGGGUGUUGUUAUUUUCGUAUAUUAGAUUUAUCACGAAUUUACAUAUUAGUAUUAAUAGAGAAAUAUUAUCGAGAAACAGUAUUUUUCGUUUAAUAGAAAUUUAUUUGAUUUUGAAAACAGUAGAUUAUUAUUUUUUAAUCGGCUUAACCUGUAUAGAAGUGUCAAAUGAUAAUAACAAUAAUAAACAAAAUUAAAUUAAAAUGAUGCCUAUAAAAAAACACGAGCUAUUGGUUACGAAAAAAAAACCAGUUAAUUAAUUCUAACGAAAUUAUUUAAUAGUUUGGUUUGAUAUAGUUAAAAAAAAAAAAAAAACAAAGUUUCCAAGUAUUAAAAAGAUACUUUAUAUUCAUUAUGAAAACACGUAUAAACAUUUUUCUUAAAAUAUUUAUUAUUAUUAAUAAUAAUCUCUUUGGACGAAACUACGUGUCCAAAUUAAUUAUUAAUUUUAUUGUUUACCUAAUUUGCGUUUAAUUAUAAUUGCGUUUUAAUAAUUUUUGAUAAAGUCAUUUCGGUAUAAAACAAAGCUAUAAUUUAAAGGUGCAUUAUAUUUGAUUUGAUUUGAUUAUACAAAUUAUGUUUUGUUCACGAUAGUUCACAAAUUUAAUCUAAGUUGUUACAUCAAGACUAGUCGAAACUCAUAAAUCUUUGAGUGCAUCACAUACACGAGCUGCUGUGUUAUUCAACAUUGAACCAUUUCAAAAAAACAAAAAAAAACAAAAAAAAAACCAGUAGAUUCUACUAUAAUAUCCUAAAUGAUUUUUAAGCGCUCAGACCAAUAAACAAGUUUUUUUUUUAGCAUUUUGAAAGCAAGAGUAAAUCAACUCGGUAACAUAAUGUAUAUAUAUGUAUACUCAUAUAAAUGGGGAACGUUUUUUAUUUGUUUAUUUAUACAUUUUUAAUUUUUUUUUUUUUUACAAGUGUUUAUUAGUCGGAUACCGAUGCUGGCCUGUGACUGCGUCUAAACUCCAAUUGUGUUGUGAGUGUGGCUCUAGGAAAAAAAAAAAACUCGACUCGUUUGUACAUAUUUAUUGCCUACAUAGAACGCCGAGUUAAAAUGCCAAGUCUGUAUAUUAAGUAUAUAGCGAAUCGAAUCGAUAAACCUACUAACAAAUUUUUACUUUUCAACAUUGAAACCGUUCUCUAAACACUUAGGUAUAAUUCGAUUUAUUUAUUUAUUUAUUUUUUUAAACAAAAUUCAAGAUUAGGUAUAGAAUAUUAACUAUCAACAAUGAUUUUCAUAUACAGUUCAUUAAAUUGCAUUUUUAACUUUUACUCAUUCGAAAUUAUACAUACGCAUAUGUAUAUAUUAUAUUGUGUUCCACGCGUCGUAUUCGCAGCGAAUAAAUAAAUUAUAUAUUAUAAUACAAUUUUAAUAUAUAGAGGAUAAUUACGGUGUAAAUACUUAUAUAAGUUAUCGAUAUUAUUUAUGUUACACCCCUGUAAUUAUAGUAUAAGUACCUACGUGCAUGUCGUGCUGUUCAAUAAAGAUAAUACUCUAUAGAUUAUGGUACUUUGUUCGGUUCGGUCGAUACACUCGUUUUAAUAAUGAUAAUGCGGUAUAAAACUUCGAGUAAAAUAUUAACAUUCUAAGAAAUUACAUUUUUUCCAAACGGAAGUGAUAAUUAUCAUAUUUUCUUUCUACGACUAUUAUGAGAUUUCGUCCGUUAUUUACUCGAACGAAUCCGCGUAAUAUAAUUAUACACACGUUUAAUGCAUAUUUAUGCACAAACAUUAAUAUUUGAAUAGUACGCACGUACGCAUACGUAUUGUCUGUAAAGGGCCGAUUGAAAAUAUUACAUUUUAAUCGAUAGCUAUAUAUUUUAGAUUCUGGGCGAAGCGAAAGUAACAAUUUAAUAAUACUCUGCUCAGAAUCGUUUUCGUUAGCAUUGGUUUAUCGUUGCGUACGGAUAUAAAUUCAAUUAUUCUUUUAUGUUCUUCUUUUAAAUUUCCUAGCCAAAACGGUAGCCCACCGCCCAUCAGCUGCAGUAUCAGUCUUUUAUUAUUAUUAAAAGGAAUAUUGCUGGUACCUCAUACACAUUUUUCUUUUACCCACUGUCGCUAUAUAUUUUCGACGAGAAUUUGUCUGUUAAAAUUAAUUCGUUUAUUGCAACGACGUAGGUAUAACGUUUUUUUUGUUGAGAGGCUACAAGGUGGCCUGAUCAUAAUAUGUAUACCGGUAUUCAGAAUAGAAAAAAAAACCGUAGUUCUCUUCUACAGGUACCUACUGUUGUACUGACAACGUGGAGUAGAAUUUUACUCGAGGGCUAUUAUUUUUAUCAAUUAACAAAGUAAAAUAUAAAUACCGCCGCGUUUAUACGUCUUGUGUUUUUUUUUUAUCUCGGUGUAAAUAUUGUAAACCACGAACUUUCUCUCGCUGUUCACCUACAACAGCGUGUGAUUCGAUUUAAAUACUACAAUCUAAGAUUAAAAGUAAUAUAAUAUUAAUUUUUUUUUUUUUUCAUUCACACACAUUCUAUAACUAUUACUAAUACUAUACUGAUAUUAUAAUCUAAAUACUUUAGAUAUAGAUAGAAUAUAACAAUGUGCUAAGUAUAGGGGGCUUUUGUUUGUGAACGAAAAUGUAAUUAAUUCGCAUUUAUAAAAAAAAUGUAUAUAUUACUACGUUUAUUAUGCAGUCGCUAAUACGUAGUAAAUAACCUUAAUUAGUUUGUAUUUCAAUACAGGUUUAUACAUGUGUAUAUAUUAAACAUUUAUAAUACAUCAUUUUAUACACGUGUUCCAUCGUGUUCAACGGAUUUAUAAAUCAUUGUUAAUAUUUAUUUAAUUUUUUCAAUCAGAUUUUGUGUCACGUAAUUAUAUAGAGACAAUUAAAUUUAUAUUUCCGCCAUCUAAUCACUAGGAAAAAUAAACAAAUUAUUUGUUGACUUUUAAAAAUUGUAUUGUUUUAAAAACCGUACUGUACCAUAUAUUUAUAUCUGAUAGUUUUUUUUAGUCAUUAAUACGUUUAAUAGCCGUUUUAAUUUCUAAUAUUUUAAGUUCCUAAUACAAUAAAUACAAUAGGUAUAGAGUAAAAUAAAUAUCUGCUAUUUUAAACAAAAUUAUCGGUUGAAUAUUUUAUUAUGAUUGCGAUUCCCUAUCGCGAAUGUGGUAGUUUAUUGAAUAUGAUUUUAUUACACCUCUUCUCUAGAAACAACCAUUACUAAGGAACUAUUCAUACAUAAUAUGAUUCAAAUUUGUAGAAUAAUGUCUAUUAAAAAUCGGUUAUCUUGAAAAUAUUGAAAGGUAAACAAAUAAAAAAAAUAAUUAUUUUUUAGCGAUUAAAGGGUGAUAGUUCAAAUUUAAUUUUUACGUUAAAUAUGUAUUCAGCUGAGAAAAAAUCCGAUUGAAAAAAAAUAAAUUCAAUACCAAUAACGACAUAAAAGUCCGUUGAACACUGUGGGGCCCUAAACAUGUAUUCAGUUCCUGUCAAUAAUAUUAAGCCAAUUAUCGUUUACAUGCAUUUUUUAAUACGAGUGUUUAAGUUAAUUCGAUACGAUAAAUCGAAUAAAGUUUUUACAACAGAUUAAUCCUUAACUACACGCGUUGAUGUAUUUUGUACACCAAACUUUCCAUUUAUCUUGUUCUAUUUUGAUUCAUAAUUGUUUUCGGUUAUUCUCCUAAUCUAACCUUUCCUUAUCGUACAUAUUAUAACAGUUAACAUUGAUUUCUGCGUAAACUUAAUUGAAAAACAAAUAACGCGUGUUGUUAAGUAUUAAGGUAAUAUACGUGUGAGAGUUUAACUAAAUACGGAUUAGAUUGAUGCGCACUAGCGACUCCGUGUAAACGUGAUUUAUAAUCUAUAAUAUAUGCAUCGCUACAUUGUAGUUUGACACAUAUACAGGUACGCACGCAUUUGUUACACAGAGGUGAUACUUCAUAAAUUGUAUGCGCACAUUAGAUGAUACUUCAGAAUUAAUGACUAUAAUAAUAUUAUACUAAACUAAAUACUGUACCAAAUUAACGGUUUUUUUUUAAAAAUAUUAUAAUAAAUAACGUUUUGAUAAACUAGUUUAAAUCGUUUACAGGUAAGAAUAAUUUUUUUAAAUGAGUUCUGAACACCACUAUACCUAUGUACAGUUUGUCCAAUUUUUAAUGUAAUUUGCAUAAUGAGAGCCACUUUUUUUUUUUAAAAUACGUGCGAUCUUCCGAUUUGUGCAGUAAACUGGUCUCCUUGAUUUAUGCAUUAAUUUCGAUUUAUAGCCCACACAAUUUAAUUAUUACGAUAUUACGUCUAAUCAUUAACAAAAUGUAUAAAUUUGCGAGAUAAAAACAAUUUAUUAACUUUUAAUAUAUUGUUAUUUGUUAUACGGCGUCUACCUACAAUUUUCUCUAACCUACACGUUUUUGCUAUUAAAAAUAUGUGUACCUAAUGAAUGAAUGAUACUGAUUUUUUUUUUUUUUUAAUUUUUCUCGCGUUUUAAUCGUUUUUUAUGUUAUUAUAGAAUUGCUAUUGUCUAUAUUAUAUAAUAGAGAGUUAUGUAUAAUUUUGUUCAAUAUCACUUUUUAGACUUUUUUUUUAACGAACAUUAAGUAUAACCUAUACAAAUUUGGCUUAAAAAUCAUCACGAAUUUCUGUAUAUAAAAUAAUAUAUUAAUAUUUAUUUUUUAAAAAAAACCACGAAUAAUUGUAAAAUAUGUAAAUUGUAUGUGCAUAAUAUUUUCGGCUGUUGUUGAUUUAACGAUAAAUUGCACGCGCGAUCGCCAUAAAAGUAUAAUAUAAUAAUAUCAAUAUGCAAGUACCUAUCACUUUUUCGACGUUUUAAAGAAUAUAAUACGGCAGAUGUAUUGAAUACGAUAUUUUGGGCCAGCGAUUGUCACGAAUAAUAUCAUAUUGUCGUGCGUGUAAAAUAAUAAUGUAUUAAUCUAAAAGUGCAGAUGAUUGUAAAAUAUUAUGACGCGCUCGUCACAAUAUUUCGGCCGUUGUUGAUUUAACGAUAUAAAUAAUUGCACGCGCGCGGUCGUUGUAAAAGUGCCUGUACUUAUAUUAUCAUUAUUAAUAAUAAUAUAAUAAUAUAAUAAUAUGCAAUAUUAUAUCUUGCACAAACGCAUCGCAAUAACGUUUGAGAUUGCGACGCUAUUUUUAUUACAGCCGUUGUAAUAGUGUAAGCAUAAUGAUUAUUGUCAAAAUGUCGGACGUUUGCACGUCAUCUAUACAGGGCCAUUAAAAUUUCGCGAUACAGUCAAAUAUGGAAAUGGAAAAUUUCACUCGUAUCACGAAACUUAAAUGACCGUGUUUACAUGAUAUUAGCACGAAUCGAGAUAAAAAACAGGAUACGGAACUACAGCACGAUAUCAUAGCUUAUCAUUAUUAAAGACGAAUCAUGUCCCGCGCCUCAUAUCAGUUUGAAACUUCACUACUAUGGCACGUUUUCGGCAUUCGACCGUCAGUGUUUGAAUUGUGUCAAUAAGAAAUUAUAUUAUUAUUUAACAAUGCAUACCUAAUAAUAAUUUGUGAAGUUCAAUUAUUAUUUUAUUUGCAUCAUUAGUAACCGAUGUCGUAAAUAAAUACUUUCAUUUAAUAUGUUAUAUAUUAAUGAAACACAAAAUAAAUUAUCCAUACAAAUAAUUAAAUUAUUAUAAUUAGUCGUUGUUGUAUACUGGUUUUAACACAACACGCAAAGUCACAACAGCAAAACAAAAUAACAAUAAUAAUAAUAAUUUAUGUAUUUAAUAAUUUCAUAAUAUGUGUUUCGUGCAUUAUGAAUAUCAUAUAAUUUUAUACUUUUGCAGCGGUACAACAUAGACCACCGUCACGAUAAAGCAUUAGGAGUUUAUAAUAAAAUUAUUUUACCAAACAGGCUAUAUAAAAAGUUUUUGUAUUUCUGAAUUCGUGAUAUUAUAUUGGGUAGGUUCUAUCUCGUUUGCUUGAUGUUAUCGAAAAUUGUAUCUAAAAUUGUGUUUCGUCGUCGUCAUAUUUGGUUGUCGGCAAAGAAAAAACAAAUUUCGGAAUUUUGGAAAAAAAUGUUUCACAUAAAAGUAGUACUUUCCGACUGAAAAUCCGCGUCACAAUAACAUUGUUGUCCCUGUCUAUCUAACCGGCAAUAUAACAGAAACGUGUUUUCGUUUUACCAAUAACACUCAGGCAGGAUCUUAUAGAUCUAUAACCAAAAGUUGUUGUAUUUUUAAGCUAAUGGGGGAUAUAACACUACCAAAGCCUCCCCCACCUCCCCUCUCACGCCAUACUGCGAUUACGUAACGAUUCGAAACAUUAAUCGUAGUAGCGUUUUCCGCGUGUAAAAAUAAAAAGACGAUUUUAAUAGUAUGUACCCGUUGGAAAAAUAUAGUUUUCUUAAACUAGUGUAAACAAACACGAAUAUCAAGGGUUCUCGCGUAUAUAAUUCAAACCGAGUGGACAUUUAUUUAUUUAUUUCGUCUCUCGGUCAGUUUUUUCGGUAGUUCGGCUUCUGUAUAUUAUAAAUAACGAAACCAUCCAUAGAGUCAUGUACUGUGAUUUGGGGCAGCAGCAUAUCAUAUUAUAAUACCGUAAAGAAAAACUCGUUUAUAUUUAUGGGUUUCAUUUGUUAAACGCGGUUACACUUACGCGUUAUAAUAAUCACGUAUAUAAUAUAUAUAUGUGAUUAUUAAGUGGCCACUUUCUUGUGGCUUGUGACGAUGACAAUAACUUAGAACGGAUUUUUUUUUUAUUUCACUAUAUUAUUAUUUACUUUCUGUCCUCUCUGCCACCUUUUUAACCUCGUCAGCCCGCACUCGUGUAUAUAAACAUUAUUAUUAUAUUAUUAUAAUGAUAUCCAUGUAAUAAUAAUAAUAAUAUAUACAACAGACUUACACGUGUACUCGCCGUAGGAUUACACUAGGCUUUAUUAUUAUUUUAUUACAAACACUCCUGCUGCAGUGUCGGUAGUACGGCCGACUAGAUAAUAUGAUAAUAAUUUUUAAUAUACGGUGUGGCCGGUAAAGAGGGUAACCGUUUUGGACACGAGGCUCGAAUUAUAUCAUCUCGUACGCGCUUAUAAGAAAAACAACUGCACAAACGGCUCGCGGACACAUCAUACGGUGAACUCGCGGGCGGGUCAAAGGGAUCCGAUGUAAUGCGAGUACGAUACACGACGAUUAUAAUUAAGGAACAGUCCGACCCCGACGAUGAGGAUAUAGUCUCCUUAGCGAACCUAUUAAAAAAAAUAAAAAAAAAAAAUACGGGUCGGUGUAAAGUAUAAUAAUUUGUUCGUUAAGAUUAAUGUCUUUUCGGAUAUAAUAUUAUGUGUGUAUCUCGUUAUGACUUCAUUUAAAUGCGUCCCAUAAAUCAGGACGCGCGUAUAGGUAUAGGUACAUACGUACGUACGGUGUAUAUACAAGAAAAACUUACUAACCUCUACGGAGUACUAUAAUAAUAUAAAAUACAAACAGCGUUUUACUUGUACUUGAAUAAAUCACAUCUAUAUAAAUGAAAAGAAAAAAAAAACAUAAAAUCGUUUUCAGAUUAUAAUAUACUUCUAUUCUGGUAUCUAUAGACAUAUAGACGUUGUUGUCGUGUUCACAAUAGUCGUAUACAGAGUUCUAUAUUAUUACUGCAGUGUAUAGUGUUAUUUAUAACAUACACGCGCUACAUAUUUUACACCCUCGGAAGGGUUUUAGAUUCGAUUUUAAUACUAUUGCAGAAUAUCGAACAUUUUACUCUAGUUCGGUGGUUAUUUUAAUGAUAAUGCAUAACUAUAUGUGAAUCGCUAAAUGCAGGUACGAUACAUGUUCAAAUUUUUACAUUUUUUGUGAAAUACAAAAAACUCUUUAAGCACCUAGAGUUUUAUAAUAUUUCAUAAAUCGAAUGUAGAAACGUAUAAUAAUAAUAAUAUUUAAAACAACAUUAGUUAUGUGCAUGAAAUUUGUUUUUCAAUUUUUUUAAAUAUACGUAUGUUAAGUAUAUUUUGCAUUUUUUUUAAAAUGUUUAAAAUUUGAAUAUGUGCCUAUUCUGAAUUUAAUGAUUUACCUGAUUCAUGUAUAAUAUUGAAAUAGAUAAAUUUGUUUUAACUGUUCUGCUUUCUGAAAUUGUAUAGUUUUUUUUCCAGUACACCAGAUUAAAAUUGAAGGGCCGCGGGGAAAAACGAUCAUAGUUAAUCGAUUGUCAAAAUAAAGAGAAUUACAUCAUCUAGUGGUUUGUUAAACGAAUUGAUGCACCAAUCAAGUUCGUACUACAAUAGAGUUUUAAAAUACGAGCGAAUAUGGGAAAAAGAGAUCCGUGUGAAAAUAUUGAGAACAUUGACUAUGAUCGUUUUCUCCCGUAGUCUUUCAGUUGUUAUAAUUCCUUAAUAUCUAUGACAAUUUAAUAGAUAUAUGUAAUUUUAUCUAAAAAAAAUAUUUUUAUAGAGAUAUAAUAUCACUUUUUAAUAUAUUUAAAAUAUAAAUUUAUAAGUUCACGUAGUUGACAGAGUAAUUAUAGUAAUAUACGGUGGAUAGAAAUUGUAAAAUAGUUUAUUUAGGUUUUAAAUUAGUUUUUGCUUCUUUUUGCUUCUCGUUUGUUUUUUCACCUUUUCAGAUAUGUUCACAUUUUCCUGUGAAGGUGCCAAAGAUAUGGAGCAAAUAUAUCUACACAAUUAACCUAGCGUUUCGGUUUAAAUUUGUUAUACAUUUGCCAUUUUAUAUUUACCAUGUAAUGAAAAUAAAAUGUUAUUUUAAUGAGUUGUAUUACAAUACGCGUAUUGUAUUGUUCAAUAUGCGCGUUUAUAAAAUAACCACUAUAUUAUUUAAGAUUAAUGAAAAAUAAUAAACACGCUUGAUAAUAUGUUAUUAGGCAGGUAACUAUUUACCGUAACCAUCACGACUUUAUUGACGGGCUUCAUAAAAACGGAUAUAUCUAUCAAGAACCUAUUGAAUUUGAAUCCGGCGGCGGCGGUGGCGGUGAUGUCAUUGAAUAAUAAUGACGGCCAUAUGGUAUUAUACAUUCACGUGUUUAUUUUUUUUUCUUUGAACAAUUAAACUAUAUACACCUAAUAAUACGAUAAAAGAUUCUUUUACGACUGCCCGUACGUUUUCGUGCUGGCCGGCCUCUAGAACGCGCAGCAAUACGGAGAUUUCGAGUGUAACGACAUCAAAGGAAAUUAUAAUAAUAAUACAGGGGUUGAAAAUAUAUACGUGACAGUAUGAUAUUUAUUGUCGAAUUCGUGCGGUGGUUAUAUAGACCGGCGCAUUUCAAAAUGGACAUUCUCGUAGCGCAGCAGCUGUAAAACACCCGCCCGCGAUAUUAUUAUAUAGAUACAUUCUGAAAAGGCAUUCGCGCUAUUGCGUAUAUAAUAUUAUUAUUAAUUUAACGCGUCGAAUCGUAUAUUUUUCUCGGACAUUGCUUGAUUUUUGUGUAACAUCGGAUCCGAAAUUCGCGCGUAUAGAGGGCGCGAUUCACGUGCACCCGGCGAUUAUUUUCGAUUUCGAGUAAAUUUGAAAAAAAAAAUUAUGAAAAUGUCACCCUUAUUGGUUAUUCUGCAGUGUGCUUGCCAUUCGGCGUAUUGACCAUAUCGUACAUUGUUUACAAUUUAGAGAAUUGGGGAAAGGUUAUUUAAACAUAGAAUGUGAUAACUUUAUCACCUUUUCCUACGCACUAAUCCGUUUUACAUUUUUAACUGUUAUCUCUUCUUCUUCACUGACAUCUAUAACUCUCUUAGAAUCUUCCCCGCGCCAUUACUAUAUUAUGUCUAACUUGAACUAUUAUUGUCUUACAUGUGUUUUACAUUUCUACGGUUUUAAAAUCCAUUUUUUCUCUAAUAGGGAAUAGGGUGUAUGUAUAGCCUUAUGUUACGUUUGUUGUUUGUACGUAAGAGUAGGUCUAUAAUAAUUAUUGCUACAGUGGAAACGGGUUUAAAGCGGGGAAACACACUAUAUUAUCCCCUUUAUCGUUUAAUCUAUAGCGCUGGAAAUGCGAGAAUAAUGCAAACUGUAUGGAUAUUAGAGAAACAUAAUUAUGAAUAUCGCAUUGAACACAGUAGAACAAUUCGUACACAGUUGAUAAUAUAAUUUUUUGUACCACUAAUGUUACGGCGUUUCAUUUGUAUAAAACAUGAGGGAUAGCGGUUAACUAACAUCGAGUACAAAUUGUAGGUUUUACACUUUUAUAAAAGCUAUCAUAAAUUACUUACCCAAUGUUAUACUGUAUAGUCGUGUGUAUAUAUAAUUUUCGAAAACUAAAUUUUCAAUUGUGAGUUUCUAAAUCAACAGUUUAUAUGACUAUAAGGUUCAAAUUUUCUAAUUAUUGUAAAUAAGAUAAUUAUUCGAACAAUACAAUGAAGUUAGGUUAUGAUUGGAAAACAAAAAGAAAAAAAAUCAAAUUAAAUUUAUACUAUUUGAACUGUACAUAGAACUAUCUAGUAUGUAUUAUGGUGUAAUUUAUUUCAGGGGGGGAUUGGAGAGGUGGGGGUCUGUAUACGUGCCUGUUCUGUGAUAGGUACUGCAAUGUACAUUACAAAACCAGGAAAUCUGGAAAUAUAAUAUGUAUAUUAUUAUUAUAAUGAAAAUCGCCCGCGCAGACUUCAAGGUUUUUUCGGUGUUCAUAAUAUUAUGCUACCGGGUCCCCGUAUACCUAAAUUAUAUUAUACAUACGCGUAUUAUCAUAAUGGUGGUCUGAUUCGGGCGACCGUAUAGGUACGCCGCGCGUAUAUCAUUCCGAUGUGACAAAUUAUCCGUAUAAUAACACCGCGGGAAUCGCGCGUGUCCGAAUAUUAUUUUAUUGUACUUGGCCAGGCAGGUAUAUACCGUAUGGGAAUAAUAACAAUAACGACGCAAUCAGAGUUUAUUACGGGGCCGAGUCGUUUAAAUGUUUAACAAUAACUCCAUAGACGUGUCGCGCCUCGUGUAUACGAUCACAAGCACAUUAUGUAUGUUUCCGUUUCCCUUUAUGUAUACCAUCAUAUUAUAUUGUUAUAAUUUUUUUUUCUUUUAUAACAUUUUCGAAAACGGCUCUCAAUGGACGGCCUCAUCUGUGCGGCGGCUGCUGUUGGCAGUGCCGCUAGACUUUUACUGGCCGACCCCGUACAGAUAUAAUUUAUGGUCAACCCCCGUGAGCUAUAUAAACCGGUGGAAAAUCUGACAAUCCGCAUCAUUUACACGUCUUAUAUAUUAUUGAGAUGUACCUAAUAAUACUGGUAUACAAUAAUGCGUUUUGUUCGGAAGCUGUGACCCGUGGACGGGGAUAAAUAGCUAUCCGAGACCCUCGUAUUAUUAUUAUUAUUAUAUUAUACACAUUAUUGAGGACACCAGACCAUAUUUUUUUUUUUAAAUUUAUAAUACUACACAUUUUGAUUGUAUAUUGAGAUAAUAGAUUCUAGAAAAUACCCCCUGUUGCGUCCCCUGUACUUACGCUAUACUAUUUAAAUAUUAUAAUAUCAUAAUAAUUAUUUUUCUAUGCGUACUUUAAAAAAUCAUUUAUACAUACUAUUAUAAAUCCAAAACAUUCAAUGAAGGUUCUAUGAUAUCAAAAUAAAUUAAAAAUCAUUAAAUAUUUCCAUUAUUGAUUUGGAACUGCUUCCAAGAAAUUGAAGUUUUCAAAAAAAAAAAAAAAAAACUAAAAUUAGAUUGUGCAUGUCAAUAAUAAGGACAGUGCUUUUAUAUAGACAUGAGAUAUAGAUAACUAACAACUGAACUUAACGCAAAUUAUCAGAAAUUUUGUGGCUAAAAAAUUUGACAAUAGUUUUUUAAAUUGAGAUUUCGAAGGUUAGUAAGGAAAAUUCAAUAAGGAAUCAAUUAUAAGCUUCAUAAAGGAUUAAAGGUUAGGUUAAGAUAAGAUCGGGCACGUAAAAUCUGAAAUAAUAAAAAGAAGUUACCAAUUGGAAACCAGGAGGCCCAAGAAAAUGCAUUAGAAAAAUAUUUGGAACAUGUGGUUGGAGAAAUACCGUCCAGUAUCAGGAGAAAUGGUGUUCAUGAAAAUUGAGUUCGAAGAAUCUUGGGAUCUCGCAUUUCGUUUUAGAUUUCAAUAAAAAUCUUAUCAUACAUCGGGAAAAUUCCUUCGAACCUUAUUUUUUACGUGGCUGUUAGGUUAGGUUAGAUUAGGUUAGGUUUACACACUUAAACGAUAAACCGUCCUAAAGAAGUUUUAAUAUCGGUAGUACUUAUUAUAGUAUUUUUUGUUGUCGCGUCAUUCACGCAAAUGCAUUCGCAUCGCUAACUAGUUCAUCAGUGACUAGUUGUUAUAUAAUUGCUGAUAAACGAUUUUGAUUAAUGAGUUUGAUAACUAUAUUAUAACUAUAUAACUAAUUUUGUCGGUUAAUAAAGAAAUAAAAAAAAAGAUCAUGUCGUAUACGUAAUACACCGUAAAAUUAUGUUAUGCAUAAAUUUGUUUAUAACCGUACGACAAAAAAAAAAAAAAAUGAUAAUUAUAAUAAAAUAAAUGAAAAAAGAUUAUUUUGUUUGAUAUAGUAAAGUUGCAGUUGUACGUACCGAAUUUUGAAUAAUUCGUAUAUGCAAUCGUAAAGACAUCGAAAUCGUUGUCAGAAAUCGUAAAUAAUGAAUCAUUACAAAAUAAUUAAUGAAAAUAACCGACGGACAAAUUGUAAAUUGCGUGCAUCAUCUCCUAAUUUAAAUAUAAUAAUAUGCAAGUACUAUAUACAUAUAUAUAUAAUAAUAUAUAGUAAUGUAUAAUUACAUUUUAUUUGCAAUCAUUUGCAUUAUUAUAAACAUAAUAAUGUGGAGAAAAAAAAAAAACUUUUCGCUAAUAUAUAUUAUUAUACCUUGCGAAAGCCGUCAACUGUGAAUAAUUUUUACAAAAAUGUAUGUGCGAACGCUGUUAUUCUUUCGGAGUGAAUAAAAUUGAAAAAUAAUAAUUUUUUUUUAGCGUAAUACAUCAAGGAGGUAGUCGUAUUAUAAAUCGUGGUGUCAUCAAAAAUAUUUAUUUUUGUUUGUUUAUUUUUUUCGCGGUAUGUAGUGUACAGGUACUUUUACAUUUCAUAUCGAUCGUAUUACUCGGCGUGAUUAACCCGACAGUAAUUCAAAAUAUUUCAUUCGAAUUACGAUAACCGGCCGUAUUGGUGUAGUUACAGGAGCGGGUUGACGGCAACACUUUGGUCCCGGGAAAUAUGAAUCAAACCGGUCCAAAAAUCACCACCCGCGCAAUACUACUCUCUAGGAUCUCUUUUUAUUUUAUAAAUCCUAUAACUACUCGUAUUGCAGUAAACACGAAGACAGGCCUAUCGGCGGGAAAAUUCUCAAAUUCCCGAUUGGCCAGUUCACCCCUGGGUGGUUAGGUAACAAUUGUGUUAGUGUGCCUCUGGUAGUGUAAAACUAUAUUAUAAUACUUUUUCACUCGCGUCACUAAAUAACGCAAUGACGUGAAUGUUCCUAUGUAACAUCUGUGAUAAGUUAUAGUGCGUUAUAUAAUAAUACUGUUGGUACGUUAUUAAAAUUUUGGCAAACGUUAUCGCAUUUUUAUAAUAUUAAAUUAUACAUAAAUUAACGCGUACAAUUUGAAAUCAUUAUAAUUUUUUUUUUUUUUUGCCACUACAUUUAUAGAGCGAGAUACAGCAUAGUAGAGUAUAUAUAUUUUUUGUUUUUUAAACGACGAAAAUCCGAAUAGGUUUUCGGAUCGUUGAAUGGCGAACAAGAAAAGGAAAAAAAAAAUCUUUUUGCGAUAUGAUACCCGUACACAGUUGUACGAAAUAAUAUGCCCAUGCAGUUUUUGAAAAAAAAAAAAAAAAAAAAAAAAAAUAAUACAAAAAAUACCUUUAUAUUCACAGUCAACCGCCAACAGCUGGAAAAAGAAUGCGCGUGUGAAACAUUUUUUUUUUUUUUCAUACAUCUCAAUCGUCAUUAUUGUGGUUACGGAACAUCUGAGAAAUAUAUACAUAAUAAUUAUACAGCUUCUCAUUUAUGAGUUUAAAAUUAACAUGCGUAUUGCUGUACACGAAGAGCUAUAAAGUUAAACGGUCCGUUAUUAUACCGCGCAGCUUGUGUCGAUUUUAUUUGAUUUGUUCCGCGAUUAGUUAAACUCUAUGUACAUAAAUUAUACAAACAAGUUUACAAUGUUUGUUUUUGCUGCAUUUUUGAACCUGAAAAUCGUAUUUUUAAAAAAAAGUUAAUUUUUUCUUUGCGGAGCAUCUGUAGUAUUCGAAUUUAUUCAUCGGAUUAUUUGAGUAAAAUUGUUCGAUUCAAACGCGAUCACUUCAUCCCAGAGUUGUGUAUAUAAAUAAGUACUUGGGAAUAUUUCACGAGGAGAGAGUAUUUUAUUCCGGGUCAGCCCCACACCCCACCUCUACUCUAUAAUAUUAAGUAUAUAAAAUGUUCUAUAGAAUCGUGAACAAACAUUAAAUAUUCGACUAAACAUAAUAUGUAUUAUGUACCUUUAAAACAUGUUUAUUUUAGAAAAGUAGAAAAAAAAAUUUAAAAAAUUAAAACAUAACAUAAAUUCUAAUACUCUCUUAAUGCUAACUCAUUGAUUAUCUCAUUGUCUAUGCAUAUCUCUACGCAUAACAAGCACACAACACAAAUACCGACCGUGUCGAAAAUUAUUAUUCAAAUAAAAUAAAACACUAAUUCUAUGUAAAAUUACUUGAUUUAUUCGAAUAAAUUAUACGGCGUGUUUCGAAGGCAAUGUUUUUAUUUUUUAGUGUACGAUAGUUGCUCAAUCUAUAUAAUCAUUUUUUUUUUAAAAUUUUUGUUUUUAUCUAAUAUUAGUUAUAUAAUAGUAAAUACGACAGUAAUUAAUUGGGUUUAUACAAAUUUGAUAAGGUCUGAAAUAUUUUUAGUGAAGGGUUGUCAAGGGAUGAUAGUUGAACAUGGAACAUUUAACGUUAGUUUUAUUUUUAGCCAAAAUGAGUGAAAUUUUUUUCGAGUUGAUUUUUCGUUAAAUGUUGUCUGAAUGAUUUUUUAUUUUUCAACUUAAUAAUAUACUUAAUCGUGGUAAUUAUAUAUUCGAUUAUUGUACGGUUUAUUUCUAAGAAAUGUUGUGUCUCGAUAAAUGGCAAAUUAAUCCGUGUAAAAUGUGAUAAAUCAAUGGUUAAUUGUGAUAAUUCAUGUAUAUAUAUAUAUAUAUAUGGCAAGUAUUAAAAUAUCGCGAGAAAAGUGAUAAGUCAUAUCUAUCAUUAUAAUAUGUGUGCAAGGUGAUAAAUUCUAUACUCAAAAGCCUGAAUAUUUUUUUCCGUGGCACAUAUCAGAUAAAUCAAUAAAUACUCGCUUAAAGUAACUGUUUUUUAAAAAAAAUUACAUUAGAUGAUUAAUUUAAAUUAUUUAGUUAAAUUAAGAUUGAAAAUAAAGGAAACAUUUUUUAGAUUCUGAGCGGAGCGAGGAAUGUAUUGAUUUAUUUUAUUAUUAUUAUUAUUAUUAUUAUUAUUUUUUUUUAUGUGAACACUUUUUCUACCAAAGUGCUUAUUUUAAUUAUCAAUUGUAGCAAUUUUUAUAAAAGGAAAUGUUCUCUAGGUGAUACUUUAGGGAGGUCAUUUUUUGAAAUUCUCAUUAAUAUUCAAGAUAAUGAGGAAAAUCUGUUUUUUUUUUUUAAUGUUAAAAAAUAUUGAAAGAUUAAAAAACGGUUGUCUUUGGUAACCGUUUUUAUUUAUUUUUUGUUAUUAUUAGGUUUUUAAUAUACUUUUUUUUAAAUUAUUGUUGUUACGGAAACGCACAUCAUGUAAUCAUUUUACCAUAAUAUGACAUAUAAUAUAUUGUUGAUAAAGCAAUACUAUCGACUGAACUCCGCUCAGAAUCGUUUUUUCGUUAGCAAUAGUUUAUCGUUGAUAUCCGGAUAUACAUCAAAUUCUCGUCUGUAUCCUACCUUCCCGACUUCCACACCUACGACAGCGGCUGCACCCAAGUGCGAAGUAUGUUCGUCCAUUUUGUUUUUAAGAAAUAAAACGUUUUUAUCGUUUCCUAAGAAAAAAUUGUUGACACAAUAAUAUUAAAAUAUUAUGUUUCUCUACACAGAAACCGUCCGGCUUAUAUAAACAAAACUCGCGGGCCAAAAUCUGAAUUAUACAAACGAGCUGCAUACACAGUCUGCCAAAUUAAUAAUAAUAUAUAAUAUCCGUAUACCGAUCCGGGUGUUGUCGUCCCAUUACGCGUACCCAUAUUCGGGUCGUAUUAUCAUAUUAUAUAGGUGUCGAUGCGCGCGGUAGGCGGCGCGCGAGUUUAUCAAUUAGAUAGUAAUUUAUUCGUGAUGAUGACCACGACGACGACGACGACGACGAUCCGGUAUACCGCGCGGGUAGUAUAGAUACCUAUACAUUCAUACACCUCAUGUACGAUACAGUAUAUUAUAAUAUACGACUCCGUGUACAAAUCGAUCGGCCGGGGAGCCUGUUCGCGCCGCGCCAGACGGCGACGAUUAGCAUAAAAGAUUUACGAUCGGGCGAGAUAAACCGCGGGGUCGAGAUGCGGAGCCCCGAAAGGAAGACGGACGGGCGAGCGGGCGAGCGCACCGACGGAACACCGAACGGGUCUGCUGGCCGGCCGAAUUACGUGUAAUGUAAAUUAUUCGGUUUUUUUUUUCUUUUCUGAAAAUGCCACGGUUCAUUAGUAUUCCCAGACGUCUGGUUGACUCGCGGCACACACAGCGCGCGCGCGCGCUCGCGCGUAUUGCUACGCGCACAUCUCAACCCGCGAUAUAAUACGCACACGCGGGACGAGACUAUAUAAUAACAUAAUACAAACCUAUCCGCGCGAAGGGCUCCCAGCAAUGUAGAGAGUGGCGGGGAACCGGAGAUUAAUGACGUCACAGACGCACCCGAGAUUUACAACAAUAAUAAGUCGUGCAGCGGUAUCGCGUUACCGUGACCGCGGUAUUCAGCAAUACAGUUUACGCGCGUCGCGGUCCAUUCAACGGAUCACGCGCCGCCACUACUGUUCUCGACGCUGCGGCGGCGGCGGCGGUGGCGGCGCGUCUGCCCGGACGGCGCGAGUCCGUCUCCGGGGAGUCGCGCCGCCGCCGGUGUCUGACGUCUGUCGGAUCGUUUUGUUAUUGUCUCGCCGGACAAUGUCCGCCGGCCGUCCCAUUGACGUCGUGACGGUUGCCGCCGCCGCCCCGCGGUAUACAUCAUAUACUAUCGGAACAGCAGAUUUGUUCUUUCUGUAUGACAAAAAAAAAAAUACUUACAAUAGACCGCGAAAUUCCCAGAGGACCGCGCCGAGAAAAGGUGUCUUUUUUGUUUGUUCGUUACGUUCGUUCGCGUCCCUGUCCCUGUAAAAACCACGACCGACGGCAUGCCGAACGAACGACGGCGUCGCAAUAUCAAAAUACAAAAAUAACAAACACGACGUCGACGUAUUGCUGGCUCCCCGUAAAAAAAGUGAUAUUUCUUUCAAACUUUACUUUUUCAAAUGUCUUUUUAGGUUUUUAUGCUACGCAUUUUUUUCUAGGACCACCGUUAUCAAGCGAGGUACAGAAAGUCAAAAAGUGCCGUUCCGAUCGAAAUAUAUGCACUAAAUAUUCACGGUAAUAAUGGCCGAACACAAAAACGUCUGAAGAUUAUUUUUGUAUUUUUUGCCGUAUUUGCCUUUGGCCGUUGUAUCAAAUUUUUUAAUCGGACACUUUAAAUUCGUUUAUUGAGCAUUAUUAUACUAAACAUUUUAACACUAAAAACGCUACCACGAACCGAUUCAUUUUUAACAACACUUGAAGCAUUUUUUUUUAUCUCGUAUACAUACGUGUAUAAACGAAAAGUAUAUUUGUCAACAGACCACAAAUUAAGAUAUGCGUGUAAAAAAUACUCCAAUUUUUCACGCCGUACAUUCUAAGAUGAGGAUUAUUCGUCCGGUAAUGGUAUUUUAUUUGAAACAUUUUCUGGAUUCCGGGCGGGUUUCCUUACAAAUGAAAAAGAAAAAUCAAACAACAAAAUACGAUGGGAAAAAUACACUUUCAAGUUAGAACCUAUUAACGCGGUUUACCGAGAUCCGGUCAGAGCGGCGUUUUGACCGCAACGGUUUACCGUUGGUUUCUGCAGAGUGUUCCGAACUGAAUCACCCGAAUGUCUUACCAUAAUAACAUAUCGUAUCUUCCGAACCUCUAUACAGCAGUUGUCUACCCGUCGUGCGAAGUGCGUCCGGGGAUUUUCGUUUUUCACGUUUUGUCGGCCCACUGAUGUACAUAAAUCCGCCGUCGUUUUAUAAUAAUAAUAACAUCGCACUCGCGUUAUUAUUACUAUUAUAACAUCGUAACUAUACGGCUGUCACGUGUCCGUCGCGGGCGCAUCUUGUGAGGUCGCGGCGUUUAUCUCGUUACCAUCAGCAAUAAUUCCGACGCCGCGUCGCCCCGGGUACCACGCGCGGCGGUAGUCUGGCCGUUUGGUGGAACGCGCGCGCGCGUUUUUAUCGCUGUCAGAAUGUCUUUCCGUGUUUCGCCCCGGAGCACCGGCUAAUUCGCCCGCCACGCGUCCCGAACGUCCGUUAUAAACGGUUUUCCAGCGGUCGUCGCGACGCGAUACCGAAUCGGUCUCGGCUUGCCGCGGCCCGAUCGCAGACGUUGUAAACGGCCAACCGACUUUGUGUUAUUGCGGACGUCAACAAAACGACCGAUUUUUCUUAUCGAAGUGUUUACAUUCCGCUUGUCGUUGUAACCGAUUCGUUGGGGUUUAACGAAAUCCACAUUUCAACAGUAUACACCCGAAUGUCAAUUGCUAUUUGCAAACGUAUUAAAAGCGAUUGAGUGGGCGGUAAUUAAAAUAAUGAUUUAGUGAAACACGAGCAAAUAAAUCAAUACCGCUAACAGAAACGUUCACACUGCAAUUCGGUUAAUUCACAACACUUCGUCGAUAGGAAUACAUCUGUACGACAUAAACAACAUAAUGUAAAUUAUCCACUUAUCAUUAAACUAAAACGCGGAACUUAUUGAUAAGAAAAGUAGAAAAUUUCGUUCAACAUUUUACAUUAAAAGACACAUAAUAGGGAAUCGGCUGUCUAGUUAUUGAAUUAUCUGUGGAUCGACUGUGUAUUAUAGUGGCGCGUUUAGAUUUUUUAUACGGGGGUACACGGUUUUUUUUUUUAUUAAUGGUCAAAGACCCGCGGGAGGUUGUGGUGUUGACGGAAAACCAAUACAUAUUUUAGUCUUUUUAAGCCAUAGGGGGGACGGUGUUGCCCUCACAUCUCACGUGAAAGCACGUAAUUUAAAAGGGCAUUAAGGAAAAAAACACACAUAGCGACGAGAUAAACAAAUCGGAUAAGACGCGUUGUUAUUACCAUUAAUUCGGUAUAGUUUGGUAUAGUUAUAGUAACUAUAUUAAUCAUCCAUCUGUGUAUAAUGCAGGUACGUAAUAGGUUACUACGAAAGCGUGAUGUAAAAUUACGGGUUUUUUUUUUAUCACCUCAGACUUUACCGUUGUAAUCGAUAAUAAUUAUCUACGAUUAAUUAUUUUUUAAUUUACCAGUGGAGCUCGGAUGUUAUUACGUUAAAAAAAAACUAAUAAUACGCUCAGUGAAAAUAUAUAGUACCUACUAAAUUGUACCGAAAAAUGCACUCGAGACAUAGUACAGUGUGUUUUAAGAUUUUUAUUUCGUAUGGAUGAAAUUCGAAUAAACUCGUUAUUGUAAACGUUUUGCGUUUUUAUUUUCUUCUUUCUUUUCUCGUGCACUGUGCACGAGAAUUUUCAUUAAAACCGUGAAAUUACGUGAUUAAAAAUUGAAAUUCGGUAAUGAUUGUAUUAUAAAAGUUAAUGCGGUUUAUUAAUAUUGCGAUAAAAUUGAAUAAUAUGCCGAAAAUUAAAUUACUCGGGUGCACGAAAAAAGUUUGCCUGUGCUACAAUAACAUCGCUAUAACGUUAUAAAACGUAUCGCGAUUAAAAAAAAAAAAAAAAAAAAAACGUUUUACGAGAGAUUACAAUUUUCAAUAGGUUUUUGUAUUAUUUGUUAGCGUUUUAUAAGAUAGCGUAAAGUCAUCGCGAUGAUUUAAUAAACGAUAAAUAACAAACACUACGUAAUAAUGUGUUGUGUGACAAAUUACGUUGCUAUAUAAUAUUAUAAUAGAUAACAAUUACAGUAGGUAGGUAGGUAGGUAGUUUUUUUUUUUUUAUAAAUGUACACGCGUUUGAUAUAAUGUUUUUUCGUGUCACAAUGAAAUAACGAUUUUUUUUUUCCCGUUCAUUUUUAUGUUCCGCCAUAGAACAUACUAAUAUUUACAUAAACCUACUGCUAUACCCGCGGAGAUACAUAUAAAUAUUAUUAUUACACAGUAUUUACGAUUGUGUAGAGUGUACAAAAAAAUAAAAUACCGAAUUUUUUAUUCUAUAUAGAAUUUCCAGGGCGUCUACGGCAUCAAGGCGCGGAAAUUAUAAAUCAAUCGACGGCCUCGAAUUUUUUUCUCGUUAUAUAUACACACGACAACGUUCGAUAUUCUAAUAAUAUUGGUGUACGGACACGUUUUUAAAUUUUUUUUUCCCCCAUAAAAAUUGUUAGCGGUUGACAGUUUUUCCAAAAAAAUGUAGUUCUACCGAACGCAUCUUUUAAGAUAGUCGGUCAUCCGUUUUUUUUUCUAACACAUACAUAACAUAGCAGUUUAAACCGAUAAAUCCGAUCGAUACAGUGAAGUACUAUACGAAUUCUGAAAACCGAUUUGAAUUCAAGUUGAAAUGUACAAGUACGAAAUACGUGACAUGUACAAUUUCGUACUACACGUACGAAAUGUACAUGACUGUUGUUUUUACAAUAUAAUUUUAUGCAAUAUUAAAUCAAAUUCAACGUUCCACUGUGUGAAACAAAAUCAGUUUAAAUCGUUAUGCUGUGUAUGUUAUACGCGGUAGAUAAAGAAAGACGUUUUCGAAGUUGUAGACCACUAUUAUAGGGGGCUAAUUUGGAACAUAGUAUUUAAUUUCAUUAUAAACUAUAAAACCAUUUUGAACGGAGUAGUAUAGUCUUAGUCAUGUUUUAUUAUAACCAGUAGGUAAUCAAGGUAACUCAACAAAAAUAAAACCAAUGUAUCGUUAUUUUGUUAUAAGUUUUUUAAAUUGUAUAGAAAAAGUAUUGCGAAUCUAAGCAUAUUUUUAUGUACUAGAUGUCGGGCAGAAAUUCCUCAUCUUUUGGGGUACUUUGUCAAAAAAAUUGGAAGCUUUGUCUAAUCAAAAAAGUAAAAACAAAAAAUAACAUAAAAAGCAAUUGUUUGAAAAAUGUAUUAGCGAUUUUGAAGAAUCGAUCAAAUAAAUUAAUACCUGACAAAAAAAUCAGCAUUUUUAUAAGUAUUACGUGAAAAAAUCGGAGGAUAUUUAUUUAUCGAUAAUGUUUUUUCUAAGAAAAAAAAAACACUCAUCAUAGUAAAACUACUCGCUUCUUCGUUGCAAUAAGAAUUCUAAAAUGCUAAAAUAAUCGGAAAAAAAGGUAUAUCACGGUAAUGAAACGAACAGGUAUAAAAAAAAUUAUGCACAUUUUGCCGUUUCUAAAAUUUGUCGGUCUGUAUAGUAUAGGCGUGGAAAUCCGAUCUUUAUCGAAACGCGAUGGAUUUUCGAUGUCACACAGUCGUUAGGUAUGUAUCAUUUGCAUUUGUAUAUUUUGGAGAAGAACUUCCACAUCUAUACUCGUUAUUGCCGAUUCAAGUACACCUGCGCUGCACAGUCGGUCGGAGGAGGGUUUAUCAUCGUCCAUCGAAAUAUUAGCGUGCGUUUUUACACGGACUCGUCGUAUAAUAUAUAUACUUACGGGUGUUCGACCUCACACGUGGACCGGAUUCGAUUUCUAUCUAUUUAGUACACGUGUUAUGACAUUCUACUAUAAUAUUAUUAUAAUAUAGGAGAAGGCGGUGUCUAUAACAAUAUUAUAAAUGUGUGUGUAUGUGUAUACGAGCGCGGUGUUAACGGCAGUUGUGUGUAUAUUAUUAUUAUUAUAUGUUUAACACGUGAAUUUAAACGCUGUUAUACCGCGUAUACCGCGGCUCGAGUUCAAACCGGUCACGCGGUUCACGAGACGUUUCCCGAUGAGGGAAAAGAAAUUUGCCGCCCGGACGGACGAACAAAAAACCAUCAUAACGACGAACGAAAUCUCUUAAUCCUCCGGACUUUGCGCGUGAAAAAAAAGUAUUUAUUGUACCGCUUUACACGGUGUCGUCGUGUAUAAUAUACUUUUGCAUCAUCGUAUAGCUUGCGUCUUAAAGAAAUAAUACGCAAGGUGUCAAGGAGUUUAUAAAAGUGCGAAACUGCUUCCGGAAAACUAUAUAAUGUCUUUGCUUUAUUUCGGAUCGAACCUAUUUGUACUUUAUUUCGAUUAAUUGACGGCGGUUGGUGACCAUUAUUUUCCUAGACUCUUUCGUUCUAAUCUAGUGCGUAUGCAUUUAGUACCUACGGUUUUCGAUUUAAAAGUUUCGUUAUUGAAGUACAUCGAAUUUCGUGUCCGGCGUUUAGUGUGUUCUUCGUGUUUACAGUGGUAAUAGCCUAAUGAAAUAAGAUAAUCAUAGGCGGAAAAACAUUACAAUUUCAAAGAGGGGGCUUAUAUUAAUACAUAUUUUUUAUUAGACGUGUAUUGUACAUGCAAGUAAAACCAAUUCGAUCUGUUCUAAAAUAAAAUUUCUAGGUACCUACAUUAAACACUAAGAUAUUUUUCUCUAAUCUAUAUUCUUUAUCUUGAUAUGUUAUGCAAAACCAAGUCUAAUUGGGACAAAAUAAGAAAUUCGAAAAACUAAAAAUACGGCUAUUAGAGUAAACAUGUAUUUAAACAUAUUUAUAUUUCACAGCUGGUGACCGUGUUUUUAGCUAUUCAAUUUCGAACUUGGAAGAACUGUUUUAAACUGUUAUCGUAUAUGCGAAUUUUUGAUAUUAUUGCAGUUAGUUAAUAGAUAAAUAGGAGCAGGUGCUUUACGAAAAAGUCAAUGGAAUAUCCUCCCUUUGAAAUGUUAUUAUUUUGCCACCUCCCUUCCAAAUUAGUGCCCACAAAUCGUUAUUAAUUUGUAUUAUUACCUCGACGUAUACGUAUUCGCAAAUACACAGAGGUGCAAGUUAAACAUAUUAUAAUGUAUAAUGUAUUAUUCGUGGCGCAAAUUACUAUGUUUACAUUUUAUAUGGAUACGAAUCGACAAGUUUUUAGUCUGAUGUAGGUGCAAAUUAUCGUGUUAUGUCGACUUGAUAACAGUGCAUGUACUUAACCAAUCUACUACCGAGGAGAGUUUGGACGCCCGGGAAACCGGUUCACCGGGUACGAGUAGUUUUUUUUUUGUUUUAAGUACCGACUCAGUCGCGUCUGGUCGCGAUUCAGUCGUCGUCGGGUUGUACAACCGACUGAAGUUUAUAACGAUCGAUUAUUGUUAUUCGUAUCGACAAGACCGAACGGUUUUCUUAUUUUUAUUUGUCAUCGUAAUAUUAUAUGGUCCGAAAAAUGAAUUAGAUAAAGUACAAUACUUAUAAUAUGGAAUUUGUGUUCAAUUUUCAAGUAUUUCUGCGCCGACAAAACAAUUUAUCCUCAUGAAAUCAAAUAAAAACUAAACAAAUUCUCGACAAUUACAAAUGCCUCUAAACAGCUCAAAAAUCGGUAGAAUGUUUUGAAAAAAAAAAUUAAAAUCGAAAAUAAAGAAACCGUUAUUAUCGAAAAUUUUUUCGUUUCUUAUGGUUUAUUCAGGUUUUCCCUAUUAUUAAAAAACCUAAAAGAAAUAUUAAAAAAUAUGACCUCAUCAAAGUACACCAACUAGAAAAUGUCUAACAUUUUCUUUCAGAAAUAUACUACACUUGAAAAUCGUAGGAAAAUUUCCUAUAGAAAAGUUUUAAAUAAACAUUAAAAGAUAAACUUUUUUUUUUUUAACUACAUAUUUUAAUAAAACCAGUCUAAAACACAUAUUUGUCAAACCGAUGCACCAAGAUACAAUUGUGGUAUUUGGAGUUCUGUAACAAAGUAUAAUGGUUGCAAACACGAUAAGGCUGAAAAAAGUUCAGAAUUCGACUGCUAUAAUACAAUUUUAUGCGCACGCUUGAAUUUUUUACGCCAAAUGUUUUUUCUUUUGUCGAUUAUUGAUUUCUCUUGGUUAGACGUAAAAAAAAAAAAAAAAAAAAAAUUCAUUGAUAAACAAAAAAAAGGUUUAUGUAUAUAUUAACGAAUCAUUGCAGUUAUUGUUGUUUUUAUUCAAAUUUAUGUUUCGUUACUAUUUGUUGGUUUUGUAUGCUCGAUUUCGAUGUAGUAACGAAAUAGAGUUAUGCGACUAAAAUAAUCACAAUCAAGCGUGAACGACUAUAAUAAUGUAUAGUUACUUCGAAGAAAUAUUUAUACCGUAAAACUACAAAUACAUCACUAUGUACAGUUUUUGGUUAUUAUGGCAUUUUCAUAAUUAUUUACGUCGUUAAAAUGUUUAUCGUAAACAAACACAACCAGAAGCUAUUUCAAAAGUCGUUUACGCCAGUAAAAAAUCUAAAUAAACGUCCAAAAUGUACGUAAUUGGACAUAUGAUUAUACAGCUGUACACGCGCGGUUUUCUGUGAUCAUUUUAUAGUCAACGGAGUUUCACAUAUUUUUACAAUGACGACAGUGCAGUUAACUUUUAUUUAUUGGACUCGGUAAAGUGUUAAUCAAAAUUCAUUUUUUAAUGAAUAAUCAUAAUAUAAAUUUAAUAUUAUUGCCGAAUGUAUAUUUCAAGAGAUACUUAAACUAUGUGUACACGUUUUUCUUUUAGUAUUCUCUGGUAUACCGUAUUAUUUUUAUCACAUAAAUGGGCGUGACGUAACUACACUAUGGACACGAAUUACAGUUUAAUGGCGAUCGUGUAAGGAUUAUAAUAGUGUGGGUAUUCGGGGCGGUUAUAAAAAUUGAAAUACUUGCUCAUAAGAAACUUUUUUCAAUUCGAUCGAUUUAGCUGAGGAAUUAAAAUGUAUUGGUGUAUUAAUAGUAGGUAUAUAUUUGUGUUAUUGUAGGAUCAAUUAGUUUAUAUACAAAUUUCAACGUUCUCCUAUUUUUUAUAUCCUAGUGUUUUUAUGUACAGGUUUUCGCAUUCAACUGAGAAAUUUCAAAAUGCAUUUCAAAGUGUAUAAGAACUGAUUCAAAAUCAAUUUUACUUAUAGAGAAAAAUACAACACGUUUUCGUGAUAUCUCGAACUACUUGAAAUGUCCGCAAUAAUAAUAUUACUUCAGCGAUAAAAUUCAUUAAAAAUAGGCUGAUACUGCGGAUGGACGUUACGCUGUUUUAGGGGGGAAGUUGAAAGGGAGGUUGAUUAGUAUCUGUACGCAACGGUAUAUUAUUUCUAAUGAAAAACAAUUCUGAACGGAAUAUUAUUAGUAGAAUAUUUUCUCUUGUUGCCCGUGGUAAUCCAGAAAUUAUACAAACAAUUGCUAGUUUUUUCUACGUAUUAAGAAAACCACAAGGCCAAUUAAAAAAUUGCAUCUCCUUAAUGCAUCAGCUUGAUCGGAAAUUCUACGAGAAAGUUCCUACAAAGUUUUUGGUUGAAGCAAGAUUUCUGGUACAAAAGUUGUUUAUAGACACACACACACACAAAAUUAUAGUGAAACAUUAUAGUGAAACUAAUACAAUAUUCCUCAUUUCGUUCAGAAGCUAAGGUCAAUCGAGAGAAUACAAUAUUAAUGGUACAAAUAAAAUGUAAAUAUUUUUUCGCACUAAAUAAUAUAAUAGGUUCUAGAUGGUGGUUGAGUUUACAAUACAAUUUUUGGCGGUGUAAUUGAUUCGCACUUCAAACACACACUCAUGUGAUCGACGAGUGCGGCACGUUCGAAUGUAGUGAGUUUACUAUAAAUAUGAAAAGCAAAUUAGUAUAUUACUGCCAAAAGCCAAAACCUAUACUACUGUAUAGAAAACACGUUGUUUGUCAAUGUUGUUUUUUUUUCUACUGAUAUUUUCGAAACAAAAUUCGGUAAAAUUGUUUGCAAUUUCUUUGCUCGAUUUUAAAUUUACAAUACGUAUACUAUUACUUAUAUCGCACAAGACACUUUACUACACGUUAAUGAAUUACAUGUGCAAAUAAUUUUCGUUCACCUUAACAACGAGAUAACCUUGCCUAUAUAAGAUUAAGGACUUUUACAUCGUUUACAAUAAUCAGUGUAUGUUUAAUCAUAUAAUACGUUUAUAGUAUGCAUUAAAAUAAAAUUGAAACCGAAUUACUUCUAAUUAAAUUUAAUCGUAUUGGCGAAAAUGUUCUUUGAUUUAUACAAUUGUAAUUAUUGCCCGUUGGUGCGGGACGACGGCGUUUGCCGGAAAUAUAAUUGUUUGAAAUAAAGUCAAGGUUAGUAUACCAAUAUCGAAAUAUACGCGUGGGAUAUCGAAAACAAAUAUAAUAUGUACUUCAUAUAAUAAAUUAUAUAAACGUAGUUUAUAAUGGUAGGUAUACUUGUUUAAUGUUGUCAGAAUUUUUUUUUCGCUACUCGUUUGAAAAUUUGCAAUACAUUACCGUAAUAGGUGACGACACGUUAUUGCCCGCGAGAAUUUGAAUAUAUUAAAACGUUGUUGUUUUUGUGACACGUGGUAGUAUAUCAAUUGCGCGGUAAAAGAAAAUUAAUAAAUAAUAACGUCAUGUUCAAUAUACUCGUUUGUAGGAGAAAAAAAAUACUUUAUCUACCGUACUUAAGUAUUAAAAUAUAAUAACUCGAAAAGCCGAAAAGAGUAAGAUUUAUUUUGACCGGUUUUGGCAAAAAUAAAUCGUGCAGAAAAUAUAUCACGUACCGACGACUACUAUAAUACAUCACGUUUUUUUUUUUUUUUUUUUUUUUUUUUUUUUUUUUUUUUUUUUUUUUUUUUUUUUUUAUGAUAAUUAUUAAAACACGAAAAAACCCUUAAAUCGAAAUUGUCGAUGCUUUAACAUAAUAUUAUUUUCUGACUUUUUCGUUUUUAAAUUCUAAAAUUGAUAAAUGUCAAAGGUGUAAUGAACAAAUAUUCGAUUCUCGUGAUUAAAUCAAGUUAAAUAAAUUAAAGAAUCUUCCAUUUUAAGUUAAAAAAUUAUGUUUUUUUUUUGUUUUUACUGUAGUUUUUUCUCGGAAAACACUUUUUCGGUUAAAAUAAAAAUAGUUCGAUGUUUUCAUAUCGUACCUUAAAAGGCAUGUGCAUUUCGGUUUGGACAAAUUUUAUAGAUUCCCAAAAGUUUACUAAUACUUUAUAAGAAAACAGAUAACACAUGGAAUUGGGGUUUUUUUACUGUCGAUUUUCGGGUUGUUACAACUGCAUAAAUAUGAGAUUGAAAAGUUUUCAUGAAAUUUGAGUUAGAAAUUGUACAGUAUCAAAACAGAACAGUUACGUUAUAAGCUUAACGUUGUAAUGGUGAUUUUUACGAUAACAAUCACUCGACAGUUGCUAUUAAGGUUAAUUUUGACGACGUAAUAUAAAAAGUUCAAACACUUGGUGUUAUUUUAACCGUCAAAUUUUAUUAUACGUUUGUGUUUAAACUAUAUGAGAAAGAGGGGAGGGGGAGCUGCCUUGGGGGUGCCAAAAUUGUAUUUAUAAUUUGUGUAAUUUUUAAUAGGUAUUUGUACUUUUAAUGCAAAAUAUUAUAAUAAAAUAUUAUUUUUGAAUUUGUGUUGUCAAUUAAGGCCACUUUAAAACUGUAUGAUAUGCAUUAAGGGAAAAAUUUGAAAUAAAUAUAUCCUAGGAAAAAAUCGACAAGCAAUAUAGCUAGGACGCAAAACUUGAAUCUGUCUCUGGACCCUUAAAUCCUUAGUUACGUCACUGAUAUAAACCUUGUUAACUUAUUCUCAAAAUUCAACAAUACUUAACCUGUUUUUUUUUCUUUUGUGUUGGACAAUUUUGAUAUAUUUUGGCCUGACCUAAUGAACAUGUCUAGUUUCACUUUUAAUUUUUUUUAUACAUUUAUGAUUUUACACAUAGUAAUAUUACUUAUAUUUAGAAUGUAUACGGCAGAUAUGUAUCCUCGUCGUCACCGGGUAUAAAUGCCUCACACUCGACGACUUUUAAUUAAUUAAAUCGUCGUUAAUCAUUAUUAUAGUACAGUAAGAAAUCGCGUAACCGCUAUAUAGGUACGUGAUGAAAUCUAUUCCGGCUAUAGCAAUGACCGUUUUCAGUCAAGAACAAGACUCUAAUAAACACGUACCUAUUAGUCAAGUAAUCUCCGACUGGAAAUCACUGAUAAUAACCAUUUCGUUAUUGUGCUUUGAAAUAAUUGCACGUGGCCUAAUUACUUGUGUGUACAAAGUAUGCAUAAUUUUAAAAACAUAAUACGUACUUUUUUUUUUUAAGAAUAUCGCUGUUUAUAAAAUAAUAGAAUUUCACGACUCAUGCAUUAUAUUAUAUUAUUAUACAUUUAUUUACAAGUGUUUUAUUGAUUUACUGACCUAAGAACAGAUAUCAUUAAUUGCCCGUACAAAUAUCCGACUGUGUGUAUAGCGUUACGUGAAUACUUACGAACUUAUCGGUUAUAGUUUUUUUCUUUAUUAUAAAUAUAAUUUAAAAUACUUUUCCGGUCAAAUGAGGUGAACGCGCACGUCAUAAUAUAUGCAUAUUGAGAAAAUUAUAAACACUUAAUGUCCCGUAAAAAUUGCACGCAUAAGGUAUAAUACUAUAUAAUGUAUAAUGUACAUACUCGUACUCUACUUAUAAUAUAUAAUUUACAACUUACUGCAGAAAUGAUAAAAAUUGUUUUUAGAUUUUUUUUAACGAAAUUCUUUUACGUAAAUAACUAUAACGUUAUUGUUAUUCUUAUAGUGUAAUAAAAAUUCGUAGGCGUGCGGGUUUUUUUUUUUUUUGUUAAACGACAAUAAAAAACAAAAAAUAUAUAGUCGAGAUUAUGAUUAGCGCGUCACGUUGUUAUAAUUGGAAGCAGUGUAAUGGUCAGGUGGGUUAGUGGGUUUUAAUUUCCUCCCGUAAAAUGUCUUGAUAACAGCUGCGGUUCGAAAUAUCGAGAGGGUAAAACAACCGAAACGAAUUUCACAUAUGAUUAUCGAUAUUUACCCAGUAAUCGAAUCUUAUCGAAAGUUUAAAGCGUUUAAAACAUAUCGAGAGUUAACGACCAACUUCCAGUGGAAUAUAAUUGUCGCCAUCGUUGUCGUUUUCUGUGAUAUAUACGACUCUAGAGACGGUGAAGUGCCUGGAAACUAUUCGCUCUCGUCGGGUGACAGCAUGAAUAAUUGAUUUUCGGUUUCCGACAAGGAUUACACCGGUACAAUGAACGCAUCGAGAUCCACGACCAUAAACAGAAAUCCGACCACUAUUAUUAUGCAGGCUGUUUUCGUCACGGGCCGGUAGGUAUACUCGAAAAAUUCAAAUUAUCGAAGACGGUCUCGAUUUUUAACGUGUCUCGCGCAUUGUUUAAGCGGCGCAAAAAGACGCGUAUAAUACAACUUGAAAAUAAUGUGUUUUUCCCCUGUGUUUUCGAUGUUAUCGACGUGGACAAAAUUUCGUUUCCGGUAAAUCAGUAGCACCGAAAUCCGACGAUUAUAAUAGUAACAUGUAGGAAAGUAUACUUUUAGAGGUUGGGUUACCUAAACGUUUAUCCGUUUAAAAUCGUAAAUACAUUAACUAUUUGACAUCAAUGGGAUUUAUUACAACUAUUUGACAUCAUGUAAUAAAUCCCAUUACUAUAACAUAAAUAACGCUCGUAUUAAGUGCCGUCCACGGGAAAUUAGCCGGUAAUGGCCUCGAGUGACCAUUUAAGACCAAUAAAAAAUUUAAAAAUAAAAAGGUUACACGAAAAAUAUACCACAAAAGUAUUUGUUUUUAAGAUUAGUGGUAUAUAGUUUACACUGGUUUGCACAACGUUUUAUGUUUAGUCCACGGGCCAAUAAUUUACACAAUGGUAAACAUUUUUUAUUUUUAUUUUUUUGAUGAUAAGUCAAUAUUCUUCUCGAAAAUCUAUUUGUUUUUUUAAACGAUCGAUUUUCAGAAGCAUAUCUCUUGCUUUUUGUAGAUUAUGAGCUAAGCGAGGAAUGUAUUGGUAUUCUUAUAUGAUGUGAUUUUUUUUGUGUUGUAAACAAUUUUUGUACCAGAAAUCUUGUUACAAUCAAAAAAAAAAAAAAAGUAAAAACAUACAGGAUCCUUCGCCGCAUAAUUUUCUUAAUAAAUGUAAGAACUCGAAAUUGGUUUGUAUAAUAUUUAUCGAUUUCUGGGUUACCUGGGCAACAAGGGUAAAAAUACAACUAAUAAUAGUUUAAAAUUGUUUUUCGUUAGGAAUAAUUUAUCGUUGUGUACUAAUACAUUAAACAACUCCAUACAUUCCCCUUCCAAAAAAACAGUGGCACUUAUCAGUACCAGAAGUAUCAUGUUUUCUUUGAUACGUCUAUAAUUUUAAAACAAAAAGUAAUUAUUUUGUCAAAAGUUAUACGGUUACUUUGAAUAUUUUUUGUCGUGCUUUAAAUGACCAUUAGUUCAUAGUAUAGCCAAAGGCAACAACACUGCCAAAACCAGCUAGGUGGUGAAAUUCAAGUAUAACUUCGGAGUUUUCUCCAUGAAAUUAGGUCAGAAUUAUAUCUGUUUUUUUCCUCAUUGGCAACAUGGGCAAUUCAUAAAAGUCUGUAUCUAUCAAUACACAAUUCAGUGGAUAUUCUAAAUGAAUAUUAGAUAGAAAACCAAAGAAAUACGAUUUAUUAUUGUGACAUUUUCGCUCAAAAAUAAAUUAUCUACAGAUAUUCUAUGUAUAGUGAUAGUACUAAAUAAAGUUUUAUAUUUACUUUUUUUUUUAAAAAAAACAUGUUUUGUAUAAUACACGUUCUUAUGAAAAAAUAUUGAUCCCCCAUGACUAAUCCUUAAUUACGUCAGUAAGAAAUCAUUUAGAAACAUAAAUAAACAUACUUUCAUUUUCAUUACUGUGGGCUAAAAAAAAAAAAUUAAAAUACUUUGUGGGUUGGACCACACUGAUUUAAACAAUCGGAUGACGAUAGGUUUAAAGCGUGUUUAAAAAUGUAGUACUUAUUUACAAUAGUUGUUUCGUGCGUGUUGACUAUAGGUAUAUUUUUUUUUUGUCGUAUAACAUACUUUAUGCGUGUAUGCAAAUGCAACGUAAAUCGUAAUAUUAUUAAAAUACACAUAAUAACACGUAUAUUACUAACAAAUUUAAACAAAUGAGGGUCCUACCUGGAAAAAGAUCCGGCAUUGUCGAUUCUUGAAUUUUGUUUUUAUCUUGUCGGAUUAUCGUGGUAUAAUGAAAUCAAAAUUCCGUGUUAUUGAAAUAGCGCGAAUGAAAGUGAUAUACAAACAAUUUCAACUGUCAAAUCAAAUUCGCCUACCCUUAACUACGAUUCACUGUCAGAUCUAUAGCCCGCUGUAUUUCUGACACAUUUCUCCUUAAACACUCCUUUCCGAGUGUCUUUUCUCUGCCAAAUCUUCCCGUAACAUUUUCCCUUUACGAAAUCUUCCUGCAGGUUUUUCCAUACACAGCCUGUACGUUCUACCGACUCUUUUUUCUGAUGUGUUCCACUAUUAUAUCUAAAUCACUAUGUCUGGUCUCAUUUUUUAGGUCGCGACACGGAGAUGCGUGUAUUAUCGUUUCAAAAACCCUUAGAACGAGACGUAUUUAUAUUUUAAUAUUAUAACACACUAUAUAUUCCCAAUAUAUUGUAAAUUAUAGACGAAAAGCGUGCGGGUGGCAUCAUAUAGUAUAGUGGUUUUUGUGUGCCUACCUAUUAUUAUUAUUUUUUCAUUUUUUUAUUUUUUAGUAAUUUCUGCCGUCGCUGUAGCUUCAUUACAAUAUAUAUUACUUUAUUAUACCUGAUUACCGCGGAGCGCCGAGACGACCGCCAUCGACGACAAAACGGCGUCCGCUAUCGGUGGUCGCGUGUGUCCGAUUGUAUAGGUAACUAACCGUCCGGCGUCCGUCCGUCGAUCGGGCCGGCGGAACGUUACGCGUCAUAAAUAUCGGUUAUUAUUAUUAUUCUUAUUAUUAUUAUUAUUAUUAUUGUUGUUGUUAUUACACACCGCGGUUGGUCGUGGUUAACCGGGUGGUAACAAACGAUUGGUACAUUACAUAAUAAUAUAUAGGUAUACCUUAAACGUCAUUAAUUAAUCGAUAUCCCACUGGCGACGGGUGCUCGCGCGCGACCGGUCGUCGUUUCAACCCCGUGUAACCGCGCGGUAUAAUCGUCCCGUGUUCGCGUGACGGGAAGAAAAAAAAAAUAUAAAAAAUAGUUAUAAAAAACCCAAGUGAUAUGACGCGUACAAUAUUAUGUAAUAUUGUAACGCCGGCCAUUGUUGUUACGGGCACAAUAAAAAUAUAAUAUAAAUUAAUUAUCGGCAAUUUAUUAACACCGGCCCGCCGCAAUCACUUUUACUCUCGAUUUCUUGGUCUCUCCCGAGUAUAUAAUACCAUAAUGCGCACGUACCCGUGGACCGCGGUUGGUAAGCACGAGUAUUUCAGAUAUUAUACCGGGCGACCGUAUCGCGUUAAAUAACACGGUAACACGGUCGUAAUUUUAAUAACAACGGUAUGAUAUAUAACAUGAUAAACGAGACAACCCCAUCGCGGGGCGCAAUCGUACAUAAUAUUAUAAUAUUAUUGUGUAGAUUACCGCCCGAUAUCGCCGGGACGUCGGGUUUUUUUUCUUUAUAUAUAAUUAUAUAUAUACGAUUGCUUGUCGAUUUUUGAAAGUGAUAAUACUAUCCUAUACCUGUAAUUUUCCAGGUCUCUCCGUAUCGAAAAAUUUGCAUAAAAGACAUAGUUUGCCCAAAUGUUUCUAAUCAAAGGUAUUCUCAAUCACCAGAGUGCAUCUUACGUUAAUUGUUAGACCGGAUCUAACAUAUUAUACGGUCGAAAGGACUAACUGACCGACGAAACGAGAAAAACGGUAAUGUUGUUUGAGAAAAAAUAAUAAUGAAAAUUAUCUGUGAUCCACUGUACGACAACAAACUGCUACGUGUAAAAGAAAAAAUAGAGAAUAUCGAACAUAAACGGUAGAGGUUGAGUGGAGAUCAACUGGCAAAAGACGAUGGAUGGAAAUAUAUUGGACGAAUAGAGUGAAACAAGACCUGGAGAAAUUGUGAGGAAAAGAGUACACGAUCGCGCGAGAAGUCGAAGGCAGUGUCCGCGCGGACAAAAACUCGUGAAGAGUUUUAAUGCCAUGGAAGAAGGUUAGUUAUUACCAAGGUAUAAAGGUUCAUUGUAGUUUCCAUGUAUUAAAAUCCGACGGUUUAUCGUAUCAAUUUAGAGCGAUUAUGUAGCUUUUUAUUUUCCUCCGACGCGUACGUUAGAUUUUGUUGUAGUUUACCCGUAAAAUUAAAAAAAAAAAAAAAACCGCCGAGUAGGCGUGGGCACGAAUGAACGGACGGCGUGACAAAUUUCUAUAUAAUAUCGUUGAAAAAUGGGCGUUCUACUCGUAUAAAAAUUACGUGCGCCGCAGACAUUGUCGUGCAUAUAGCCAGUGACAUAAUACUAUUAUUACGACCGUAGUCGAAUAUCCAACCCGAAAUGAUUAUAAUAUAACGUGUUAUCUUUGAUAGUUGAGUAUUUGAGUUGGGUUCGCGAUGUAGACGAAUUGAGUGCUUUGUGUAAUAACCACAUGCGAUGUGUCUCCAUUUUUUCAAAACUUUUUAGGAAAAAAGAAAACUAUUUAAAAAUAUUGUGUUCAUUACGAAAUUAGUUUAAAGAUUAAUAUUUAUACUUCCAUUAGAUCAUGACGUAGAUAAAACAAAGAUAGGGUUUUAUUUAAUUUAAUUGUUAUCAUUUUCUUCAAGACAAUAGCUAUAUAAUAAACAUAACCUAAAAUAUUUCAAGUUAUCUUGUUUUUUCAUCGGAAUUACGUUUAAAACAUGUUGUGAAAUACGUCUUACAUGGUUUUUUGGUUAAAAUUGUUUAGAAUUUUGUUUAAUCACGCGUUGUUACUUCCAUACGGAUAAUCGCGGAUUUAUCUCGUUGUUGCACAGCAAAUAUGAUUAUAGUUUUUUCAUUUUUUCAGAUAAACAAAACACGAAUUUCGCAAAAUAGUUGUACAGUCCGCGCACGAAAUUCGUCCAUUGCGGCCAUUUUUAAAAAUAGUUCUUAAAUACGAGUCCCGAUCAUUCUGCGAGUAGCAGUGGGCGUUUGAUUUUAUUUUAUAGACCUUGCCUCAGCAUUUGUAUUAUGUGACGUUUUUAGAUUUUUAUUCGUAUUUGAAAGUUUACUAUAAGUACUAAUUUCAUACAUUUUUUAUUCGAGUGACCGCAUUUCAAACAUAUUUCGAAAAAUUUAUUUUUAGAAUUUUUCAUAUUUUUAUAUUAAAUUGUAAUAAUUUAUCUAUGGAAUAAUUCAAAAAUCUUUAAAAAUCAAUAAUAAGUUUAGUAUAACACAGUUUUGUAUAAGUCGUAUAAUUUAUAAAUUGCAUUUAUUUAUUUUUUUAUACAUCUAAUCGGCUAAUAUACUUAUACAUGAAUGGCCAAUAUUUCGGACCACAAUUAUCGGUGUCGACCUAACCUAAACUAUUCUAACCUAAUUUAAUCGCGUUGCCGUUUUAUACGGGAAAUUGUUAUAGAAAUCGAAUAAGAGUUAGACAUCAAAAAAAAAAAAAGAAAAAAAAGAAAAGAACUCGGUGUCAGAAAACGAAACUUUCGACGCGUUUCGCGUACAUUCGUUUCGCUGUAGUUAUUAUUUCCACGUCAAUUUAUACAUACGUAUAACCGAGUAUUAUGCAGAUUAAUUAACCGUGUAGAAUCUACACUGUAGAUUAUUCGCGUACCUCGACCGACACAGUUAACGUAAUACAAUGUUAAACACACACUGUUCAAUCACAUGAAUAAUUAAUUGUAAUAAUAUGAACUAUUUGAUCCGUAUGAUUAUAUCUCACCGCGUUGCCGAUUAGAAUAAUAAUAUAACAAUAAUAAUUGGCAAGUAUUGAUUUACUAUAGUAAUAAAUAUAUAUAUUCGUAAAUUUCGUAACGGGUUUGCGUGUUAUAAAAUUUGAAAAAUAUAAUACUUAUAAAAAAAAAAAAAAAGAUUUUAACGAUUUUAUCGGACCAAUAUUAUGUAUUAUCUGCAGCAUGUUAUUAUACUUGUAGUGUAGAAAAACGACGAGUAGAAAACAGUGUUUCCCAAGAGGUACUAGUAUACAAGUGUGAUGUUAUUAUAAUUAAAUGUAAAACAGUAUUCACGUUUUACAUAGAAAAAAAAAUAAAUGUAAGCCCUGUAAAACACGUUUUCUUUUCGAUCCAAUAAUGCAUUUUAUUAAUAUAUUUUUCUGUAAUCUAAAGUAGAGACAUAUUUUAUUGACGCUUUCGAUAUUUUCAUCGUACAAUAUUAUUAUUAUUUGUACUUUAAACGCACGGGACAUUAAGAUUAGGGUCGUAGAAUAUAUAUGGGUACUCUAAAAAACCAUCCGCCCUAUUCACACGAUUUCUGUUAAUGAAACACUUUGUACACGACAUGGCACUUUCUCCCCCAAAAAACGAAAAAAUUAUCAGAGGAAUUUCAGACGUUCCGACAAACAGUAUUAUAUUAUAUAGGUGGUAAUAUCGUUAAAGAGACGUGUAAAUAAUAUUAUUGUCCGCGCGAGGACAAGUCGAAAUCACCUGUUUAUUAUGCGUGUGCGUGUUAUCAUAAUGUGUGUGCGGUACUUAACAAAAAUAAAAAAAACACACACACAUAUAUUAAUUUUAAGUUUAACGACAUAAUCGUCAGUCUUUUACGGUCCGAAACCCCGAAUGAGUGUUAGUAUUAUAAUAUGUCUACUUUACGGGUAUCAUUAGUCAUAUUUUUUUUUUUUUCUGAUCGGAUUUCAACGGAUUAUACGACACUGUGUGUGUACCAGAACCGAGUGAAAAACGUGAUAAUAUUCGUGUUAAUUUUAAAAUGCACGCAGGUCCAUACUCACAUAGUAUUUACAUUAUUUUUUUUUACACGUAACGCCGUAGUAAUGGCUGAUAUAUAUCUUCUGGUGAACGUAAAUAGGAAAUAUUCGAAAUUAAAUGGGAGUACAGGCCGUAAAAAUGGACAAUGCGGACGUUUUUAAAGUUUAAACACACACACACACUCACACAUGCGCGCGCGCGCACGGCAGAGUAUAAUGAUAAUUUGUCGACGGCGUUGUUCGAUAAAUCUGCGGCGGUCGGUGGAAUUGACCGGAAAAAGAAACGCGUAGGGUGGAUAAAGACUCAUCAUAAUUUAUAAUAAAUUCCCGAAGACUGUAUUAUACUCGUAUUAUAUUAUACAACUGACGAUUUAAUUUCAAAAAUAACACCUAGUUUUCUAAAUCCAAUGUUAUAAUAUUUGGUCGUAAAAAGACUGCGUAACAAUUAUCGACCGAAAAAUCUCCUUCAUAUAGUAUUAUUAUUAGGGUUUGGGACUUGUUGCGCUAACAAUCCACAAAAAAGCCAUGAAAAAGCAAAAAUGGUAGAAGUGUACAAUAUUCAAACACUACGCGAUGAUCUUUUAAAGUAAAAUUUUAUACGUAUUUAAAAAUAAAUUACUUUGUGUUACCUAAUCGUAUUUUUAGUGUUAGAAUAUUGUAUUUGAUAAUUGCGGGUCGUUGGAAAGAGGACUUUAAAAUCCUUUUACCUUUUUACUUUUUAAAUAUUUUUUUAAGUGCAUUUUACGAAUUUUUUUUUACAUUUUUAAGCGAUUGUUUGUGGAUUUUAAGUGUAGGAAAUUCUGAAUUCUAUUUAUUGUAAUGCCAAUAUUACGCAUAUAACUGUAUAUAUGAGUAUACAAACCCGGCGUCUUGAUGAUUUCUUAUAAAAUUCCUGAAUGUUAUUCUAGAACCAUUCGAGGUGGUGGUCAUCGUUUGGUAUACGUAUACAACACUCGUACAAUAAAUAAUUUUGGUUCGAAUUUAGAUUGAUAGGUAAGUAAGUGCAGUAUUUUUUUUUUUUUUUCAAAAUUGUAUAAUUGUACUUUAAAUAAUUUAAAUUCGUUUAUCGAUAAACCGAAUGAGAAAUAUUAUAAUAAACUGUACGUCUACAUUAUAGGGUGGAGAGUUAUACGUCCGUUUUACCCUACGUGAACCGGUUUUACCCGGUUACAGGAACAUUACGGUACAUUAUAAUAAUAUAAUUAUUCAACCGAUAUGCAUUUAUAAAACUUAAAUUCUAAUCGAUUUCGAACAGGCGCCUCCUUUUUUUUAUGUACCGACAAUCGUUAUAAUUAUAUUAUUAUUAUUAUUUCUUUGAUUUGUAUGCCUAUUACAUUGCAACCGCCCCACCCCUUGUAUAUAUUCGUUGAACGAGUCUUAAAUAUAUAUAGUAACAAUAAUGUAUUAACAAUAAUAUUAUUCGAUUUGUUAUGGAGAAUUAUAGAUGUCAAAAAAAAGAAAAAAGACCAAGAUUAAUAAUAUUCCACUAUUACCAAUCGUUUCUUUUGAAGAUAUGAGGCGUGAAUUAUCGACAUAAUUAUGUCACGUAACUUUUCUAUUUUAAAACUCUACUUACCGGGUCAUUUUUUAAGGAGAUUUACUGUGCCCGCUUAUAGACACACCGUUAAGUACAGUGAAAAUCCAGUAGAGUAAGAUUUUGUUUACAGCGUGUUCACUAGAAAAUAAAUGGUCAAUUAUUGAAUUGAUAGAUUAUGUAAAAAAUUAUAUUAUGUUAUUUUAUAUAGAAAUUACUUUCCCUGAUAGGCGAAAAAGGUAACUGAGGAAAGGACAAAAGUCAAGGGAAAGGUUUGGUUUAUUUGCUUGUGGAUCUUUUUUAAGGGAGAAUAAGGUAGUGGGAACGUCGUGAGUAUUUACUAAAAGCUCUCUGUAAUCUAUCCAACGAGAUAUUUUAUAUUUUUAAAUUUUUUAUUUCUAUAUUAUACCUGACAUGAUUUUCAUGGACAUUAACAUCCUCGGAGCGACGUUUGAAUAUAACGGAUUUUUAUUUUUGUCUAUGUUACUGCAGGCCGUUGUAGUUGCAAUAUUCCAGAACAAUUUGUCUGAAAACUGUAUUCUACGCGAUUUUUUUCGUAAAAUUGUAUAAUAAUAAUAAUAUAAGGAAAAUAAUAUAUUUAUGGCACGAGAUUUUGUUGUUUAAUAUCCGAUUGUUAAACUGUCAAAAGGGCUACUAUUAUUUACCUAUCGUUGGUCCAAACGUUUACGAUAGGAGGUAGUCUAAAUUAUUGUUAAAUAUGUGUGUUUUUAUUUUUAAACUAUAAAGCUGGGAAACAAAACAACUAUGUAUAUAGAAAAACGAAAGAAAUUCAAGAAUUCAUCGUUCAAUUUUAUUACAUAAGACGAUUUCGAAUCUCUUCAAGUUUUUAGCCGAUUUUAGUUAUUUUAUAUAAUAUUUAGAUGAUAUUAUUACCCAUCAUGUUGUUUUAAAUUUUUAUUAUUUUCGGUAGAAACGUAUCGUACUAUACUCCACAAAUCGUUAAAUGUAUAUAGUCACACUAUGAGGUAACACAAAAAAAGUUAUAAAUUCAUAAUCCGGUAGACCAGGAACGACAAAAACGCCGCAUGGCUCAGUAGGUAUAUGUAAUAUUUCAAUUUUAUUAUUGCACGUCAUUGCACGGGAUAUUUUCCGAGCUCAGAGACGAAACCUGUACUCUUUGAGUUCGAUCGGCGAAACAUUUUUUUUCUUCAAAUUAUACUUUCAUCUUUUCGUUUUAUAUAGUAGGCUUAUAUUACGAGCGUAUAUCAAGGCCUAUUAAUAUUAUAAUUAUACGUAUAUAUCUACCGAACGGAUGACUGCAGUAUUAUUAAUUUUUCGGCCGUUAUCAGCCGUAGGAUCUCGUCGGAACAGUAAAUAAUGCGCGUAUAUACUCUAAUAAUUUAUCUAUUGUUUAUAUCGUGAUAUUGUAUAGUAGAUAUAUAGAUUAUCAUCUAUAGCGAUCGAUUAAAAAAGGAACGAAAAAAAAAACUCAAAUCGAUUUACUCGCAAUUGGAUACCGAAUCAUUGUGCGCACAUGCCCGUACAAUAUACCCACUCGAAUAACUCGAAUUCCUCCUUUAAGCAUAUAAAAUAAAACGGAUUAAAAUUAAUAUUGGCAGAAAAAUUUUACAUAAUAAUAUCUACUAUUUCUUUGGCGCCACUUUAUCUCCACCACCACAAUCACCGCCGCUGCAGCCGGCACUGCACUGUGAAUUUAGAAUUUCCGACCACACACAACAAUCGUCGUUAUUUUAUACGUUUGCAAUCGCCGAAUUUUUUUUUCCUUUUUUUAAUUUCUUACAAAACGUGUCGAUAUUCUAUUACGAUUUCGUUAUCGAAUAUUUUAUAAUAUUAUAUACUUACCUGUUACAAACAACUAUAUUCGUGCGUAUAUGCACGUCAAUUACCUAUAUUAUAUUUUAGCUGUCCUGCACGACUUUGGCCCUCAGAAAAAAAAAAUUAAAAAAGAUACGGACAUACUUCGCACGAUAGGUGGAGCCACUAUUGUAGGUGAGAAGUUAGCAUAAUAGAAUAUAGUGGGGAAUUUAAUGUAUAUUUUUACGCAAUGGUUAAUCUUUGCUAACGAAAAACGAUUCUGCGUGGAAUUCGGUUAUGCGUGUUAUGAAAUGCCGUAGUACUAUUUAUAAUUUGAAAAUAAUACAUUUCGUACAUUUUCCCGUUUUGACUACGUUAUUAUUACCCUAUUCAAAUUUCCUUUCAGAAAAUGUGCUACACUUGAAUAUCAGAGCAAAAUUGUUCAAAAAAAAAAAAAAAAAUCAUUACUGUAAAAUUAAUAUAUUUCUGUUCCGCUUAAAAUCUAAAACUUAAACGUGUCUCUCCAUGACUCCUCGAUUUUACUUCUGUCCCUAUCGCCGUUGAUCAUUUGUCACCAGGUAAUUCAUUUUUUUAAAAGGGUUAAUGUAUACUUGCCCAUGAUAACCAAAUUAAAUAAUAAUAGGCUGAUUUUAUUGAUGGGUGUGCCAAGGUUCCAGGAGGGUUAUUGAAAAAGAGAAACUUAAUUUAUAUCUGUACCAUUUCUAAUGAAAAACGCAUUGUAUUAGCCAUAUUUGUUACCUUUGUUGCCAAUAUAAUAACAUAGAAAUCAAAAAAAAUUAUCCUAAUAAUUUCCAGUUUUUCUCAUUUAUUAACUACAAAGGAAAUUAAACUAACCACUUCAAUGCACCUAUAUCAAUAAUUCUAUAAGAAAGUUCCUAUAAAGUUUUGUUUAGAACAAGAUUUAUUUUUAGAAAAGUUGUUUACAAACACAAAAAAACAUCAUAGUAAAACCAAUAUAUUCCUUGCUCAGCUCAGAAUCUGAUAUAUUAUAACUGAUUUUUUAUUAAAAUUUUGGAAAUGUGGCUCCAAGAUCUACCUGGGUUACGUCCAUCCUUUAUAAUCCAUAAUUUUUUUUUGUUAUUAAUAUGGAAAGAUUCUAUUAUCAGCGAAUACAUGUAUACAUUUUUAUUUUUAGCUAUCCUGCAAAGAACAUCGGUGAACAUCGGACAAUUGAAAAUCCAAGGCGUCGCGACUUGCAUGUACUUGUGUAUGGACGCGUGCGGUUUACUAUACGGCUCGGUAAGAAGUAUAAUAAUUAUUUCAUUUUUUUUUUUUAAAUAUCUUUUUUUUUGAAAUACUUUUUCGUGUACUGUACAUAAUAUAGUAUUAUACUGCACGUGUAAAAAAAAAAAAAAAAAAAACUGAACGGCUCGCGUACAUAUUGAAAUAUUUUUUUUUGCUUUGUAUAUAAUUAAAUAACGAUGAUAUAGCGAUAAUAUGCGUGCGGUGAUGUAGUAUAGAACAUCGUCAUGUGUGUAUUUGUUUUAUUAUUAUUUUUUUUUUUAUCACGGCGCGCGGCGCGAGCUUUUACUACGCUAUGGCCUGCGACUUGUUGACGAAAUGUUCCCUAGUCAUCGUUACUGGGCUGUUAUUCAUCACAUUAUAUCAUAUUAUUCACUUUACUAUCAUAAUAACGUGUGGAAAUAUUCGAUCCGUUCGCAUUAAACAGUUAUGCCUAUGAUAAUAUUAUUUAUAUAGUUGUUGACUUAUUGGUGCAUUUGCAUUAUUAUUUUAUUUUUUUUUUACUUAGAUGCAUUGUUUUCUUUUAUUGGUCGGAAAAUACGUAAUCAGCGAGUUAAAUACUUCCAUUACGCGCAGUGUACAAACACUAUAAAUAUGAGGUCCGGACGAUUGUAUUUUAUUUGAAAGAUUUUUGUCCAGAUUGAUUCGUGAAAUAUAUAAAGUUGUAAAAUUUUUGUAUUGUUUUGCACUAUCUCCGCGCUAUUUUGCCAUUUUUAGAGCAUUUAUUUAUUUUACAUAGUGUUUUUGGGCAAUUUGAAAAAGUUUUAGUAUACCCUAGUUUUUUUAGUGUAAAAUUAUAGUCAAUUCAAAACAUUUUUUAGGUAUCUCCAGAGACUUUGUGUUCAUAGUAAUAUUAACGGUUAUUUCAAAAGUAAAACUUUAAUUUUUCGCUGUUUUUCCAAUUUUUUUUUUUUCAAGAGAUUUUUGUUCUUUCGUGUUUUAGAUAAAACAGACAUUUUAUAACGUAAUUUAAUGACGGUUUUUCUCGAUCAUCGAGUUCCCAUUGUAGUUAUUCUAUUAGGCACCUAUACAUUUUAAACGUCAAAUAUAAAAUAAUGAUAUAUAGGUAUGUGAUUUAUUCGAAGGCAUUAUAGAUCUUUACGCCGCUAUGCACGUUUUAGAUCACCCGAUCGAUUUUAUCUAUUUUUUUUCUUUUCUCCUCCGGCGUGUAAUUUCACUUUUAUUUUUUAUCGCGCGCGUAAACUAAACUACAGAACAAGACGCGCGUAGUUUACACGCGUGUUAAAUUUCGAUUUUAUAUCCGAUAAUAUAUCGACGUUAUAUUGGGUAUGUAUUGGUGGGCACCUAAUACUUGUAGGUAUGUGUUUCGUGUGGGCCUAAAACAUAGAAUACGUUUGUAUAAUUAUUUAACUAGGACGACGCGUUCGUAUUAUAAUGCGUACCUACUUAAUGUGCCGUGUAGCGAAAAAAUGUUCUGUGACAGUGAUUUAGCCUAUACGCCGUGUACAAAAUUCGUGUAUUUCGUGUGUAUGUAUAUAAUACAUAUAUAGGUAUCUGGUUUACCUUACGGGACUUCGUUUCGGAUGAAAAUCAUUAUAAAUCAAACGCAAGAUACGACUUGUCCGAAAAAAAAUAUAUAUAUGUAUAAUUUGCAUUCCGGUUAGAUACCUGCGCGCCGUGUAAAAAUAAAAGUAUAAUAUUCUUAUAUAUAUACACCUCGAUGUAGCAGCUAUACAGCAGCAUCACGCGACUGGUGUAAUAAUAUUAUGUAGAGAAUGCGGCUAUAUUUUGACAGAUUAAACGUUUAGGUUUUGUACAGAUAAAAUUUGGAGAAAUAGUAAAAUAUAAACACUUUUAAAAAUCACCUGAUUAUAUAUGUAUAGGUCCCGAUCGAAACUACGAGUAUAUAAUAUGAACGUUUUUGAUUAAAUGCUGCGUCGGAUGCCCCAGAGCUUAUUAAGCUAUCGAAAUUAUUUGUGAACCGGCAUGCAAUUUAGUCGUCGUUGCUAUUUCACAAUAGAAUUAUUUUGUAAUUAUUGUCGUUUAAAUUAAAUAAUAGUAUUGAAAUACGAACAUCAUGCUUUAUGAGUAAACGGUAUUUUAUUAACGAGGUUAGGCUGGAAGUGUGUCGAUAGUUAUUUGUGUUACCGCGAGAACGUGAAAUCACAAUCGUCACUUUCGCACUGAAAAUAAUUGAAUUAAAGGUUAUUUUUAGAAAUCAUACUUUUUAGGUUUAUUUUGUCGAUACAAAAUGGUGCCUUCAUUUCACCCUGUUUUCGGCUGACUCUUCGUCAGUACUACGGUCGUCCACCACGCCCAUCCGAUCUUUGAUUUCUUACCCUGUCCAACCGUCCAUAGGACGUCCUCUUGGCCGUUUAGUAUCCGGUUAUCGGUCCAUUUCAUUAUGUGUGCAAGUAAUCCGUCCGAUCUAUACGCAUGUUCAGCCCAUCUUAAUCUAGUGAUUUUAAGACUCGUAUUAUUCCUACUUUCCCAUAUUAUUCUUCCUCUUCCUCGUGCAUUCUUAUCUCUCAAUCCCUAUCUUUAUUUUUCUUCAGUCAAGUAUUUCGCUUCAUUUCCAGUCCAAUACUAACCAAUCAACUUGGUUUGCGUGCAUAUGAAGACGUUGGAUUAUAAACUAUAAUAAUACUUCUUACGGCAUAUUUUUGUACUUUCCGGACCGAAGUUCCGAUUAAGAAAACUAGUUUAGGCCGUUUCAAAACGGUUUGAAUUACGAUUUAUUUGGUUUUUCGUGCGGAAAUUAACCAAUACAAGUCGAAUAUUUUAAAAACGAAUAAUAUUCAAAGGACACCGCUAAAAGAUAAAUAUUUAUGAGUACUUACCUAUGCACUAUACUACUGUUUCAAUCGCACUUAGCUUCGGGGUCCUAUAGUCCGGUUUUCUCCCAGUCCCGUAGACCAUAUGUAGCCGCGAUAUAUUUUUGCGGACGAGGUUUCAUAACUAUUGGUAAAUUAUUAUCAUUAAAUAUUUGUUCUUAACAUCGAUUGCAGCAACAGCAACAACAGCCAACAAGUCAGUCCGUCGAAAUUGGUGUGUCGACCGUGUCCAAUAUAAUUACCGACAAAAUAGUCGGUAAUAAUCGCGAAAAAUAACUAUAUUAUUAUAUUUAAUAACUCAUUCGACAUAAUACAGAAUAAUAUUAUUCGUUUUACAAAUGGCGAUGUUAUCAGCUGUAUUUCAGUCAGUAGAUAGUAUAGUUGUAUACAGUACUGGGCGAUGCGCUGAAAAAAAAAAAAAAAACCGAAAAUAUCUCCGUCGUCGGUUUAAGGAGAUUAUUAUUAUAAUCGAUUGUCCGAUUAAUCAUACAGCAAUAUAGCCUAUUUCGAAAUAAACAUUAAUUUCAAAUUUACUUUCUAACGACGACGUAUUCUAAAGGCGAAACACCGCGGAGCAUAAGAAAAAUUGUAUAACUAUACAUUGCAUUGUCGACGAAAGUUUUCGGGUUUAUUUAUUUGUUUUUUUAGACGAAACGGCCUCCGAUCCUAUCCGUCUCACCUUUCUGUCGUUUGUUUUUUUUUUUUUUUUUGUAAUUUUAUUAUUUUUAACUCGUCUAGCGCGUAUAAUAUACAUACGACAUCUCGUCGUCGUCGUCAUGUGAUGAUAUGUAAUCUAAUUGGGAACACUAAAUCCAAAUCGGGUCACAACACAAUCAACGCGGGCCGCCGCCUCAGCCGCCGCAGUCCGAUCAUUGUUAUAAUUAGUAUAUGAACGGACGUUGAACUCGGCGAAACGAAUCGCAUAUUUAUAUACCUAAUUUUUGUCGUCUUGGUUUCGUCGGACAGAAUCCGUGAAAAUGUCCUUCCUGUAUACGAAAAAAAUUAUACUUACGCACACGUAAAUUUACGCUCGGGUGGUAUAAUUUUAUUCCUACGCCAGAGUACCUAUACAUAAAAUAUUAUAAGUAUUAAAACCGCGUCGCAAAUAUUGUGCAUCUUUUCAAUUUUUUUUAUUUUUAUCAUCUGUUUUUUUUUUUUUACGUUUAUUGGCAGAAAAUCGUAUACGAUAUAAGAUUUGCGAUACGAUUAAAAAAUAUAAUGUAUUACUUAUAUUUUCGCUGAAUAGACACAUUUCGUCGCUGUUUGUACAUUAUAUACACAAAUAUUUGCGUUAAUUUAAGUGUGCUAUCGAGGAGGAAGGGGAAAUUAUUGCUUACCAAAAAUGUAUUAUAUGAAGAAAUAUUGUUCAGCAGUAGCGACACUAGGGGUGGUUAUAAGUUAUAAAUAUCCUUCCUGAAAAAUAAUAUUUGUUUUACACGUUUUACUAAAUAGUCCGUUGAUUAGUUUGUAUUUCAAUUAUAAAUAUUUCCUUGUGAUUUUGAAUACGUGUUAUACAUCAAAUAACUAAAUAGAUGAAUAAUUAUUAUACAUUCAUCUAUUUAGAAAAUUUAUUGUCUCGAAAAUCUGUUCAGAAAUUUGUUUGAAAUUCAUAACCCCCUCCUACCUCUCGAAAAUCAUUCUUAGUUAUGGCCAUUGGAGUGGAGUGUAUGAGAUUUCCAUUUGUCAGAUAUCUGCCUACCAAAGUAGUCCGCGGUGAUACUUCUCUUUCAUGUCAAAAUCAUGGUAGCCCCGAUAGGUCAUACGCAAAACGAAUGCUCAGAUAAAUGAUGAAUAAAUGAAUUCGGUUUUUAUUAAAAAAAAAAAAAAAAAAAAAACCGCUAUCGCAUUUACCAUAAUAUUGUUUUAUUUCUCCCUUACGCACUGCGGCCGGCAGACAAUAAUCCACGUGAUUUUUAUUUUUCUACUACAGACGUGUGUAUGUGUGUGAGCAUACAUAUGUGUCCGCCACCGUUUUUAUUUAUUAUGUGAUCGUGUAUACGUAUUAUACGGCUGUGUGCGUUUUAAUUAGAAACAAAAAUACCAACACCUAUAUAAUACGAUCAGAGAUCGUAAUCCGCAGUAGGUUUGAUAUGCCUAUUGAUUUUUAAGUACACCGCUGUUUUAUGUUUAUAUUGUCAAAAUAAUAUGUAUACCGAUCCCGUUUUACCGUGGCCCGGCGUUCGGUUUUUUCGGUGUAAUAAUUUGUUAAAGGAAAGAUAUAGAAAAAAAAAAUGUUUUAAUUCGAAAUAAUUUAUUACGAUAGUUUCGGAAGAAAAAAAAAAAAGAAAAAAUACGUUAAAAAACUAGUUUCGUCUAAAUUACGUGGGAGGGGAGGAGGGAAAGGAUAGGACGUUAACACUUUUUGCUAUAAUAUAGACGCAAGUGUGCUGCGGGUGUCUAAAAAACUCCACAUUAUAAUAAAACGUGCGUGUAAUAACGUUAUGACGAAGUGUCUAUAAUCGUAGAUUUAUAACGAGAGGGGAAACGCGAGCCGUCUAGAAAUUUGACACUGCACAUAGUAGGCAUACUAUAGGCGUUGCGCCUACACGGCGGCGUUAGAAAGAAUAAAAAAUCAAUUUGCCGUGAAAAAAAAAAACAACAACAACAAAUAGAUGAAUAGAUAAAAAAAAAAAUAAUAAUCAUGAUAAUAACGAGCUAGUUGAUCUCAUGAUCACGUAAUUAUUCGCCUUAUAUCGUUUUAAUCUUGAUCGCACGUCGGUAGUAAAAUAUACGAAUAUAUUAUAUGGUUAUGUUCCGCCGAGCGUACGAUGUCAAUUUCUCACGUCUUUAUAGUUUUUUAUAAUAUACACAAGAACUAUAAAAAAAAAAAAAAAAAAUAUUCGGCUAUCGCCGUCGUCGUGGCCGUGUGGAAAUAUUUAACGUCUCCGACUGUCCAAUUAGUACGGUUACAACUAUAUUACGCGCAGUUCAAAUUCAUUAUUUCCGUAGUAAUAUAACGCCUUUUUUAUUAUUAUUAUUUUACGUGAAUCCCGUACAAAAAAAAAAAAAAACAGUUACAGUGACUUUGCGCGUAUGGGUACUAUUUUUUGCAAUUACUUUUUGUCGGCACUGUUUCUUUGGUGCGCGAAUGUCUCCCGCACAGUCGACAUUAUUAUAUUCAAACACAAAGCCUGUGGGUAUACAGAUUUUCGUAAUUAUUUUUUUCUUUUCUAUGGUAGCUAGGUAUACAUUUGUUUGAAUAUUUUAUUAAAUGAUACGGCGAUGGGUACGAUAAUUUUAAACACCGUUAAAACGACAAUGAGAACAGUCUGUUCUUCCCCCGAAACGCAUGAUAAAUAAUAAUAAAAAAAAAUCAUAAAAAUUAUACAUAAAUUCAAAUAUUACAAUAUUGUUUCGUCCGGGAUCUUGGGUCUCUACGUCGUUCUAGAGACUGACAUGUCGGAACCCUCGAUUUGUUAUGCCAAACGACAUCGUGUAUAUAGGUCAGAGAGAAUACACGUUCUCAUUUUUUCAUAGAUUUUCGCUCUCUUUGUAUUCACAGCGGAAGAACUGUGCCUUUAACAUUGUUAACAUCACCGUUAACAUGUUUAAAUAUUAGUAUAAUAUCGCGUCGUGUGAUUUUAUAAAUCGAUUUGGAGAAACAAAAUCAUGCGGGAUAAGAUAUUAUCAAAUAAGUGCGUCGGGAACAAUAUAACAAUGUGCAGUAUUGCGUUUACUACUACCUAUAUAUGAAAGAAGAUUUUGAGAGUAGAUUACGAACUAUAAUUGGUUUUAAAUUCUAGCCACUGCAGUAUUUAAUAAACGAUGCCAAUUGAAUUACACAAGUGUAUUUCCAAAGUACAUUAAUGCGGCACCUACCUGUUGAGAACAAGACUAAUUAUAUUAUAAUUAUUAUUUUGAACGCUGAGCCAUAUAGUAUACGUUGUUAUACUUUUGUCAUACUACUAAUCUCGAGUUCAAAAUAGAUUAUUGUCUAUAAGCAUUCUGCGAUUUUGGUGUUUGAUUUUCAUAAUUUAGAACAAUUUCCUGAUUUUUAUUAUAAAAAUACACGCUGAUUCACGCAGUCUUGAACGUAUAUUUUCCUAUGGAUUAGGUGUGUAAAACUUGUAGACCGAAUUGUAAGCGACCAAAAUCAAGAGAUUAUUAUUAUAAAGGUGAUAAUUUGGAUGAGGCAUGUGGAGUAGAUAAAUGAUGAUGGAUAUAGGGGCAUGCAGUGGUGGGUGAGUACCCAUACGAAUAUAUCGCUGACACCGUUUGAACAAGCUAAAGAGUAUGAAGAGGAGGAAGUAGGUUAGUUAUUUUAUUCAUAAUAAUCGCCGUAACUGGUGGCGUUAGUAGAAUUUUUUAAAUAUUACACUCCUGUGUAUUUUUUCUAUAUGAUAUAAAAUUAUCAUAAUGAUAUAAAAAAAAAAAACAAAACAAAGUAUUAGUGUGUGUUGAAAUUAAUGUACCUGUACAACUAUACUGCAAUGUUGAAUUAUUAUUAUUUAAUUUCGGCACGUAACGUUUUAGUACUUUUACGUGUGCAUACAUACCUAUACAUAAAAAACAAUUCAAAUUUAAGUGAAGCACGUGUAAUACUAUUAUUAUGACGCAAGUUCAGUUGGUAUUCCCGUAAAAAUCGUCUACCUAUUAGGACAAUAGUUAUAAUAUCGGGUAUAGAUAACAGAACAGGUUAUAGGACAUCAGGUUUCACCUGAAAAUUAUUAAGCGAUAACGUUUUCGAUUCGAAAUAUCGGGUUCUGUAUCAUUGAUAACACAAUUUAAAAAUCAGUAAAUUAGAAAUCGUAGUUUCAAAAUUGUAACAAUAAUAUAAAAAUUUUUUUACUAAAAAAAGGUACUCAAUAUCUUCUAAUUCUCUCGUAAAAAAUGUAUGUUCUCUCUUCAAAAAAACAGCGUGUAUCUAUACGAUUUUGGAAAACGUUAAUUAUAUUAUUUCGGAGACGAUUUUUUUAACGACCAUUUGGAUUCAAAUCGGACAUAUUUAUGCUGUGGAUUUUUUCUUUUAUAUUUCUUGUUAUAAUAACAUGUACGUACGUCAAUACCGUUCCCAAGAUAGUCGAUCGCAGUGCUCAGGGUGGGCGGGCGGAUCCGAUCAAAGGCAUCGUGUGCACGAUGAGGAUAUCAUCGUAUGGUAGGCCUAAAUUAAAACGUUCGAAAAUUCUGUCAGCCCGUUUUUUUUUAUCCUCUCAUUGGAAUAUACCGCCCUCAGCUCCCCCUCCCUCUACCUCUCCAAACCCUUAUUCCACAAAUCGUGUGCUCUCGGACGCGUGUGUGUAGCGCCUAAUUGAGAGACAUCGAGUAUAUUCGGAGUGUACGCGCAGUAUUUAUUGCCACCUACAAAUACCGAUUGAGUAUAAAAGCGUACGGCCAACUAUAAUUUUUACUACUUUGACAUUUAUGGGGUGUGCCGACCAAAUUAACCGGUAUCGUAUAUAUAUGUGCAUGUGCGUUCGAUAUGUCCAACAGAGUGUUGUUUACGGUUUUUUUUUUGGUUCUUCUCUUUUCUCCUGACUACAGGAACGAUGGAAAAAAUUAUAAUAUACAAGACCAAAAAAAAAAGCCACCAAAAUGUAAGUAUAAUAUGCAUAUUGUCCGGAGGGUUAUUUUUUUAUUAUUAUUUAUUUAUUUAUAUUUUCGUGGUAAACAAACAGAGUCUUUCACACCAAUUUAUUACCGCAACAAUAAAAAGGAACGACUACUCCGCCGCCGCCGCGGUGGUCGGCGUUUCGUGUUUUGUAUACUUUAUAUGUACUUUAUCAUCGUUUUCAUCCCCCAGUGAUAAUAUAUUAUAUUUUCAGGGAGUUAAAAGUAAUUUUUUAUGUCGACAUAAUAUUAAAUUAUUGUUAUAAAGGAACGGCGACAGGGUAUGCUGCGGUUAAAACAACGUCCGCGAUAAAUUAUCGACGAACAGAGUUAGUAUUAAUAGAACACUUAUAUUAUAUCGUGACGCCGUUUCUAUACGAUUUCCGAUGUCCGAUAUCGUCGGAAAAGUUUAUCAGUUUGGUAACAACAGAUAAAAUUUGAACCUUAAAAGCAUAGGUGUACAAGAUAAUUUGUUUUGGUUAAAUACUACUCUACCCUACCUAAACUUAAAAAUGAAUUAGUACAAAAAAUAAAACAGAAAAUAAUAAAAUCGUUACUGUCGUAAAUUUGUUCAUGUUUCCUACAUUUUUUCUCAAUUUUUCCUCAUUAUUGGGAAAACUACAAAAAAAAUCAAUAAUGUUAACUUAAUCAAAUAAAUGGAUUUUUUUUUUUUAUAAAAAAGAUUCUUUGUUGUGCUAUAAAAACAUGAAUAAAAAAACAUAUUCACUAAUAUAUUUGGCGUAAAAAUUUUUUUACAAUAUUUGGAGCAUUUGUAUUAACUGAACAACCGUUUUACGAUAAAAAAAAUACGCAUUUUAUUAUAAAAAAAAAAAAAAAAAAAAAGUAUACCACAACAAAUUUAAACCACAAUAAUAUCAUAAUAUGGCUUUUAGUAGUUUUUUUUAGACUCGAUAUCGAGGAAUUUAAUUCAAAUCUCGUGGAAAGUAUUCAAAUGACUCUUUCUAUAAAUAUAUAUUAUUAUAACGAACAUUUUGUGCCUGUUAAACGGUUUAAAAGUCAUGUUUUUCGUUUUGAUAAGAUAAUUUUGUCAUUUUCUACGAAAAAGAAUUCAUGUACAUGCGUUUUGUUUUAAAAAUAUAUAUUUUAGAUAAUAAUAAUUUAAUUAUGCCGUUGUUUAAAAUAAUUUAUGUAUAUAUAUAUAUAUGUAUACAUAAAAGGUAGGUAUAUUCGUAUUUUAGUAUAGGAGGUUAUUUCAAUAAUGCCCGAAAAAAAGAAUCAUAACUAAAUAAUCAAAUAUUUUGUAACAUUAUGCAUAUUUAUACGUACACAAUAACAUGAAUAGGUAACGAUUCAGAAAAAAAAAACGGUAAAUUCAAUAAAUUAUAUAAUUUGUUUCAUACGUAUACACAACUGAUUUACUAUAAUGGACCCGAUGUCUGCUUAACCUAUAACUACACGUAUUUACAUUUUGUCAGGCCGCAGCCGCCGUAACAAAAAAUAAAAAUAUUUUACUGUUUUCGUUACACUUUAUUAAGAUUCAUACUAAUAUUUUUUUUGUAUGGCAUUAUUAUAAUGAUAUUAUUGUGGUUAAUGUACGAAUUACCAUAAAACGAAUAUAAAACAGUAUGAUGACAUAGCGUAAUAUUUAUCACUUCAGAUCUCUGCGUAUAGAUAUAUUUGGUAAGGUACCUACACUCCGUUUGGGUAGAACAAUUAUUUUUUCUGUAUGACCUUUUUUUAAAUUUGUUAUCAGCUAUAUUACACGAGAAAUUUCACCCUUUAUUGAAACCGUUUUAGCCGUUGCUCCGUGUGAAGAAGUAACAUAUUGUUUUCAGUGUUCAAAUUAAGUAAACGCAGGACAUUCUUUAGUGAAUAUCCAUUGCGUAUCCACUACCCUUUCAUUAAAAAAACUUCAUGAACACCAAAACUUCUUCUCAACUUUUGAAUUUUACUUAGUCACCGCUCCACCAAUAUGUCCACUCGUAUUUCCCUUAUAAAAUAUAAUAUAUUGUUACAAAAUCAACUUAUUCAAUAAUUUAUUAUUUGUUUGUUAGUGGAAACACAGUAAGUAAGGAUCUUGCUCCAAUGCGUGUGCAAUGGACUUUACUGUAUUUUUAUUUGGGCACAGGAAACUUUAAAGAGUUUCCCGCAGGAUCGCUUUCGUGGGAAACGUCAGUCGACGGUAAUUUGUUAAUUAUUAUUAUUGUUGUCCUAAUUUAAAAUCAGGCCGAUCUUUGUAGGUUUUUGGAACUGAAACCGGGUUUUUCCAAAUUUAUAUGUCAGAGAUCAACCUAAAAUUCAAUAAUUAUAUUCAAAAUUCUAAAUGUUUACAUUCCGAGUGUAAUGAGCGUUGGUUAGACUAUGUAGCGUGAUAUUUUUGUCAUUUUAUAUUUUCAAUUGUGAAAUGAAUUAUUUUGUAUGCAAUUAGUGUCUAGGAAAAGUCUCCUUCGCGGUUAUAGGGCUAUUCAUUUUUUUGUGUUAUCGAAUAUAUGGUUUCUAAACUAGCGUGCGUCUUCAUUUUUUCUGCCGACUGAAGCAAUAAAGUAGUGAUGAGCCGAUAUCCGAUAUUCAAAUAUUUGCUAUCGAUAAUCGAUCCGAUAUUGAGAUUAAUAGAUAUAUGAAAAAACCGAUACCCGAUUUUUACGAACAAUGUUCGUAUUCAUUUUUUUAAACUAUAUAUUAUUUACAAUCAUUCUUUGAUUUACAAUAUUAAUGUGAAAAAACUGUUCCGAAAAUAUUGGUUUUGAAGAAAAACCGAUAUCUGAUAUUCAGAUAUACUCAAUAUCAACAGAUAUACGAUAUCGGUUUAUGCCGAUACUCACCUCUAGAAAAAAGCACCAAUUGUUUUUAAGUUUAGGAAUACUAGUCAUGAGUGCCAUCAAAUAAAAAUUCACUAUACUUAGCGUACAAUUUUUUCAAUCAGUUUUUUCGGUACACGUAUAAAUAUAACAUCGUUUACUGCAGUAUUAUAAAACUUGUAAGUGAUAUAAGCAAAAAAAAAAAAUAAAAUAAAUAUAUAUAAAUAAAUAUCGCGAUAAUCUAAAUUUUGGCAGUAUUGACGUAUGUACCUACGCACUCAGAAUUGGAAACUAAAUUUUUAAUAGCUGCCAAAUGCAUAUGUUCUUUCGUUAUCAGAUAUAUAUAUAUAUAUACAUAUAUAUAUAUAUAUAUAUAUAUAUACGUUUUCAUAUUUUCGCGGUUUUAACCUGAAAAUAAAAAAACCAAAUACUUACGUUUUUAUCGAACUGGUAUUACGUGGCCGGUGUUAUAAUUUUCACGACAGUAAAUUUUCCACAGACGGUGCUGCGGGUAUUAUGUCAUCUCCGGUAUAUUAUACAAUAAUAAUAAUAUGGCAAAAUCGGAAAAUACACGAGACCCGUCGAGGAACGACGAUGACGACGACGGAGGCCGACAGUCGAAAAUAAUAUGUUUAAGUAUAUUAUAUACGAGUGGUAAAACUGGAAACUAUAUUAUUAUUUUAACGUUUUUUAGAAUAUAAACGUUGCGAUAAUAGUUUUAUAACGCACACUAUUUUUUUUUUUAUUUUUUAAUAGCGCGCCAUAAUUUAUUAAGUAUUUGACAGUCUACAUGAAAUAUUCUCGGCGCGUUUCGGCCGAAAUAUUAUAUUAUACGAGAAUAGAGUAAUAAAAACGCGACCGAUUCGAAUAAUUUACAUAAUAAUAUUAUUAUUACUAUAAAAAUAUACGCCUAUAGCAGCCGUCAUAGUUCUUCCGGAACGUCUCGAUUGCGAUUUUCCGAUCUACGAGUGAUGUAUAACGAUAAUUUUGUCGACCGGAAACAUUGCAAAUGUAACAACUGAUAUUUCGCAAAGGGUCGUUGACGAUCGCGUUAAGUGGUACACGCACGUACUGUUACAGUCACAUAGCAAAAAUAUAACUAAAAAUCGCUUGAUUUUAGUUUUAGAGCAAAUAUUAUGAAACUCAAAGCACAUGGUAUUCAGAAGGGCGCCACGCUGCGUUUUUUUUAAAUUUUAAAUUCAUUUUUUUUGAAAAAUUAUAGCCGUUUUAAAAUAUUGAAAUUGUCGUAUUUCCUAACGAUUUACUGAGCGUUACAUUCGAAAUUGUAAAAAUGCGCAGCGUGGUGCUUUUCUGAAUGUCGUUUAAAUUAAUUUUUGUAACAGAUGCUUUUCAAACCAAAAUCAAGUGAGUUUUACUCAGUCUGCAUAAGCAUAUUUUUGCUGUGCUGCCCGUUAGUGGACCGAGAUCGUAAAUGCGGAUACGACGGCCUCUUAAUACUGUAUUUCGGUCUCGUUCGCGUUAUUUUUGUUUUUUAUGUGCGCAUAUACAUGGUGAUUAUAUUUUUAAUUUUUAUCAUCACGCGAACAUUUCGAGUAUUUGAUAUGUGGUAGUAUUUCAUAUAACAUUGGUAAUUGAUUUUUAUUUCAACGAAUUUGCGUACGUAAAGAACAUUUUUUAAAAAUUCAGACACUGUAGCGAAUUAUGUUAAUUGAUAAUUAAUAUAAAUAAAUACAUAGUUAUAAAAUGAGUUGUAAGGUUGUUAAGUAACUUAAAGUAAAAUUCGAUAAAAUCUAGAGCCGCAUCAACAGUUUCAUUGUCCACAUCAUUUCAUCAGUCGCGGCACUAUACACAACCUCGAAAUGCUUCCGAACUUAAUGUUUGGGCACGUUUCAAUGAUAUGCCGAAUUUUUUGUUCGGUUCCACUUGAGCAAAAGGAAUAAUCUUACGUUUCCCAUUUGUGCAGAAAGCUAUUGUUUCUGUUCAGGUCCGUUCUGGUUCUAUUAAAAGUCAACUGCACGGUCCACGGAAAGUUGGAGCCGGAAACUUUUGAAAGACAAAGGGUCUUCAUCAAUGUCACAUUUCGUACCUUUCACUCUAUCCAACGAGUUUUCCACGUCUCGAAAGUCGAUUGUCGGGAAUUCUAAAUAUCAUAUACUGGGUGAUUGUUUUUAUUAUGAACUAGCAAUUUUUUUGGAGGAUUUUAAGUGAAUUUGAUUUUUUUUUAAUCAUUCUGGAAUCGGCUAAGGUUUAUUUUAAAGUAAUUUUUAAUUUUUAAUCCCUAUUCAGUAUACCUGAAAUAAAUAUAUAUUUAUGUUUUUCAAAAACCACCCUAGGAACCUCUUUUUUUGAACACAGAUUUGAAUAGAGAAUAUUUUUCUUAAAAUUGUAUUAUGCAUAACACUAAUAUAAAAUGUACAGUUUAUGAGUUAUAACAGUUUAAAGUUUAGACUGGAGGAGUAGGGAAGGGUAAUAUGUUGCAUAUCUAUUUUUGAAUGAUCAAAUGAUAACUCUUCCCUACUCUACCGGUCUAAACUUUAAAUGGUUAUAAAUCAUAAAACGGUAAAUUUGAUAUAAGUGUUAUGGAUACCAAAAUUUCUAAAAAAUUAUUCUCUAUUUGACCCUGCGUUCAAAAAGGGAGGGUCCUAAUUGAAAAUCAAAAAUAUUUACUUAUUUAAGGUAUAUUGAAGAAGGAUAAAAAAUUUAAAAAGUUUUUAAAAUAAAGUUUAAACGAUUCUACAACGAUUAAAAAAAAAAAAAAAAUUCAAAUUCACUUAAAAUCCUCCAAGAUAAUUACUGGUUCAUAUCACUGUAGAGUACUAUGAUUUUAGAGUUUUUGUGAGUGUCAUGUUUUUAUAUAUAAGGAAAUUAGAAUAAUUCAAUAACUUCCUUGUUAUUGAUAAUGCACUAUCGCAUAAUUGCUGAAUAGAUAUUAUGUACGGCUUAGGUACAUCAUUUAUCAAUAUAAUUAAUUUGGAGUUCUUAACAAAUAGAUAUGUCUAAGUUAAAACAAGUUACCUAAAUUGCUUAAUAUUUAAAAUGUAUGUAAAUAAAUUCAGUUUACUUAGGGAGCAGCUAUACACCCUGUUCUCUCAUUUGCGUGCUUACGAUCGGUAAUAUUAUUACGGAUAAAUUUAAUUGUUUUUUUCGCCGCCUUUCUUUUACUCGAGUAGUAUUUUUCCAAAAACGGCUACGGGGUAAAAAAAAAACCACGAGAAACAACGAAUUACGCAAUUCCAUAUUGUAAUGCUCGUACAAUAUGUUUUAUUAACGUGUCUCGCUAUCAAUUGUUAUUUUCCUACGAUAUUAUUAAUAACAUAAUACGAUGGCGUGUGUGUGUGCAGGAUCGUAUAAAUCAUAAAACUAUCCGUUUACUACGGCGGCGGCAGUUUUUUUUUCCUUUACUAGGAGAGCAAUAUUCAGUUUACAUUAUUUUUUUUUUUUUGAAACUCGAGUUUAACCGUGGGUUAUAAUGCCAUACUAUAAUCUAUUGUACUCCGUUGAAUUUAUAUAAUAUUAUAAUAUUUGUGAUAGGUAAUCUAAUGUCGUUCGUAUGCCGCACGAAACUAAAUCACAUAUAAUAUAUUUUAUCUUAAUACGCGUGUUCCGGUAUACAUAUUAUAGGUUUCCAUAUUAAAUAUGCGCAAUAUAUCAAUUUUAUUUCGAAUGGUUGCUCUGCAAAAAAAAAAAAAAAAAAAAAAAAAAAAAAAAAAAAAAAAAAAAAAAAACAAAUAAAUAAAAAUGAGAAGGGAAAAGAUUAAAUCUAUUAGAUUAUAGUACAAUACAUAGUAUAUUAUUUUCGUCGUCCGACGUUUUUCGACAAAGUAAUAUUCUAUUAUUAUUAUUGCAACGAUAUAUUAUUAUCUACACUGUGCAGUGUGUGUGUGUGUGUGUGUGUGUAGUGUAAAGUACACACUGCUGCAGUCAUGUUCGGAAAGCAAUAAAAAAAAAAAAUCACCAAACUAUUCUUAAACACACAAAACCGCGUUAAAACGUACCUAUACCACGGUAAACAUAUACGUAUCUAUAAUAAUGGCGCUUAAUUUAUUAUUAUUGUACCCGACGCCUUUGUAUUUGGGAUAUUCGAAAAACCGUACUUAAACAUCAUACAUGAUGUCUGUUCAAGGGUUUUACAACAAAGACUAGCGAUCUUCACGAGCACUUAACAAAAAAAAAGUGAAAGUGUACACAAGCGGAACGCGAGUGUUUACAUAUUUUCGAUGCUGGUCGGGAACAUUUGCGAUAAUCUCGCGGGUUGAUUUGAAAAAAUAAAAAUGCCCAACACGUUAUCUAGACUCAAAAUGGUUAUCUUUUAGUCAAUUUUCUUUUGAUUUUAGUAGGUAAUUGUUAUUUAUUAUUUCGGUACCUAUACAAAUAAUGUUUAGUAGGACUUUUCACUCGUAUAUACGCACGAUGGUGUCUAAAGUAAAUGUGACAUAAAUCCGGAUUCUCCGGAAACACAACAAUUUCGAUUUCAAAUUUUACAAUAUUCGGGUUCCUGAAUACAAAAACUGAAACAUCUGAUAAUCUGUUUUUUGGUUUUUCUAUUUUUAUAUUUAAACCAAACACAUUUUUAUUGCGAUUAGAUUUUGUAAAAAUAAUAUUUGAUUUAUAAAAUGUAAGCACUUGAUUUUAAGCACUAAACUUAGGCGGGUUGGAUAAAUAACGCGAAACGGAGACCGGCAAAUACUAAACGGCCAAAAUGAUCGGGCGGAAUAAGGAAAGAAUGAAGAUCGCCGUGCGAGGUGGACCGGGAAAAGUGAGACGGAGGCUUAAAUGGUCUCUAAAAAAAAGCCUUAAGAACACGCGAAAUACAAUUUUAGUUAUGAUAAUGAUUUCAUUGUAAAUAAUAACAAAAAAAAUCUGAAAUUCGGAUUUACAAUAUCAAUUAUUCCGGAACUUCGAACUUGGGCCAGACCGUGUUUUUCCCAUCACUACGGCCAGUGCACAACAAUAAUAUAAACGCAGAGUUCGGUACACCAGAGUUUGGUAUAACGUCGCGUCUGAACAUCACUGGCCGUACGAAAACACAAAAAUCACGAGAAAACCGUGUCGUUUCGUGCACAUAAAUUUAUCGAAAUUGCUGUUUGGCGGUACCUAUAUGUAUAUUAUCGCAGUGGAAUCGCGUCGAUGAUAUACAUUAUACGUGUAAAUUUGUGUGUUAUAAUAAACGACGUCGUUAAAUUAUUAUUAUUUCCUCGCGGUCGCCGUCGAAUUCGGGACGCGGACCGCACGAAAACCACGAGCGUCCGUUUCCCAGAACGUAAUAAUAAAAUAAUAGUCAAAGUCAAUUGAACCGUCGUCGUCGUAGUCGAUUUAUAGACCAUCGUGGCGCGGUGUUGGCAGUAAAAAAAAAAAAAAGUAGUCGAAAAAAGGGGAAAAUUUAUAUUUGCGGCACGCCGUUUAACAUAUGUGGCGCCCGAUAAAUUUCACGAGAAGUCCUCGCCGCGGUGUCUCCUGCGUUAUAAACCGAAACAACCGCCGGUUCGGAAUAAUAAAUUCUCGUAUCUCGCGAUGCGUAUACGCGGGUUAAUAACGCAAUAUAAUUUUAUACGACCCGCGGCGCGCCGCGCAAUACCCGCGCGAACGGCACGGGAAUCGUUCGAACGCGCAAUAAUAUUUACAGGAGAGAGACUGUACAACGAUGAUGCUGAUGAUGAUAAUAAUAGUAGAGACGCCGAAGGACGUCACAAUUUGCGGGCGAUAAAUUUACGACCGGCCGCGAGAUCGGGACGAAUAAUAACGCCGCGGACCCGUUAUGUACUUAUACGAGUGUUCGCGAGGCUAGGCGAGCGAACGCAAUCACUCGUUAUUGACUCGGUUAGGUAUUAAUCGAUAGAAAAAAACAAAAAAAAUUAGUUUAAUAUUAUAUUUCACGACACGGGUAGCCGUGGCCACUGCGGUCGUAGGCGGGAUGGUUUGCAAGGCAUACGGUAUGCAAGACUAUUUUUUAGUUUGUACGCUGUAUACGCGAUUAAUUUGCUGUUGGUAUUCGUAUGCAGUUCACUUCGAAAAUCGGGACGGCCGAUUCGAAAGUUCAACAAAAUUAUCCCGCCACUCAUUGAGUAAAUGUUUAAAAAUCAAAAAAAAAAAAAAACACGUACCGAAAUCAAAAGUUAAAAUUAAAUUAUAUUUCGACUUUACAACUCGUUAAUAACGUUUCCCGGUCAAAAUACAAAAUAUCUUGGAAUAAUACGCAAUCUCAAAGAAAGUUAUAAUCUAAACAUUAGUGUAUAUAUAAUAUUUUAACAUUUAAUUAGGCGUCCGCGGUGUACGAAAUCAUUUUAUUAAAAAUAUAAUUAUUUGCGCGCACAAAUAUUGACAUAAUAUUAUGUAUUCAGUAAAAAUGUACUGAAACGCAAUAAUAACAAUAAUAUAAAUAUAAAUCCUAGAGAAUUUUUUUUUUUUUAUUUUUACAGAAGACAUUUCAGAGACAUUUCGUCGUGGAUGUUCCCGCGGGAGAUAUUUUAAUUAUCCAAUAAUCGCCGCGUUCGGCGUAUGUAAUAAUAAAACGCUUAAUGUUAAAAAAUAUCACCGGUUUAAUAUUAUUACGCGCGUUUUAUCGAUAAAAUCGACUCGAGCGGACCGCGUCAACAUAUUAUUAUUAUUAUUCACAUCCCGCACGCACGUCGCGCGGUAAUCUCGUUAUAAAAUCGCGUAUUGGUAAAUCGAACUCGUCGAAUUCGAUUUGGAUUGAUAAUGUUAUAUUUUAUUCCAUAAUCAUAGGCCGUAAAAAUUUUUUUAAUGACGAUCGGCGUAAAGAUUUCCCGUGUAUGACGAAACACACUCGCAUAAUAACAUAAUAUUAUUAUUACCGAGUGGUUCAAAAGUCUUCGCGGCUUUGAUCUCAAUCUUUCGUAUUUAUUUUGAACAAAUGAAUACACACGUAUUUUUCCCGGAGAAAAUUUAAAAAAAAAAAAAAACCUCGUGUCACAUUCGUCUCGAGUCGAGGCUGCGAAAAAGAUUUAAUUCAUGUAAUAACCGUACCGUCUCGGUGUCUUAGCAGACACUGCGAAUUACGGUGACGAUCAAAAAGUAAGCAAUUGCCGUCGAAAUUCUAUUACGGUCUAAAUGUAUCGAUAUUUUCCUCGUGGUACACCGGCGAUAUUUCUGGUUAACAUUCGCAAAGGAGUCUUUGAGGGAUUUUAAUUGGGCAUAUUGAGCCGAAUAUUUCGGAAAAUGACAAUUUUAACACUUAGAGUGUACCACAUUCGUCUAUCACAUUGUGAUUUGUUAGGAUUUCUACUAUCCAGACCAGAAUUUUUGAACAUAAAGUGGUACACAAGAUGAUAAAAACACGAUCAGCAACGUUUGGGAAUAAUUUGACAGAGCUUGGACAAGUUAACCAAUUCGUUUGAACUAGUUUAAGUUAAGUUACUUAGAAAAAUAAUAAUUAUAUUUAGGCACUUCGUUAAAAUUUUACAAUAUGAAUGCUAUUGAAUAACUAAAUUACACUCAAUAAUAUUUACUGAAGUUAAAACUUUAAAAUUACCCUUAACUAUGCACUCGUAAACGUAUUUUGUACUUUAAUAUAUUUUAUAUUUCUAUAGACUUUCUACCUAUACAAGACAUGCGUGGGUAUCCUAUGUAUGUUCUUCUUGUUAUACCAUUACGAUAUUCCGUAAAAAUACAUAAUAUUUUUAGCGAAAUAUGUAUACAAAAAACUUAGAAACACAGUUUCUAAGUUUCUAUGCAAACAUUUAUUCGUAAGUAACUUUAAUUUCAACAGAUACAACCGAGUCAAGUAAAAAUGAUUUAUUAAACAAAAUCUCCGAGUAAUUUUAAUUAACAUUCUUUUCGGUUUUUUUUUUCAACUGUUUGAGUUAUAGAGGUUGUUUUUUUUUUAGGGAACUAUUAUAAAUUAACAUUUAAACUUUCCGUUAUUGUUUUGAAAUUCACCGCGCACUCUGGCGCAUUAUCGUUCGUUUUUAAGAAAGGAUUUUUCUUCUCUAUCGGACGCGUAGACUUUUGAACCACCCUGUAUUUUACAAACAAAACGCCGCCGUGGCGUGCAGGUAAUUUAUAUCGUUUCUCAUCACACGUUUCUCCGUCGUCGCUUCGCCGUCGAUUAAAACCCCGACGGUGCAGCGGACGUGGUCGGACUUUUAGGUAGGCGUGCGGCGUUUUCGAGCCCGGUCCCUCCUGAGCACGCGUAUCUCACCGGUAAAUCUCUGUAUAAUAAUGAUAAUAUUAUUAUAUACGAAUCCGGAGCCGACUACCGAGCCACGGCGGAUGCUGUGCGCGUGUGUAUAUACUCACAUUUCGUUUCGUUUUUUUUUUGUGUUUUUAAAUUUUAUUUCGUUCUACCGGUUUGACGUUUAUGAUGUACGACGGGAGAGACCGCACGAGUCGUGUUUUGCCUCGGAGACGACGACUGUUAUUCGCAUUUUGUCGUAUUAUAUCGUGCUGCAGUUGCUGCAAACUCUUGUAGACGGUUUUUUUUUUAUUAUUAUUAUUAUUAUUAUUAUUACUAUUCGGAAAGGAUUUUUUUUUUUUUUUUACAGUUUCACGACGCUCAGCCACAACCACCGUAACAAUUUAUGUUUCGUCGCGGUCCUUUCCCAUCCGUUCGUAUUAUACACUAAAUAAUAUUAUCGCGAUAUUUUCGGUCGGUUUCCUCGUAAAGCGGACUGCGACUCGCGAAAAAAAAACUAAUUGUAAAUUAUAAUAUUUGCGGGGGCUGACGAAAUUUCCCCUCUCCUCGCCCUGCAACAUUUUAUUACAUACACACACACACACAUGCUUGUCAAAAUAUUUUCGAAAUAAAUUGAAUGGCAAUUCGAAGGAGAGGGGGGGGUGGGGAGUUCUAUACUUCUGUCUAGCUGCAGUUGUCGGUUUCAUAAUAUUUCUUAUAUCAUAUGCUUCAGUAUAUUACAAUAUUACUCGUUUUCGUUCUUUACCACGUGGCUACGCGUCACUUUUGUUUUCUGCACUUUUUUUUUCUUUUCUCAUUGUUCGUAUCCUCCGAGUUUAUUGGACGGCUCACGUACUUGGCCUACAACUAUUAUAAUAGACACACGCGAAUACGAUUAACGUCGAACAGCUCUAUAAUAUUAUUAGAAAAACCAAACGACAAGCAGCGGAGACGUGUAUCGUAUUGUCUUAAUAAUAACAUAUUGCGGUGUAUUCCGACGAUUCGGUUUCUUGUCUAUACCAAUUGACUGAUGCGGUUGGCGCUUUGAAUGGAAUUACAGAGAGUUCUAUACAGUAAACGUUAUAAUAAUAAAUUGUCGUGCCACGAUGUCGAGACGAUAUAGAAACGAGAAAUGUAUAAAUCCCGGACGAUGUUUCGGCUGCGCGGGGGCUUAUGCAUACACUUUCUGUUUUAUUUGCGACUAUUAUGUUUCAUCAUCGUCGUGACAAACGAAUACUCGAACGGAAACUUUACUCGCACGAGUCACUCGCAUGUGCGCGAGUUGUGAUUGGUACUAGAUGACGAUGAUGGGUCAGAUUGUGAAAACGCUAAAAACCAAGCGAUAACAUAAAACAAUAAUUAAAAUAUACGAUAGCAGACAAAUAUGUUUGUUCAAAAAAAAAAAAAAACGUAUACAUAUAUUUAAAGUAGAACGUGUAACCCUCCUUAGUAAAGCUAUGAGUUAUGUACUUUUGUUGGAUUAGCGAAAGACGGACAUUAACAAUAUAUCAGUUAAAAAGUUAAUUCUUUGACUUUUCGUCUUAACUAUAAUUAAUUAUUUUUUCUUUUAUACAAUGCACAUCGCUAGUUACAGUUAAUGGUUUCAACUGCCGAUUUUCAUAAAUAUCUAAUUACGUUAACGCGUUGAAGACGAAUUAAACCUGUUUUUUGUUAUUUUAAUUUGUUUGUAUAGAUUUGUAUAUUUUUUUGUAUACAUUAACAUUUAAUUGGCUGUACCGCGGUAACGUAAUAAUAUGUCAUACUAGAAGAUACAAUUUAAUAAAUUGCAUACAAAUAAUAUUCAAUAUAAAUACAAAAUUAAGUUUACAUUAAAUUUACGUUAACCGCCCUAACCCAACACAACCUAACCUCUUACUUUCGGCGUCUAAAUGUACAAAUUCCACAUGUCGCACACCCGCAGACGUAACGCUACGGUGCGAUACUCGCCGUGCAAAAUAUUUCGCUCGGUUAUUUUUAUUAUUAAACGCAAAUAACUUUUGCUCGAGUAUGUUAUUCGAUCUCUAUGUAGAUUUGUUGACCGCAAAAAUUCAAAAUUUACACUGAAACGUGAUCUACACGAUACCUGCGCAGUAUAAUAUUAUGUAAACUAUAUAUAUAUAUAUAUUAUAGUCGAUCCGUGAUGUUCAGAUGGCUUAAAAUCAACUAGUAGAUCGAGAACGCUAUAAUGUAAUAUAUACAUUUAUUUUGUCUUUUUUUUUUUUUUUAAAUAGACAGACCGGAAUUUAUGUUUUUUAAUCGAAAUAAUUUAUAGUCGCCAUCUAUGAAAUAUUAUCCGUUUGCUGUUUUUUUUUAUUUUGACUAGAUAUAGUCUCGUAAAUAUUUCAGUACAUCAAAUAAUGCGGAAUUUCUGCCCGCUGGUAUUUCAUUUGAAACAUCGAACAAAUUCAGCAGUCCGUCCACUGUGUCCUUUUUUGUCGUUGUUUGAAUUUUGUUAAUUUGUUCAAAAUCGGUUUUUCCUUCGAUUAUCCCCUCGGAUCCGUCUCUGUCUCGUUACGGUCAAAUAACUCGAAUAGUUAUUAAUUAUUACAUGAUAACAUUGUGUUUUUGUUAUUGUUUUUAGUUAACGUCCCUUAAAAAAAAAAAAAAACACCGUUUAAAGGUCGAAUUCGUUACAUUAACAUAACACGUUUUCGUCGUAAUAAUAUGUUAUUACAAAACUAUAUAUUAUGUAGUAAAAGUGGAUCGAAAAACUCGUAUCGAAUAUUAACGAAGGACGCUUCCAUCUUUUUUUCGUAUCAUCAUCGAGAUUUUAUUGGCUGACGAUUUUUAGAUUCUGAGCACAGCGAAGAUUGGCUCUACUAAUGACGUGUGGAUUUUUUCCCCCUAUCUGUAAACAACUUUUUUCUACCAGGAAAGGUCCACAGAAUAUACUAAUUAUUAUAGUAGCCUUUAAAAAAUGUUCUGAAACGUUCUGGCGAUUUUUGAACUAUUUAUAGGUAUUUGCAAGGCAUAGUUUUUACAUGUUGUUUUCUGUGGAUAUAAUUGUUUUGGUCAAACAUAAAUGCUUGAAAAUUUAACACUAAGUUUAUUAUAAGUUUAGUCAUAAAAUAAAAAAAGUCGAGUCUAAUGUGCGGUUUUUUUUUGUAAUCGUUUUAAUUCCAAUUUUGACGAAAAUCGUAAAAAAAAUCAAGUAAUUCGAAUUCGUGUUAACGGAAUUUUGUUCAAAAAUUUUUUUUUUUGACUACCGAUUGUGAUGCUGAUAAUAUUGUGUUAUACCGGAUUUUAGUAUAAUAUAGAAAAUGACGAACAGGGUUGUUUUGUGCACGCGUUCUAUAAUUAAACACCGUUCACAUCUGAUGAACUAACAAACAUAGCCAGACACUUGAGGUUAGCUUGCCAAUAUUUCAACACGUAUUUUUUCCCCGAUUUUAUUUUGUUUUUAUUUUUGACGCUCGGCCAUUGAUACCUAUACGAAACGGUUUUUUUUUUUUUUUUUUUUUUUAAAUAUAUAUAGGUAUUGAAGGAGAUACCGUCCGAUCGUUCGAUUGCAACGGAGACGGUUUAAAUCUAUUACGAUCCGGCGUUAAAUGAAGACGUACCUAAAACGAUAAAAAAAAAAAAAAAAAAAAAAAAAAAAAAAUAUAAAUAAAUUAUCAAACGGGCACGCGGUGCAGUAAUAUUUAACGAGAAGAACAUAUUAUAAUAAUAUAGUUUCGAAAUAUUUUCUCUAUAGGUUUUUUAUGGUAAAUCUUUAGGUGCCUAAAAACAUAGAAAUACUUUUUUUUUUGUAUAUACCUAUAUGUAUAAUAGGUACAAUUUAUUCGAAUAUUUUAAAACGUUCGCAUUAUAAUUACCAUAUUAUCUAUAUAAUAUUUCGUAUUAUAUUAUAUACUAAUCGCCGGUGGUUUAAAACCCUAUAAUGUAAAAAAAUACGUCAAUAUAAUAGGGAAUACAUUAAACGUACUUAAAGAAAGAAAACAACGUUGAUGGCUCGUAAAAUUCGUAGAUUAUUGCGAAAACGACUUAAGAGGAUGUCACGGUAGCGCAUAUUAUAUACUUAUGUCGUCUCUGAAUUUCCAACGGGCAAUAUAGCAAAUAUAACGUGUUUUCAGAGUUUUGAUAGUACUCGGAUUCUAUACAGUGUGUCCCACGUAUAUAUACCGAUUAGGUACGAUAUAAAUAACAUGAACGUAUUGGAAAUUAUUAACUUUAAUUGGAUUAUUAUUUUUGGACAAUUUGAGAAAUGAGUAGCUCUUAAAUAUGAAAUUGCAAUCUUUUUUGGUCACCCUUAUAUUUUUGAAGGCGUAACGACUACUCACUAACCUACCUUUGGUUUUCAAAUGGCAGCCUAUACGGAAUGAUUUAUAUUAAGCGUGCCCACCUCAUUAUUUUGGUUAAAUUUCGUAUAUGUUCAAAAUUGGAUUUUUGGAAUUUUCAAGUCGACAUUUUCGAAUACUUAGAUAUUUCACAAAAUUUGAGUUUUCCGUGGCGAUGUCAACUUUGGUUUUUCAAAUAAGAACUUAUAUUAAAAAUUCCAUAAAUAGAUAUAAAGUAUUUAUUAGUUUAAAUAAAUGUCAGUGUUAACAUUUUUUGAUUUCCGUCAACCCGUUGACGAUAGAUAUUCCACUUUUAAGUUUGGGUAGGGGGUAGUAGUGGAGCUAUUUAAAUUCCGUGCGCUAUGCCGCCACUAAAAUUAUACUUGUUUCUUAUAAUUGCCAAAAACUAAAGUUAAUAUAUUUUCGUUUUCGAAAUAUCGGAAUGGGUAUAUCAUCGUAAGACACCUUGUAUAAAUAUUCAAUAGACUUGUAACCAGUACCGUCGUUACCACGGAUAUUCGGGUGUCAUAACACUCAUAAUCCUAGAACCGAUUUAAAAGACUUGCAUGAACACAUUUUUGUUAGACCUACUGUUUAAAAUACAGAUACGUAUUUUGUACGUCCUAUACCGAGAUAGCGUCCACUUAAGAUGAUAUUACCGCACGGAUAUUAUUGAUGUGUGGCGCGCUACAUAGUAUACGAUAUUUUCAGCGCGUUUUUUUUUUUUUUUUUUUCUAUUCCGAGCGUAGGAAAUUUUUAAACACCUUCUAAAAAUAUAUAAUAUAUGUGGCCCGAUUAUUUUUUACGCGCGUAACAUAAACAAUCGUUCGGAAAUUCGUACGCAAGCUGCUGUUAUAUACAUUUUGAAAUUUCAAUUAUUCUCGCCCGCGCAAAAAAACCGGGAAAAAAGUGUUCUGUUUUGUAUAUGCACGCGUAAGUGUAUAAAUAGUUUCUCCCCCCCCCAGCUAUAAUACAGUAUCGCGUUAUUGUUAAUUUCGUGCGUAAGCGUUACGAGUCGAGAACCACGGAAAAAAAAAAAAACUACGCAAAAUUCUUGUUACGUAUUAUUAUUAUUAUUAUUAUUAUUAUUAUUAUUAUUGUUAUUAUUAUUACAGUGACGUAUAUAAUAGUUUCCCGGCGUUGAAAGAAAUAAUAUGCGCGGCCGAUACAUUCCCGCGGUAUCCGAACACCCCGCGCGAUUUCGAAAUUAAAACGCGGGCGCCACACUAUCUAUCGGAUAAACAAAUACCUAUGUUAGAUAUUACAUAAUUUAUUCUAUUUUCGAUUCCGCGUCGAUUCGAAUACGACUCGGCGAUAAAACUCUCGAUACGGCGAUUAUGUCCGUUGCACUGUACGCAUACUGUUGCGUGCUGCGGCCGCGGGGGCUCGUCAUCCGUUAGUCGUGUAAUUUUAGAUUUUUAAGUGGCGAUAUAUUACUGCGAAGAGGCUAUAUUGUUCGUGGUCCGACGAAAACCGUAUUAGCUGAUAUAUGUUUUAAACGCCAUUGUUAUUCCGGAUAAUUAUAAUGGGAUAGUAUGCCUGUAUCAAUAUAUAUAUAUAUAUAGCUGACUAGCGACGUGGCGAGCGGUUUAACGAGGAUUUUUUUUCAGGCUCCGAGUGCAGCGAAGAAAACGUAUUAGUUUCAACGAGACGUGUGUGUGUGUGUUUUUUUUUCUCUUGGUCCAUAAAAACACUGAUCAUCACAAAAAAAGCGCAUUUACGAAUUUGGCGACCUUUUUUUUUUUUUUACUCAUAGGCGCCGAUAGAUGUGUUUAACCCCAAACAAAAUCUUUUAAGCCCCUCUUAAUUAAGAAAGUGCACAUUUUCUUGUCGUUAAAAUGAUACCUCAAUGCGUAAAUGUUUUUCUCUUAGUAUUAUUAUGAUAUUAUGUAUGACAAAUCAACGAUUUUCGUUAGGGAAGGAGCGGGGGGGGGGAGUGAAAACACGAAACGUGUCUUUUUUUUUAUUUCCAUAUACCUACACGUUUUCGCUCAUCAGAUUUUGUCCGAUUUGUGGGUGUAUUUCAGUAUAGUUAGUAUAGAUUCAUGCAUGUUAAUUUGGAGUCAUGAAAUUUCGGGUAUGCCGGGUACUUGAGAGCCCUGCAUGCAGAAGUACCUGUUUAAUUUCGGGAGGUGACCAUAGUAUUGACGUGGUUGUUUUUUAGUAUAUGAUUGGUACCGAAGACGAAUGCACAAUCGUUACUAUAAAGUAGGUGAUGCAGACAUUUUUCGUUCAUAUACGAUGAUAACCGCAGGAAUGGCAUUAAAACUGUACGCGUUGGUAAUGCGACAUUUACCGAAACCCGUUUCGAGUUUGAGACGACAUACCUACGUACCUACCUAUACCUAUCUGCCCGUCUAAACGGUUUAAAUAGAAAAAUGUCACGCAGUAGCUGGUAGCCUAAUUUUUCACGUACGCCCUGAGUAUGCGCAGAAUUUUUUUUUCAUAUUUGUUUUGUCGGUACAAUAGCGUAAUAAACGGUCCGAAAAAAAGCGCAGAUAACAUUUUACUGUUACGGAUGUAAAUAGUAGCGAUCGUUUAAAUAUAUUUUUUUUUUUUUUAUCAUUUGUACAGUAUAGUUGUUUAUUUACGUAACAAUGACGAAACAUAAAAUGUUCUGGUAAAUAAUUUGUUUUGUUUUUUUUUUAUCUAUACGACUAGCUACUAGCUGUUGUACACGCUUUCGGCUUUUUAAAAUAUUUUAUUGCUGAUUAAAAGUGUAUUUUUAUGUUUCUUUUACACAUGCGAAACAAACUACCUAUUUAUAAUUAUAAACGCUAUUUAUUCUUUUUACCUUUAUUGUUUAUUUUAAAUUUGUCGAUAGCUUUAAACAUAAAUGAUCACGUAUACGUUACACCGUGUCUCGUUUUUGGAUUUUGGGUUUUCUAUUAUCCUCGCCAUUUCGCACGUCAUCAGUUCGUAUUUGAUUGACGUGUCUAAUCGAAAGGUCGUAAUGGUCGUAGGCAUCUAAAAUUUGUAAUUGUAAAAUAUAUCAAACAAAGACAGGAAACCCCCCCCCCAAAAAAAAAAACAGUGUAACAUUUCACGUUAUAUGAUCGUAUGUCCGUGUACAGUGUUCGAUACUGCGCAGCUCGUGUAUUUGACGAUCGUAGUGGAAAUACCGCGUCGGCUCUAGUAAUCGGAAUUGUAAUUCACUUCGUUUAUGGCGACCCUGUUUGACUUGUGCGUCAAUCCUGAUCGUUCAAAUAAAAGAUGUGCCUACAUUACCAUAAUACGAUUGUGGUUAAAAGGAACAUAAACGUGAUGGUUAAACACUCGACGAUGUCGUUUGUUAAACGGUAAUCGAAAACAACUAUGACGAAAGAUCCAAAACGUUUGGGCAAACAAAACGGUGAUUUUUUUUUUUUUUUCGGCGUUUCGUAUACGUUCACCGGCAUUUCAAUUGUGUUCGAAUUUUUCUCCAAUAACCGUCAAAGUUUGUUUAACAGUUUCCGCCGAUGCGGGCAGUAAAUAAUAACGAUACAAAAAAAAAAAACCUCUGAUUUAUUGUUACAUCACGCGGAUCAAAUAAAAGUCCCAUUAUUUUUGUAACGGCGGAAAGUUUGACCGUGACAUUUUUUACGAAAAGUUUUGCGAAAUAGCCGUGUUCUAACGCGUCUAACUCGGUCUCCUUGUGUCUGGCGCUACUUACCGGAAAAGUGAAAUGGACGAAAUACCGAUUACGGACGAGAUAAAAAGAAAUGUAAUAAAUUUCGACGAUUUGAGAUUGGAUAUCUGUCGAGAAAGUUUUUGAAAACUUAAACGUCUCCGUUCCGAAUUAAACCGUUCAGAUUUUGUUUUGUUUCUUUUUGAAAUCUCCCAUCUCGAUUCGAGAUUUUAACGGAAAAUCAUUCUCCUCGAAAACUCGGCGGAUAUGUUGAGUUUAUUGUUUUGGGUAUUUUUUACUGCACGGUUUUAGGAAUUUAACACCCUACGGCCCAGCAAGCAGUUAAAUUCAAAUUAUGUAUAGUCGUGCUCUUAUUUUGACGGUUUUUUUUUUUUUUUUUUUGUUUUGUCUGUUGCAGAAAAAUUUCGAAGAGGAAUGCGUUUUCAACGAGAUGAUCGAACAACACCACUACAACACGUAUUCGUCGGCCAAGUACACCAACGACCGGCGGACCCUGUACCUGGCCCUCAACAAGCGGGGCAUGCCGCGCAAGGUGCAGGUGAAAGCCAACGCGCCGCUGGGCAAGCUGUCCACGUACACGCGCGUGCUGACGCAGUCCGUGUCGGCAGAACGGGUGGAACAGUUGCUGGCCUCCCGACAGCCGCCCGCGUCGGGCGAGUGGCCGGCGUCGGUGCCGCACGGCCAUCGGCACCAUCACGUGUGUCCGCCUCACGUGGGACCGCCGCACCCGUCCACCAAACGCCGCAAGUGCCCGGGCACCAAGGGCGGCGGUCGGAAGAAGAACAAGGACGCGGACAGCGCAAGCCUGAAAGGGGAUGGUGGCGGCAACGUGGGAAGUAGAGAGGACGAAGACUGCGGAGGCGGCAACAAGAAGAACCGUUGCGCCGCCGGCGACGAGACCAGUCACCGGAAAGCGGACGCGGCGGGCCGGAAAAAAAAGCCGAAGAAAACGGCCGCCGGUAGGGGCGACGGAAAAGGGCACGGCCGGAAGCACGGCAAGCCGUCGAAAAAAUCGGAACUCGACGUCCCGCCACCCGAGCCCGCGGUCCUAUUCGUCGCAGUUACCACUGUCGUGCCGCCGUCCCAAUUCGCCGACGACGCGGCCCACGCGGACGACGACGACGACGACGACGACGACGGAGUGCCGCCGCCGGCCACCGCGGCGGUUCCGACAGUCUAG
This is a messenger RNA of Cinara cedri, 95951 nucleotides long. NCBI's taxonomy places the organism in Eukaryota, Metazoa, Arthropoda, Insecta, Hemiptera, Aphididae. The record is from the annotation of a GenBank genome assembly.